CACAGCCAGAGUGCGCGGAGAUGUACUAACACAUCCUUACAGGGAAGCAAGUUCAGCACCACACCGGCUCCUAGCUCUCCCCGCAGGGCUCUCUCCCAUUCCCCCUGAGUGCAGUCACCGCACAGUCCCUGGUUGACAGCGUUCUUGGUAUCUGUGGCUGCAUUGCACCUUGUGUGUCUGUCUCUCCGGGUGUUCUUUGUCUCUGGAAUGGAGAAGUAUUUGCCCCAGCUGCUGGCUGAGAAAGACGCCCUGGAUCCCUCAUUCACUCAUGCUAUCAGGAUGGUCAAUGAAGGUGAGGAGCUGACAGUGAGUUUAAUGCUGUACCCAGGGAACCCCCAAAUCCCUCCUGCACCCACAUUAUUACUAGGUAAUAGUGUGCAUUCUGUGUGUAUGUAUGGACAAGGAAUUGAUUGCCUUUUCAUCUGGUGCUGAAAUACUUUUAAUUUCUGGAUAUCUAGACUGUCUAUUUAUACUGAGUAUUUUUUCCCUGCUUUUGUUCCCUGGAUUUGAGCAUUAUGUGCAGUUUAAUCAGACCAGAUGCAGCAUUCUUCAUUAUUUUUUUUAUUUUAUUUGUAUUUUUUUUUUUUUUUUGUAUGUGACAGUAACCUUGGUUUGUGAGAUUCCAUAGAAUUCUGUGAUUUUUACUGCUGGUCUUGACAGCUCUAACUGAUCUCAAAACCUCUUUUAACAUGUGCUCCUGUUGACUGGGGAGUAUUUAAUUUCCCAUUAGUCUGUACAGGUAGAUUCUGGAGAAAUCAGAUUUCCUGCCCUUCUAGGGGGCUUUAAUUUGGGAAGAUUCUGCUUUGCAAGUUCCUUAUUCUAACUGCAAAGACUAGGCUGCAGUUAAAAAAUCUUUCAUAUCUCUGCAGAAAAUGAUAAUCUAAAACUUUUUUUAUUUCUCUGAUGAUACAGACUAGUUCUCUUGCUUAUAUUUAAAUACUUGCUGAAAUAGGGUGGUAUUAAUACUGUUUUUUUUUUUUUUGUUUUUUAUAUAUAUAUAUAUAUAUAUAUAUAUAUAUAUAUAUAUAUAUAUAUAUAUAUAUAUUUGCUCUGUGCUUUGGAUGUCAUUUUAGCCUGUCUCUUGUAUUACAUUGUGUUUACAUUAUCUUACAAUAUUUUAUGAUUUAAAAAAUUUUUUUUUUUUUAUGAAGGACUUAACUAGUACUUGGUAGCUCUGCAUGAUGGGACUAGAAGUCUUUAAUUCUGACUCUCCCAGUAAUAGGUGUCUGUUACCUUAAUUUACUAUAACUUUGAUGUGUGAGAGUCAUGCCAGAUUUGAUGGAUUGCCAUUUGAAGCAUAUUAGACUUGGGGUAUUUUUUGAUUCAUCCCACCCUGUGGCUGCUUUUCUGGCAGGUUCAGCUUCCUUUCUCGUGAGUAAACAUUUUUGAAUGUAUUUUCUUGAAACUUGGCUAGCAAUCAGGCCAUCUAUAAGCUGUUUUAAUGAACAGCUUGAGGUUUCAGACUGUGCAAUGUUACCCUACAAUUAUUCUAUUUAAGACUGCUGUGGUGUGUAGUGUUUAACUCUUUAUGUGCCAGGAUAUUCAAAGAACCAUUCUUUGCUCACAAUUCAAACCCAAUAGAUGAGCACCUUAACAGAGCUGUCCAAAGCAUUGUCUGCAGAUCAUGUUUGGUUUUCACCCCAUUACGGCUAAUUACUGCUGCUGGUGGCUUUGUUAGUAAUUGCUUCAUUAUUCACAAGGUCCUCGGGCAUUUUGACUGUACAGAUGUAAAGACAUGAAGGAGAUAUUUAAUGUAACGCCAGGCUUGUUAUUGUAUGGCCCCCUUUGGUGAGGAGCAUUUGGUGUUGCAUGUGCAAUGCGUGCACACUCAGCCCCUAGAGGCAAUGCUGCAACAACAGAAGUGCGUUUUAUUAAUUCUGAACCUUCUUGGGGGCACGCAUCUUGGGGGAAAAUGUAAUAUUUCACUUCAUUCACUCAUCCAUUCUGUAAAUGCAAUCACUGCGUUCAAUUCAGUCGCAUUCUGAAACCUUGACUCUAAAUAUAUAUGGUUUUUAAGUAAUUGGGGAUAAAACAUCCUUCUAGUUAUUUAUCAUGUUAAUUAUUGAAGAUAGAUGAAAUGGGCAAAGACAAAUUGAGUUGCUAUUUGUUUGUAAUAUUACACUUAAAAAAAAAAAAAUAUAUAUAAUUUGUUUUUUUUUUUCCAUGAAUAAUUGUAAGAGUUUCUGACAAGUGACAAGAUGAGAGCCUGUUUUGCUAGAGAUUCCUUAUGUGCCAUCUUGUAUUUUGCUCUGUCUGACGCCUGUCUUUCUUGACAUGCUCAUCACUAGAGGUUUCUCACAAAUUGGCAAGAUUAAAAUGGAAUUUGUUGCAUAAUUCACACAACCUGACUCCUUCUGCAUUGGGAUUAAGUGUUCUGCACUCAGAUUCCUGUACAACACCAGUGAGAAUGCAGCUGAGCCCAGAGCUACGUAAGGGAGUCCAUUAGGCGUUAAGACCAAUAAUCUGAUAGAAGCUGGAUAUAGCAAUUCAUGGUUUAUUUUUAUUUUAUUUUUUUAGUUUACUCCUUUUUCAAAGAUGAGGUCUUUGGUCACAAAUGUUGCAAACUGAGCUGUGCACAACAAUUGUGUGUGUGUGUGUGUGUGUGUGUGUGGUGGAGUCUGUUAACUAAACCAAAUAUUGCAGAUAAUUUUGCAAGAGUAUUGUAAUGUUUCUGGCAAAACGGCUGAUCUAGGCAAUUUAUCAGGUUUUCUAUUUUGUCCUAUGAUUUGUGCCCCCCCCCUUUGUGUUUUGUUUUGUUGCACUUCUUUAGGUAAAUAACUCCCUCUGCAUCUACACCUACAAUUCCAUGUUUUUUUUUUUUUGUUUGUUUGUUUUUGUUCUCAUCCAAAGUACACUUUGAGUCUACUGAUCUCAAGGAAACUUUAAGAAAUAAAACCACAAUUGCCUUAUGGUUGUAGGAUAUAUUUCUCAGAUCCGGAUUAUACAAGGAUUUCCAGGUCCACAGAAUGUAAAGUAUCAAAUGUAUGCUUCAAUCCAUGCGUUCCAUUAGUUACUUGAUUCUGUGCUUCUUGCUUGUUGAAGAUUUCAAACAUUAAGUUUAACAAGACCUGUUUUAAGAGACAAGAAUAACAGACUACACAAAGCUGUGCUCAUUGCUGACCCUUAGCAGUCAGUCUUCUCCACUCUACUGCACAGCCUAAAUCUGUGGUCCCUGGAGAGAUUUUGUGUGCAUGAAGAUAAACACCAUUCCUGGGCUAGCGUUAAACACAAACUCUUGGCGAACAAUAUUUGAGGUGCCAUGCUUACAUUUUAUGGUGGUUCCUGUAACUGGGGAGAUCGAUCUAUUGAUCUUGCCUCACAUGACUUGUCAAUGUCCUCGUAAUCAAGUUUUCUAUUGUAUCUGAAAAAUUUGAAUUUACAGUUGCUCAUUUUUUUUCUGUAGCUUGUAUUAAUCAUUAUUACUUUCAUUUUCUCUUUUUUGCCAUUUUUAGGGUGAGUUUAACCUCUAAUAACAUCUUCUCUUUUCCUCAUAUUAAGAACUCUAAAUGAAGGUAUUUCUGGAGCUUACACCCUCGAUAAAAUAAUCAAUGUACCACAACCACAUUGUGCAGUAUUAGAAUCUAUUGAUUAACAAUAGGGCUGACAAGCCUAUGUAAUAAUGCAUUAGAAUGCAUACUUUCAGAAGUAUAAUGUGGUCCUACACUUGGAAUCUGUCCCUUCACACAUCUUUUAAAGUCCAUCAAUUUCAAUAUUUCAUUCACUACCACUCAAAAAAGAAAUCUUUUGAAAACAUUUCCAAUUGUGCCUCAGUUGCGUCCUUCAGGAAUUUCUAGUGGCCCAACAACUGGUUAUCGGUAUCUUACAUUAUACAUCUGCAUGGUGUUCUUUGCUAAAGCUAUAUAUCUAGCUAUUUUUUAAUGGCACUCAGUGAUAUUUACUAAAGGGAGAAUUUAAAGCAAGGAUUUGCAUGGGUAAAAAAAUUGGCUCGGAAAUUCGUGUGUGUGUAUAUGUCUGUCUGUCUGUCUGCUUCGGACAUUCGCAAGCGUCCGAAUGGCAUGAAAUACAUACGAAACAAAUCGUACAUGUCUAAUUCAAAGUGAUUUUUUUUUUUUCCCAUUUCACCUAUUAUGGCAUUAAAUUUGAAAUUCACUUUGAAUUUUCACCUGGUACAUAACACUGUUAAUUUUUAUAGAAAGCCAUCUUGUUUUGUUUGCUCUAAAAAAAAAAAAAAAAAAAAAAAAAAAGAUUUUACCAACUGCAAUUUAUUUUAUUUUUUUGAUUCAGUGGAUGACCUUUGUACAGUUUUGAGAUCUAUCUAGUGAAAUGCUCUCAUACUUGGCUUUAAUUUGUAAACUUGUAGAAUAUACCAGAGGCAAUGGUUUGCCUGUGCUCAUUGUUAAGUGGUUGUGUGUAGGCGUUAAUCCGCCUACAUGAAGUGGGUCAACUUUUUAUUUUCUUUCUUUUUUUUUUAAUAUAAAAACAACUGUUCAAUCUUCUUCUUUGGAGCUGAAGCGGGUUUACAGUCAGUCCCAUUUUUGGAAUAGAUAGGAUUCUAAACUAAAAACAAACAUCAGUCAUCAAUGUUUUGGUUACCUGCCGUUCACUUUCAAUGUAACAAGUUUCUUCUGUAUAUGUACUGUUGUCAUGGCUUUUAUAUUCAGGAUUCAGUUUGAGACUUGCUUCUCGUGGGAAGAGCAGUGAUAACAUAGCACAACAAAUGACUGAUUAGCACUUAAUGUUGAGAAUGCUAUUUAUUUAAACUAGUUUUGUCAAUGAGCAAUGCUAGGAAAGUCCUUUUAUAUUGCAAUAAUGUAAAAUGUGGUCAUUUUUAGGUUGCAAGUGUGAGAUCUAGUGUGGAUCUAUAACACAAGCAUAUGACAAAACUUUGGUUAUAGUCCUGUAAUGUCACUUGUAUUUCCAAAAUCUGUCUUGUCUCACACCAAAUGCUCAUGACAACUAUACAUCUACGAUAUCACCAAAUGUUGUUGUUGUUGUUGUCUUGCCUGCCAGCCCCUUUGUUGUUGAACAUUUUAUUUAAAAAACAAAAACAAAAAAAAAACUUUAGUUUGUUCAUUGACUCCUAACAUGUCAGUAUUUUCCUGGUUACUUAUGACAAGACGUCAAUGCCUCUUGAAUUCAUUAAUUAUGUUUGCAUUCAAUUUGUGUGUGUGUGUGUGUGUGUGUGUGUGUGUGCGCAUGUGUGUGCGCUCUGUACAUGAGUCCAGAAAAAUCUAAAAAUAAAAAGCAAAACUGUUGCAUGGAUUAACUUGUAUAACAGCCAUAAUGUCCAGAUCUUGGUUUUUGACCUAUUCAGGGUUCCAUCAAGUGACUACAUUUAAGGUGGCCACUUGUUCCUGUCUUAUCUUGGAAGCUUAAUAAAAUGUCUGCUACAGAGACAAGUGUUUUAACUAUAUGACUAGAAUAGAUGUAUGCCAUAUUUCUCAAUAAAUAGAAACACUGUUCAAAGCUGCAGAUGGUUAAUUUCCUCACACAGUAAAGCACAUUUUUAUCUGUCGUUCAAACCACUCUAAUUGACUGCAGAGUUCGGUCUCCAGCCAAAUAUCAAACUAUUGGAACAAUGUUCUGGCGUUACGCUUUUAGUGCUUAGUGACAAACCAAAAAAUUUAAUAUAAUAAACAAUUAAAAAAUUAACUGAUAUUGUAGAAAUCAGACAUAUGGUAGUAUGCCCGCACGCAAUCCAAAUCUCAAUGAUGUCUUCUGCUCUCAGUCAAGUCACAAAGGGUUGAAGUGAUAUUUUAAAAGCGACUUUAAUAUAGAGGUUAGAAAAGCUAUCAACUUUGCUUUUGCUGCAAGAGUGAACAUAUUUAGCUUCAGAGUACCCCUUUCCAAAACAUUCUGCCUCCAAAUAUAUCAUUUUAUGAACUUUUACAAUAUGUGCUUUUGGCCUCAAAACUAAAGUGUCUAAAAUUACAGACUCUCUGCAGGACUGGACCGGUCUGCCCCUUCUGUUGUUGACAUACGAAAUGCCAUGAUCACAAACUAACUUCUAUGAGAUUAUGGUCAUCACUUUAAUUCAACAGUUUGAACGUUUCUUGGGUUCAGCACCAUGCUUGGGCAAUAUGCUCGACGUUGGAAUGAUGGAAUGUAUUGCAUCAACCAUUUUUUUGUUUUUUUUUUUGUUUUUGUUUCUGUUUUCACAGGCAGGGCUAUUCCUUCACUGAUGGCUUGAACUAAACAUGCAUACAGCUGUUUUUACUAAUGAAUUUUUAACAAAUGAUGUUGAGUCAAAAAAACAAGAUUAUGCUGCCAUAGGCGGCAGCAAUUAUUCAUUCCCAUGAUAAUUUAUAAAUAUUUGUUUUGACUCGAGCAUUUAUCAUGGAAUUUCCAUUUUUCUAUGCAUAGCCAUUUUAACUGUUUACACUGUAAAAUGAAUUGCCUCUAAAAUUAAAGUUGACCUGUCGGUGAAAAUGUGCAUAAAGUUAAUAAUGAACUUCAUAAUUUAUGUAUAGGUUUUAUAAAAUAAUCUCUCUCUCCGCCAGGAGUAGUAAACCUUCCCAAAAUGAUCCUGGCAAAGCAUCAGGGGAGAUGUAAUCUGCAACACCCGAAGUGCUAUAGUUCGCCUAAACCUUCUCUGUGCUAACCAAUAGGUGAACUGAAGGAACUUGUGGGAGUGCACGGUUUGCAUUGAUGAAUAUCCUAAUGACCAGCAUUGUUAAUGUUUAUAUGGCAGCAAUGUAUAUACUAAAAUCAUCCUGGGAUACAAUCACAUUUUUACCCUUACUAAAAAUAUGGCCUGCUUAAUUUAGAGAUUAAACUGUGUCCUCUUUAAAGAGCCACCAACUACAUGAAUUUAUUUAUUUAUUUUUUUUUUAUUGGGGUUUUUUUUUUUUUUGGAAAGAUAAAGGGACUUAGUUAAUUUAGUAUAAUUCUGUCUGCAUCAUAAACAAAGUAUGUGGGUGUGAAUGAGGCCAGUCACCAUGAUUUGAGACUUGCUAGAGUCAAAAGGCACUUUCACCCUCUAAAGACCCAAAACCUUAAACUAUAUAAUGGGAACUUGUGCGCAUAGCCCAUUGGCAUUCGUUAACAUUAAGUUCAUUGAGGAAAUCUCAAGCAUAAGUGGCAUUACUAGAUGCAUGUGGAUAAUUGUUUUAUGUAUAUUUGAAGUUCUGUCCAGGCAUAUCUACUUUAUGUUCUACCCUAGAAUACAUCAGAGGUCGGCGAAGGUGUGCGGAAUUGUCACUUUUGUUUCAUGAAGAGUAAUGGUAGAUGAGAUCUCUUGAAAGGUUUGUGUUUUAUAUAAUAUAUACUUCAGUCUGUAUGUUGAAAGAACACUUCAAACAGCUGAAGCACCUUCAAUUUGCUGAAGUGUAUUGGGGGUUAACCAUAUCCCUUUUUCUUAGUUUAUGGAGGUGUUAAUUUGCAGAGAAAUGUUUUAUAAAGCACCCAGCUGGCAGAUCUCCAGGAAGGUGCUGUUUCUCCCGUGCUUUGAGUGUUCACUUAAAGGAACGCUAUCGUGUCUAACUAUUUAGGUCCCCAACCCCCUCUGAUAGCCGUACAAAGGUGUUUGAACUCACUUUUUUCCUACGUUGUGCCGGUCUUGCUUCCAUGGCUGGCUGAGAUAAUCCAUCUUGAUGAGCCCAUCCAAUCCAGUGGUUUCCCAUAGGACUGCAUUGGGAGGCUAUUGAGAAUUCAUGGCGAAACACGCCAUUCCAAUCAGCAUCUCCUCAUGAAUCAGUGCAUCUGUAUGGGAAGCGUUUAGUGUCACCAUCCAGAGCUUUGGAGAUGCCGAAUGUAGGUGCUGCACACUGUGCAGUAAUGAGCCCAGAAGCACCUCUAAUGGCCAUCUGAAUGACUGACUGCAAUUAGGUGUUACUAGCCAGCAAUGUAAACACUGCAUUUUCUCUGGCAAUUUAAAUUAUCAGCCCCAUGUCAAAAUUGGCAAUUAUUUUUUGACUCCAAAAUGUCACUGAUUUAUUUCUAUCCAUUGGAUCAACAAUCGGUUACUGCACCUAUCCAUGGAGUUUUUUUUAAAUAAAAUUAACAAGGGAUUUUUAUAUAUGCACUAUUUUAGGUUCCCAAAUAUCUGUUAAGUGAUAAUGCACAUUUUUACCUAGGUUGUUGCUUACAACAAUACACAAAUCCUUGCUGUAUUGUGUUAUGUAACUAUGUCCCAUAUAGGGUGUAGGUUGCUUAUGAUUUCCUUAUAUCCCAAAUGCGUAACUUUGCAUUUAUAUACAUUGUAUCUUGUCUUCUCUGUAAAUGUUUAUCCAGAUCAUGCUGUAGUGACAUGCUUAUUACAUUACCAAGUUUUGUCAUCUGCAAACACUGAUAUGAGACUUUUUUUUUUUUUUUCUUUUUCAAUGCCCAUUACAAAAUCAUCAAACAGAUUAAAGAGAAGUGGAUCCAGAACAGAAUUUAAUACUUUUGUCCAUCUUGAAUAUUUUAUUAUCUGUACCCUUGCGCAAGGGAAUCUUAAAUGCAAGAACAAGGAAGCUCCAUAAAAAUGAAUAACUAUUUUUUUAAUUGGUACAGUAACAUUUUGGGUGGAAUUCCAUCAAAUGAAAGUGCAGAAACAGAGUAGAUCAAUUCUUCUGCAACACUCUGAUCUAUACUUCAUGUGACUUCUUCAUGGCAUGUACUUAGAUUGUAUAAUGCUCACUGUGUAUAGUGUAUAGAAGGGGUGCCCAAAAGGUAGAUCCACAGAUGUUGUUGGACUAAAACUCCCAUGAUCCUUUGGAAUGCUUUUAAAAUGGCAAAGCAUCAUGGAAGGUGUAUUUUUAAGACCUCUGUAGAGCUACCCUUUGGGCACCCAUGAUGUAUAGUCACUAGCUUCCCCCACACCUCCCCAUUUGCCUCCAGCUGCAUGCAUAUUAUACAUUGCAGUAUAGAUGAUUGGAUACAAGCCUGUAUAUAUGUAAUACUGAGUUUGCAAUAACUUUUGAGCAUAUUUAUACCACAAAUGAUCAUUUUAAAUCUUUCUACAGAUUAGGGAGUCGAUUAAUUCCCAAGUAUUGCUAGAUAAGUCAAUUCCUCUUUUUUUGCCUUUGUUAAACCCAGACUAUGCCUAUUAUCGGUUUUCUAGAAACCUCUAGGCUGCUGUGAGCACUUUUAAAUUAGAAAGCUCUAUAAAGUACUUUACUAAAGGUUUCAUUAAUCAGGUUGUAGAAUUCUACUGCACUGCCUUUGAAAUAAGGCUCUUUUUUUUUUUUUUCUUUUUUUUUUUUCUCACCGGUGUGCACAGCAGUGUGCACGAAGAAUGCGUCAGAAAAAGGAAAUUAAAAUCUUCUUGAAAAUGAGUCUUUAUUUCCAAGAGAUGUCAAUGAUAUUAAUGACAUUGUACUGGAUUGGCAAUAAGAAGAAAUACUUUAGCUUGAGAGUUGAGUAAUAUUAUUUAAAUUGCUGAAUUUAACAUUUUAAAUACACAAAACAAUAUUGUGACGAAUCAUUGAAUGCACUUAGCUGGACUAUUCCACAAUGUGUGCAUUCAUUUUGAUGUUCAAAUAAGAAUUAGGUCUCAAUUGACGUGGUUUGAAUCAGAAAUGAUUCCAUUCUAUUAAAAGAGGGGGGAGGUGCUUUUAUCUGUAGAUCUCGUUAAAAUCUACAAGAAUUUUUAUAAUGGAAGCCUGGAUAUGGUAGUCAAAACUCCAUAUUAAAACUAUAAAACUAAGGAAAAUAACCAUUGUUAAAAACCCUAACACGCCACAGUCAUCCCAUGCUGUGUGGGAAAGCAAUAUAUAAUAAAAUCAAAUGGUCUCACCACCCCAAUAAAAUCAAACUGUACUGCAAAUAAGUUUAUACAAAAAAGUCUCUUUCUAAGUUACCUACUGUGCUGUAUAGUGGGUAUCUCGUAUAAUCAAGUUAAAGUUCCAUUUCCAGUGGAAAUAAUCUGAUGGCUUCUGGAUGUAAAUGUGCGUCCAAUACAAUCUUGCGGCACAUCAUCACAAUGUCCCUUCUGUCCUUAGCUCCAUAGAGAUGAUACCUUCCUCAGGAAGUGGAAAUCAUCCCAGUCUGCUUUAUCUUAAUCCACCUGAAGUGUGGACAACUGCACACGAUGCCUCUAUAUUUAAAAUUGGCAAAAAAUGUUUAUUGGUUGCAUGUUCAUAUGUGAUGUAUUCUGUGAUACAUUGUGUUAUCUUAUUUUGAUAUGUUCUCGAGAUAUACCAGCUGUUAUUAAACUUUUGUACACUGUUGGUAUUUAAUUCCAGAGUAGAUGUCUUUCAAUCACCUUUAUUGUUAUUUGUGGAGAGAACAUAAAUUAUUUUCAGGGUUAAAUUUCAGAUUGUCGCUCAUCACAUGUAUGUUGCUGCCUAGAUAAAAAUGUUCAUUGGAAUUAAUCUGUAUUAUCUUUUAUCUAUUAUUGGACUAUAUACAGUGAGAAAUAGGUGGUAACAAUACUUGACCAUCUAUGACAACAUAAAUCUAUCAGUAAGAUAUAACUAUAAAUUAUACACCUAUAUAGCAUGAUAUAUUAACAACCAGUAAAAUUGAUUAGGAGAGAUUCCAGACAAUAUCCAAAAGGCAAAUGUAUAUUACAAUUUAAACAUACACAAUCUAGCUUUAUGUUUUUUUAAUAAAAUAAUAUGAACAUUUAUUUUAGUUAAUCAAUUUACUCAAUUCCAUAAUUUUUUUUUUUUUUCUCCCCUCCAUGCAUUUUAAUUUGCUUAAAUAGCUCUAUAAAAUAAGUGGGAUGGAUUCUACUCCAAAAAUACUGAAAUACUAUUAUUGAAAUACAAUUCAUAGAUCUCCUUUUGGAUAUUGCCUAUGUAUCCUGCCAUUAAACUUUUAAAGGGAUACUGUAAGUCUGUAAGUGCCAGGAACACAAAGCUGGUUCCCUGGCAAUAUAGCUCUCUUCUACAAAUGUAUCCUUCUAACUUUAUAAAAAAAAAAUAAAAAAUGCUCAACCGCUCAACAACCUUAUUCAUGGGAAAUUAUGGUGUACAAACUAUUUAUAUUCAAUGUUAAAAGUAUACUAAAUUCAACUUGAAAUUAUUUUAAAACAUUUAGCAAUUGAGUAGAAACCUUCAAAUUAAACCAAUGUUUGUAAAAUGUUGUCUAUAUAUUAUGAAAAAAGACUUAAGUGAUCCGAUCCCUGAUCCUAUCUGUAUCCCUGCGUCCUGGGGAAUUUGAGGAUCUGAUAUAAAAUUUAAAAGAAUAUUGGAUCAGCAUUCCAUUAUUUUAUAUUGUAUCCAAAUUAAGAAUCUUUUUGGUUUUUAAGGUGCGUGACUUUUUUUUUUUUUCUUCUCUAAAAACACCAUAGACACAACUGGAUAAUUCCUAAAUCCCAGACUGGUAGGGGUGCCUGACAACUGGUUUGGAAACCACUGGAGUAAAGAAUAUAACAAAAAGUAACCAAUUAAAAAAAAAAUAAAAAAAAAAUAUUUGAACCCAAUAAUCAGGCCAUGCACAAGUCUAUAAGGCUCUUUUGAGGAAGACUUUGUGUUAAAAUUUGUUGUGCAACUGUGUACUUUUCCUUCAUGAUUACUUGCAUUGGAACCCAAUCUCCAAUAUUGAUAAGGAAGGUAAUUUGUGUUUUUAAAGGAAUGUGUACAAAGGUACCAUGAUUUGCUCAAUUUUACUUCUAUUUCAGAGGUAUUCCUUUUGCAGUUUAAAGGAAAGGAGCCAUCAUUACUUUACCGGAAAUUUGCUAUAUUAUUCUGUAUGAGUGUGCUGCAUUCUAUGGCUCAGAUAAAUGUGAAUUUAAAACUACAUGACCAUUAGCUGCAUUAAAGCUCUUCUUUUGUAAGACUGCAUAGCACACCCCAACGUCUGGGGGGAUUGUUUUAAAAAUAAAAAAAUUUGGAAUUAACAAAAAAAGCCACAUGCUCUGAAUUGUCAGUCCUUUGUAGUUUCCCUGGUGCUGAGGAAGAAGUAUGUUAUGGUUUUUGUCUUGUCUCACUUGCAAUGCAGCAAGUUUGCCUUUAAGAUUUCACAAGAAGUUGUUGGGGUGUGUUUUUUUUAUUUAUUUAUUUUUUUUAUUCAUUAAAUCCAUCUCUUCCUGAUAAAGAACCCAUAGUCAUAGGUUUUCUUAAUUCCUUUGAUUCAUAUGUAUACCCCGCUCUGACUUCUGCAUGCUGCUGCACUGCUAACACAACUCUUUACAUUUUGCUAGUCAAGUGAUUUUUUUGUACGCAGAAAACCAAAUGUUCCUCCAUCGCACUAGUUGUUUGCUCUGCUAAACAUCCAUUUGGCUGUUUGGAAAUGUGGAAUUUGGCUGAAGUUCCAAAUAUUUCUCAGAAACAUGUCUCUUUAUAUCACCAAAAUGUUUGAUUUCUGACUAAUUUGAAUUCGUUCCCUUUUUAAAUUCCCAGAAAUAUGCCUUCCAAACUUCCCACACAGAAGGUAAAGAUGCAAACCUGAACCUAUAAAUGAAGACUUUCUGUCUAUCCUAGAAACCAAUGGAAUAUAGCAUUCCAAUACACAUUUAUAAAACAAAUUAAGGACAGAUGAAACUUGCAAAAAGUAUUUUAAAAGCUCGCAAUGAAUACCAGAUCCAUCCAUAUACAGAGCGCAUUAGACUUGGCGCUACGCUAUCCAGCUAGUUCUACUAGAACAUAAAAAGGAGAGAAUCUAUAAACUAGUAUACCGUGAACAACGGCCCCUUUGUAGCUAAGGUUUUCAUAUCAAAACUCAAUUACAUAUAUAUGUUAUAAAAAAUUGAUGUAAAAUUAUGAAUUGAGUGGUAUCUGUACUUUCGUGCAUGUCUGACACAGACAACUGAGGUCUUUUAAAUGCGAGCAUUCCAUUAUCUCCAAUUGAUGCUGCAUCUACCUAUAGUUCUUGGCCAAGGAAACAUGAUUUCAGGGAGUGUAAAUGAGUGGGAGUUGUGGUCCGAGAAACCCAUUCCCAAGAAGACCCUUGUAUGUUGCUGUUGUCUGCGGUAAGGUUACGGCAUCUGUCGAGCCAGGGAAGUCCCAAUGGUCUACGUCCAGAUUUCAAUUUCAAGUAAAUUCAUUUAGUUUCCUGCAAAUGUCAAACUACCACUAUCAAAAGGCUAUAUCCUUAGGGCUUUAGGCAACAACCCUCUUUAUUCAUGUUCCAACCUUGGUCCCCUUCCACCCCAUACAUAAAUGUUGUGGUUGAUGAUGUUUAAUACAUCUCAGGAUGUUCGUUAAGGAUUGCUUGAAACAGAAAUUGUACUCUAGAAAGCAUGUUAAUCUUAAGUGUAUGUAAUGUCUACCAAACCAUGAUAUGCUCCUUAUUUCAGAGUGCACAGUCUACCUGAUGUCUCCUCAAGAAGAGACAUGAAACUUCAUAGAUAUAACUCAUCAAAAUGUGUUGGCACCCAUAUUCCCAAAGUUAUUCAAUGGUUCACUAUUCCUAGGGUGCAACAUCACAUUAAGGAUUUCCACUUUUGUUCUUGUUGAGUCUGAGGUUUGAAAAGGUACUAAAAUUCCAACAUGUGGCCGCCGUAUGUACGUGCCCCACCCCAACCUUUGAAAUUCAGAGUUUGCAGGAGGUGCUCCGUUCCAAUGGUAGAAUGAAAAAGAUGUGGGAGUAGGAUAGCUCCAAAGAUAUGAAAUCUUUUGCUAUCUGACCAUUUAAAUGCUUUGUGAUAUAUUUUUUUUCUUAUGUUCGCUUGUUUAGGCCUUAGGACUUGCCCCUUCUGUGGUAGUGAUAUAUAGUGACUGGUAAGAACUAGAAUCCAUAUUUAUUCCAGAAGCCAGGUGCGUGAUCUUUAUUUUAAAUGUAUGAUCCUCUGCCUUUUCUGGAGUGGAAGUAUAAAAUUUUUGCAAGAUUUGUGGUGGCAGGAUUGAGUUUCUCCCAAUCUAGGGAUACACAGGAGUUUUCUACAGGAAGAAACUCCUGUAUUUUAGUGGCCCACCACCAACUUCCAGUAAAUUUGUAAAAAACACAACCUUAUGUAGAAAGAAAACUGGUCACUGGUGAUCGGCUUUUAGUAGGGAAAAUCACACCAGUUCAAUAACUCAAUCUAUCUACUAAUCUAUAGCUAGGUUUAUGCCCACUAGCCCUUUGACCUUAUAUUGAAAUACAUAUAUAUAUAUAUAUAUAUAUGUGUGUGUGUGUGUGUGUGUGUGUGUGUGUGUGUGUAUAUAUAUAUAUAUAUAUAUAUAUGUGUGUGUGUGUGUGUAUAUAUAUAUGUGUGUGUGUGUGUGUGUAUAUAUAUAUAUAUAUAUGUAUUAUGUUUAUUACUGGUUCUCUCAGCUUUGUAGUAUUAUUUGUGUAUUUCACCACAUGUUUAAGGACAUGUCACGAAAGGCUAGUCCUUGUCCAAAAUACAGUACUGCAUGGUAGUUCCAUUGGGGGCUGUCUAUCAUGUUUGUUCAGGGAUUCAAGUAGCAGUGUUUUGGUACCUACUUGCUGGCUCCACUAGUCCUUGGUCCCAGGGACAUAAUAAGCAAGAUUUAUGCCUGAGAGCUGCAAGUUCCUUUGUAAAGGCAGUAGUUGGAAGCAGGGUAGGCAGAGGGGUCUAUGCCUGCUUGGCAGGACAAGGCUUUAUUGAGGUAUGCCUUGCUCGGGUAGCUGUAGCUACAGGCUUCACCCCCUUUAUCAGUAGUGGUCUUCACUGGUGGCAUAUGGUCACAGGGACUAAUAGCAAUCUUACCUAUUUUAACUAUACUGGAGUUGCCAAAACCUUAUUGAGGUUCCCCACACUAUUUUACGCACCUUAACACACACGGUAGUGCCAGAGGAUGUCUAGUCCUAAAGACACUACUACUUUUACUAAAAUAAAACUGCAACUCGCAUGGUGUUCAGGUCUCCAUAUGGUUUGUUGGUUGACUUCAAAAUAAAGGGCAUGCAAUGUGCAAAGUUUUUAGUGUGCUGACCGAGGCUUUUGUAAUUGACUGCAUCUUUAAUAUCUUCCUAAGCUUUUCAUCAGAUCCAUCCAUGAAAUAAACUGUUAACUAUUUCAUUGCUUGUAGUAAGCCUCCUUAAUGGUAGAUUGUGUUGUGUAAACCAUUUCUGCCAUGGCAACAAAAUAAUAAAGCAGAUAUCAUUAUAUCACUCUGUUGCAGAUUUGGGCUAAGUAUGCAGAGAUUUGGACAAACAGUCACUUAACUUUAUUUUUUUUUGUCUUUUUAGUAUUCUUAUUUAUAUAGCGCCAACCGAAUCCAUAGCGCUUUACACUAUUAUGAGAGGGGAUUAAACUAUAAAUAGGACAAUUACAAGAACUUACAGGAAUGAUAGGUUAAAGAGGACCCUGCUCAAACAAGCUUACAGUCUAUAGGAGGUGGGAUAUAAAACACAUUGGGACAAGAAAUGGCAAUCUAAAUAGGUUGGAGUGAAGCCAAGUUGGAGGAGAGAGUAAAUUGCUGCCCUUUUGGAGAGAGCAAGAGACAGGAAUGUGAGGUAGAGUUUACUCUGGGAGGCCAUAAGCUUAACUAAAGAGAUGGGUUUUAAGGCACUGUGGCAGUAGGCAGGCUAUUCCAUAGGAAGGGAGCCACCUGCGAGAAGUCCUGCAAGUGUGAGUUGGCCAUACGGAUGCGAGCAGAGGACAUGAGAAGGUCACAGGCAGAGUGGAGAGACUGGGAAGGGGCAUACCUCAGGAUCUGUGAAGAGAUAUGAGAGGCUAGAAUUGGUCAAUGCUUUAUAGGUAUGGGUUAGCACUUUGAAUUGACUCCUUUGGGAUACAGGAAGCCAAUGUAAGGACUGACAGAGGGGUGAGGUGUGAGAGGAAAAUCAGUCUGGUGGCAGCAUUCCUUACGGACUGUAGUGGGGCAAUACGGUUUUUGGGAAGACCAAUUAGGAGAGGGUUACAAUAAUCCAUGCAGGAAAUUACUAGAGCAUGGACAAGCUCUUUAGUAGCAUCUUGCAUCAGAAAGGGACAGAAGCGAGCUAGGUUUUUAAGAUGGAAUCUACAGGAUUUGGGAACAUUCAGUUUUAGAGAGAUUUAGUGUUAGAAAACAGGAGGACAUCCAGUCAGAAAUGGAGGAAAAGCAAGCAGUGACACGUUGCAGGAUGGCAGGGGAGAUGUCAGGGGAGGAGAUAUAACUGGGUGUCAUCAGCGUACCGGUGGUAGUGGAAUCCAAAAGAGGCAAUACGUUUGCCAAGAGCGGCAGUUUAAAGAGAAAAUAGAAGGGGACCAAGGAUGGAGCCUUGGGGGGGGGGGGGCUCCAACUGAGAUAGGAUGAAGGGGUGAAGUCUCAUUAGGAAAGGAGACACUGAGCAUUGGAAAAGACAAGAAGAAAACCACAACAGGACAGUGUCACAGAGUGAUUGACUAGUUUUGAAGAGGGAGAGCAUGAUCAACGGUAUCAGAGAGGUCAAGAACAAUUAGUAUGGAGUAGGGUCCUUUGGAUUUAUUCCUAAAACAAAUUAUAUAAACUGUAAAGUCAAAGGACAAAACCAUGUAAUGUAGGCCAGAACUAACAAAACUAAAAUAAAGUCUCUGGUUAAACAAGUAGGCAGAGGUUUACCAGGUGACCAGAACCGAAUCAGGUAGACAUGGAAAAACAGACUAGGGUAAAACAAGGCAGAGGAGGCUUGUAACAUCUAUGGAGUUCACAAGAAAACUGAGCAAAGAUCUCAGGGUGUUUUGGAUUUAAAUAAGGGAGAGGGAUUUGAUACCCUCACAGGAGGAGGGGUCUCUGUGCCUAUACAUCAGUAUGUGGACAGAAUGCUAUGAUUGUUUGACCUCAUAACUGGUUGUUACCCACACUGCUUUUGAAUAUGGCACCCAGGAUCCCCCAGUGUUCUGACACCACAAGUGGAUCAUAUGGCAGUGUGGGGGACAGAGCAUAUGUGGUGUAGAGGAUGCCCGCUGGAUAUGAUGCAGGCCACAGAGCAGACAUGGCUCACCUCUCUCUUCCUUGCAUGCUGCAACCUAUGUUGGGCCAGCAAUCCCAGAGCAAGUGCUGUGUGCCUUUUUGGUUGUGGUCCACCACCGAAAAACUAAAGAAUUAGCUGGCAGCCAGGAAGAGUCAGGCGCGUCCCUCACUCCAGGGAUACUGAGUUUCAUGUGGCGCCCAGUGAGUGAGUGCAGCGUGCCUACCUUUCCUGCCAUGCUGUGACCUAAUCCGCCUCUGAGGUGCGGAAUCCAUAAGGUGAAAUCUAAGGAAAGUUUUUGCCAGUGCAGGAGCGUGGUCAUUGGUGGAAGGUUCCCAUAAGCGCUCUUCUUGUCCAUAUCCCCUACUGUGUAUCAAAGAUUCAAGCCUCCCUCUGCGUAGUCUGGAGUCUAGGAUUUUGUGGACCUCAUGCUCCUCUUGUCAUUCGCCAAUAAAGGUAGGGAGUGUAGAUGUGAUGUGUCUUGAGAAGGAAUUUUGUAACAAUUGUUUAAGUAGGGAUACCUGAAAGAUUUAUACUGAAUUGGCAGUUGGAGCUUGACUGCAACUGGGUUGAUUUAUGGAUGUGACUGCAAAUGGGACAAAAUAAGCAGGACCCAAUUACUUGGAAGGAUAGGCAGUCCAUAGACAUUUGGUAGAGACAAAAACUUUAUAGCCUGACACACUGGAGCAGGAGACCUUGUGCUGAUGAGCUUUUCUUUUAUACUGCAUCGGAAGUUUCUGUAAAAUGUUCUGAACUUUUAGAAAUCCUUGCAGAAGAGGAGUUAUAUAGGUUUAGAAGUCUGGAAUGGGACUUUCAGUGGCUAGGUCUGGAGUAAUAUAUCCAAAGAUAAGCAAGCAAAGAUUCUCUUGUGUAGAUUUUUGCUUUUUCAUGAAUUAAUGGCAAAUUCCGAAACAGGCCGUAAUUUAUACCAGUCAUCCUGUAAAUAUGCAGUGUGCCAACGGACAUAUUGUUCCAGAACUUGGCUCAUUAUUUUUUCCAGUUUGCCCAUUAAUAUGUAAGUGGAAGGCUGAAGGUAGGUUGACUUGGAUAUGUAGGAUGCAAGAAGAUUCUUUCCAGAAACUGGAGGUAAACUGGUACUGUCAGAGGUAAUGGAAUCCAGAUCUCCAUGUAAUCAAAAAUAUCCUGGCCACCAGAAAUAUUUUUUUACAAGGUCCAGUGUUUUAGAACAGCCAGUAUAAUCAUAUUUGGGAGAAUCAUGGCAUGAUUGUUAGACCUCUUUCCUUAGUGCUUGAGGAAUAUGUGAAAAAGGCAUGGUGGGUUAUUUAGCACAUUCCUGUAUCUUUUCCAACAGGGAAGAGGAAAUUGCAAUUGUGAUCUUCUUGAAGAACCAUAGGAGGAUCAAGGCUUUGACUCUCCUUUGGGGUAGGAAUGUGGGACAAAGCAUCCGCCUUGCUGUUCUUGGACCCAGGCCCAUAAAUGUAUAUGGAACUGAAAGUAGGGGUACAUUUGGCUUGCCAGGACUGUAAUAGUUUGGCCCUAGGUAAAUAUUCCAGAUUUUUGUGCUCUGUGUAAAUUAUUGGGUGUAAGGCACCCUCUAAUAGAUGAUGCCAUUCUUCAAACGCUUGUUUGAUGGUGAGCAAUUAUUUAUCCCCAAUGUCAGUCUCUGUGAGUGGAAUACCACAGGGUGUAGUUGGUCCUCCUCUUUGUGAGAGGAUGGCACCGGUUACCACCUCUGAAGCAUUGACCUCCACAAAGUAUGGUUUCUCUGAGUCUGGGAGAGAUAAUAUAGGAGUGGGAAUGAAGUUGUUUUAGGGCUUCAAAAGCCUUUUUGUGCCUUUUUGAUCCAAGCAAACUUGUUAUACUUUUUGGUAAGGCAACCCACAUGGAACGGCUGCAGGGGCCGACUUGUUCUUGUGUUGCACCGCCAAGUAACUAAAGCAUUUGUUGGCAGUUGGGAGGAGAGUCAGGCAUGUCCCUCACUCCUGGGAUGCUGAGAUUCACGUGGUACCCAGUCAGUGAGUGCAGCGCCCCUACCUCUCCCAGCAUGCAGUCAUACUUUCUAGCAAUGUGUAGUACAUUGUAAGGAAUAGAAGGAGGCCUGAAUUUGUUACCAAGAUAUACUGAAAUCGGCUGUGUUGUGGCUGACUCUCCUUUUUACAGGUCUUCUAGGUCAGUGUCUCAUGAUUUUGUGAAAUAUGGCUUGGCAUGACUCUUGAAUAUGUUCCUGAACUUCUGGUGGCUUCUGGUAAACAUCACUUUGUAUUUGUUUCAUAUUUCAUUCACUUAAACAUUCCAGACACAAUAACUUAAUUUCAAUUAUGUUUUCAUGGUACCAGAAGGUCCCUGGUGCUGGCUCACCAUAAGGUGUUAACCCCAAAGUUUGCUGUUGCAGAAUUAGGCAGAUGCACCACUGAUUGGCUUAAUUUUUUUUUUCUUAAAUUAGCCAGUUUAAUGAAUGGGGAGUCACUGGCUGAAAGCAUCAGCUGGCUGCUAUUUGCGCAGUCACUGCCCGAUUCUGCAAGAGCCUUCUGGCUAAAGAUUUUUAGAAAACUGAAUGACAUUGGCAUGGUGAUUUAGCAAUGGAGCACAUACUUUUGGGUUAAAUGGUUCUAGAAUAUUUUAACCACUUAAGGUGAGGCAGCUCCAGGUACCUCCUGACAGGGGAGGGCUGGCAGCCUUAGGCCUGGGGGGCAAAACCAGUCAAGUGGCCUAUUGCACCACCAAAUCAGUUCACCAUCCAUGCCCACCUUUUCCUGGUUUUAGAACGGAUAUUGAUGUUAUGCUAAUACCCACUCCUUCACGGCUCUGACUUUCAAUGUUGUCAGAGCGCAGGCUGAGAAUCUCUGAGCCUGUGCUCUGACUCACUAACUAAGUGCCGGAACCACAAGGGAGAAGCUAUAAUCUGACUGCACCUACUGCUGGUGUGCACCAGUGGACCACCAGCAAAUCGUUUAAAUUGAAUAGGCUGGUGUCCCCAACUUGUGAGCUGCGUUGUCCGCCAGGCGCCUAUGUUGUCAUUGCACCCUGCGUGACCGCACAGCUUGCACACCCCAACGGCUGGCCACUGAUGUUACUAGUUAGACAUCCCUCAAUAUUAAUACAGACCUCUGAGUAAACACCAAUAAACUGUGGGAACAGAGCUGAUUUCCCCCCCACCCCCCCCCACCCCCCAAAUGUGGCUGCAUGGGGAACAGCUGGCUAAUGUAAUGCUUGCAGUGCAUUAACUGGUUAAUGUAAUGCUUGUAAUGCUUGCAGGACGGUCAGCUGCUGCAGAACCUCUUGUUCCUGUCUCUGCAAAGGGCUGCAGGCACUGCUUGCUGUGAGUGUGAGCCACUGUAAAUUAGGGGCAGAGGGCACUUGCACUGCGGAAAAGACAGGUCUGGGCAGGAAGAGAGUGCCGUGCAAUCAGUGCACUCCCCUCCUGUGGGUCACCAGUAGACUGGUGCACCUGCCCAGGAUCAAAGCCGGUGCAAGGAUUUUUGCUGCCCUAGGCAAAAGAAAAAUUUGCCGCCCCCCCAUGUGACAUCACAAUGCCCCACCUAUAUGAUCUGCCAUAUGAACUAAUGCCAAUGCUGCACACAGUGUGUGUUUACAUUAAAAAGCCUGCAGGGACCGGCUAUAGACACCAGAACCACUUCAUUAAGCUGAAGUGGUUCUGGGGACUAUAGUGUCCCUUUAAUGUGAGGUAAAUUAUAGAUUAGUGUCACUAAUAUCAUACUAGAUUGCCUACUUACAACCAGAUGAUGAUGGGCUGCAGUUUGGCUCCACUGGUCUGGUGUAGAACAGGAUCUCUGGAGGCUGUUUGCAACUGUGAUCACAAAAUUCAAUGUUCUGGGAGAAUUGGAAGCAGCUCCAUUUUUUGGGUGGCCCCUUACACAGCUCAAGGUCUGAGCCCCAGGGCCUGACGGUGAGUAUGCCCAUAAGGCCCACUCAUAAGUCCACUUAUAUGUUCCACCCACCCAUGAGUUUGCUCACAGGGAGUGGAGUGUGUAGGGGAUGUGUUGUGUUAUUGUAGAGGAUAUAAUAUGUGUGCUUAUGGUAUGUAGUGUAUAGGGAAAUACAGGUGAUGCAGUGUGUUUGUGUGUAGUGGAAGCAUUGUGUAUUUGUGUAUAAGGGAUGUAUUGUGUUUUUCUGGUUGUGUGUAAGGGAUGCAUUGUGUGAAUCUGUGUUUGUAUGCAUAAGGGAUGCAAGGUGUGUGUCUGUAUGUGUGUGCAUUGAGUGUGUGUAAGAGAUGCAUUGUGUUUCUGUGUGUAUGUAAGAAAAACAGUGUGUGUGUGUGUUUGCAUUGUGUUUCUGUGUAUGUUUGCCAAGGAUGCAUUGUCUUUGUGUGUAAGUGUUGCAUUGUGUGUGUGUAAUGGAUGCAUUGUCAGUUUCUCUGUGUGCAAGGGAAGCAUGAUGUGUUUCUGUGUGUGUACGGAUGCAUUGUGCGUUUCUGUUCAUGGAUAGGGAUGCAUUGUGUGUGUGUGCGCGUAGUGUGAAAGAGCUUAGUGUCUUGCCCCCUGUCCUAUAGAGCUGUCCAUUCUGUCCCUUCCCCCCCCCCUUGUUCUUCUUACUCCCUCCCCUUGUUCUUCUUACUCCCUCCCCUUGUUCUUCUUACUCCCUCCCCUUGUUCUUCUUACUCCCUCCCCUUGUUCUUCUUACUUCCCCCACAUUGUUCUUCUUACUUCCCCCACAUUGUUCUUCUUACUUCCCCCCCAUUGUUCUUCUUACUUCCCCCCCCAUUGUUCUUCUUACUUCCCACUUCAUUGUUCUUCUUGCCCCCAUUGUUCUUUUCCAUUGUUCUUCUUACUUCCCCCAUUGUUCUUCUUACUUCCCCAUUGUUCUUCUUACUUCCCUUCUUAUUGUUCUUCUUGCUUCCCCAUUGUUCUUCUUCUUCUUCUUCAUUCUUCCCAUUGUUCUUCUUACUUCCCCAUUUGUUCUUCUUCUCCCCCCCUUGUUCUUCUUACUCCCCUUGUUCUUCUUACUUCCCAUUGUUCUUCUUACUUCCCCAUUGUUCUUCUUAGCCCCCAUUGUUCUUCUUCUUCCCAUUGUUCUUCUUACUUCCCCAUUGUUCUUCUUGCUUCCCCAUUGUUCUUCUUGCUUCUCCCAUUGUUCUUGCUUCUCCCCCAUUUGUUCUUCUUGCUUCUCCCCAUUGUUCUUCUUGCUUCCCAUUUGUUCUUCUUACUUCUCCCCAUUGUUCUUCUUACUUCCCCAUUGUUCUUACCCCAUUGUUCUUCUUGCUUCCUCCCAUUGUUCUUCUUACUUCCACGCUACAGGGAAGGGGAGGGGAGGAGCAGCCGCCUGAGGCUCUUAACAGAGUGCUUAGGCGGCUGCAGCAUUAGGACCAGCCCUGCAGUCGCUGGUUUUAAAAUUAUUUAGGGUGGCCUGUCGGGCAAUUGCCACCCAGCCCGCCCCUGCCUCCUGGCACCAUAACUUUAAUAAUGAUGAAGUUGUUUUAUGGUUUCAAAAAAGAAACCCCAGACCCCAAAAGCACUUCAGCUUCCUGAAGUUCAUUAUGUAUAAAGUGUGUCUUUGUGGAUGGGAAGAAAAAAUACCAAUUGCAAUAGAAAUUGGCACUUUUUAUAAACUAAUCUUGUUACACUCAUGGCAAUCAAUCAGAUAACGGUCCUGUUACUUUUUGUUUAGCUCAGUCAAGCUAAAUUACCCCUUAAGGACACAAAUUCUGGAAUAAAAAGGAAUCAUGAUGGAAUAUUUCCAUCGUGUGUUUUUUAAGGGGUUAAGAGGCAGAAAUUGCUCCAAGCACGUGCCUUGUAAAGACUUUUCAUUGAGCUGCGUCGGGAAGUCUGUCAUUGGACAAAUACAGAAAGUCUAGAUGGGGCUACAGAGGAAAGAAGGGGCUUGCAUAGACUGCAGACGAGAUCUGCAGCUUUUGCAAGAAUGUUUUUAGGUAUACCCCAAUGGAAAAAUACACAAUAAAUAGAUGCAUGUCUUCAUUGGAGAUAAACAAGCUCUGUUCUGGAAUUGAUUUCACUCAUGUUCCACCACAAGGGCUGGAGAUUGAUGGGAGAACUGCUGUAUAAGGUAUGCUUACUAGGAAUCAUGGAAGUUACUUUUUAGGAAAGUUUAAUGGAAUGUUAUAGAAAUGUUUUUUGUACUUUUAAGACAUUUUUCCCCCCCUUGUAUAUAGAUCAACAUGCUUAUUUACAUGUUGAUACUCCGUUAAGCAGUUUUAGUUAUUUUCCUUGAUCUAGUGUGGCUCGUUACUUCACCUAAUCACGUUGACUUUAAUUUAAAUCCUAUCAGAGGUUUAAUUGAUAAUCAGAAACUAAGCGCUGUGGAUUUUUUUUUCUUCACCUAAUGGCCUCUGCGGUCUAUGUAGCUCACCCCUUAAGACUGACCUAACAAAAUAAUUAAUCAAUGUUCUCAUUAUUUAAUCACUAAAUAACCUGAGAUUGCUUUACCCAAAAAAAGAGUAACUGUGGUUUUCUUCAAUAAACCUAGAACUGUGGAGUCUUUUAACCCCUUAAGGACCAAACUUCUGGAAUAAAAGGGAAUCGAAUCAUGACGUGUCACACAUGUAAUGUGUCCUUAAGGGGUUAAUGAGAAUGAGACAAAUUAAGGCCAUGAUGUCGGACCUAUAAAAAAUUUUCUUCUCAAUGUGCUGGUUUUCUUUUUAACUUGGUAAUUUAUGCCCUGGACUUGUAAUUAGCUUGUUAGUUCUCAGUGAUUUCCAGUUUAGUUAAUUCCAUAGUGUGUGUAUUUUCUAAUUCUAUGGAAUUGGUUUUUGUAUAUCUUUUCUUAUGUCUAAAUAAUUGGAGGAUUUCUUUGAAAGUUCUUAUUUCCCUCGAUGAUCAGACAUUGUUUUCCAUUGUGUAUCCUUUGCUUUAGCCGAAAUUUAAUUCCCUCCAGUCUGCAUGGCUGACUUUAUUUUUUUUGCCUAUUGGUGACUUGUUAAUUAUAUAUUCACCAGAGCCACUUCAGCUUAAUGUAGUGUUCCUGGUGUCUAUAGUAUGCCUCUGUGGGCUGAGCACUGUAAAUGCUGCAAUUUUGGAGAAAAGGCAGGGUUUACAUUACUGCCCAGGAACUUCCUCAGACCUACUCUAGAGAAGCUUCCUAGUCUGGCGUUCAGCGUCUCCAUGCUCUGUGUGGAAGUGCUAAACAUAUAGAGUUAGUGAUUUGCUGGAAAGUGAUACAGUGACUCUUCCAGCUGUGUACCCUAACCAGCAGCUACUCUUACCAUGAGCUCUAUAACCUACAUGAGACUGUAAGAUUCCAGGGAGUUUACUUUUCCUGGGGCUGAAAUUGUAAUAAAAAUAUGACUGUGGACCCAAUGACCUAUAUUAAAGGGACACUAACAAUUUAGUCUAAUGAAAGUAGUUCUAGUACCUGGAGUCGUCUGGUGCUCAGUUCAGUGUGGUUUUGAGCAGUUUAAAACAAACACUAAAUAAGCAUCUCUAUUCACCCACAGUCCAGGCCCCACUGGAGGAAUGGCUAAUGCAGAUAUUACACACGCUCUUCUAGCCAUACCAAUUCAUACCAACAAUGUGUGCUGUGGUAGGCUAACAGGUCAGUGCAUUCUAGUCUCCUAUUGCUGCUAAACCUUAUCGUUCCUCAUUUGCUGAAGCAGAACAGAGGGAUGGAAUGCUGGAACUCUCAUUUAGCAUUAAAACAAUGAAAAUGUUUUAUAACGCUGGAAUGUCAGUACCUGGAACUCCAGACACCAUAACAACUUAAAUGAAUUGGGGCAGUAACAGUGCCUGCAAUGCACCUUUAACUAAUAAAGCAGUUAAAUUUGGUUGUUACAAUGCAGGGUGUAUUGUAGCUGUAUGUUUUGGUAAAAUACCUUUUUUACCUUUUUGUAUACCUUAAUUCUUGCCUUCCUUCUGAGCAGGAUACAACAUGUUUUUUUUUUUUGUGCUCUAUUAAAACAUUGUAUCCUUAUCAAAUAUUUCAUCCAGUACCCAAACUUAACCUGAAAUCUAUUUAACUUGAUUUGUAACUAUGUAAUAAUACAUAUAUUUUGAGUUUGUUUUUAUUUUUUAUUUUAUUUAAUCCCAAUGACCCAUGUCGGAUAGGAAACCAUAUUCUGAACCAUCUCAAUGCAUGUGUUCAAUAGAACAUAAUUCUGUUGGACAUAAACAUCAGACGGUCUCUGUGUGGAGCUGGGUGUUUUGCUUUUGAACUCAAAUUGGGCAGACUAGAUGGGCCGAAUGGCUCUUGUCUAACAUCACAUUCUGUGUUUCUUUCUGGGCAAGAAGAGGUUAACCUAAUUACAUGCAAUUUAUUAGUUUAUCUUGUAGGCCUAGUGCAGCACAUUGUCCCCCCGCCCCCCUCACUAUUCGUGGUCGCUGGGACAUAUGAAGGGCUAGCAAAAGUGAAUAGGAACAAUUAAAUUUGCACACCUACUAAAUAAGUAAAUAAUGUUCCUUUCGGGAGGUAAAAACAUGCUGAAUAAUCCACCAUAAGGAUUACUCCUAAUGGAGAUCGUAGAGUAUCUGAAAGAGUGAGCCUGAUUUAUAGAUGUACACCGUCAAGAAGAAACCUUGACAGGAACACUCACUGAGCAAGUAUUUUACCCCAAGAUAUACCUACUGGUUUCCUUUCCUAUAGUGUUACUUACUUUAAUUUACAUUACAGUGCUUGGUGACUUUAUGGUUAAUGUUGUUUAUGCUCUUAAUUGUAAAUUAGCAUUGCACAUUACAUUUUGUGUAAAUAUGUAUUUGGAUCAAUGUGACAAUUGUUGCUCACAUUGUUUUGUGAGUAACUCGAUAAAAAUUGUCCAAAAAUGUCAUGUCAUUUGCAGUUUAUCCCCUUAAUGCCUUUACACUGUUCUGCAUUCUAUGCAGUCCUACAUAAAGUGGGCUUUAAACCCCUAUAGGACAGAAUAGAACAUCCUGCAUAAUUAUCGUGAGCAGGGUUAAAUCCCUGCUCACACAAGGGAAUCCCAGGUAUUAUUGGAUCUCUCUCAGCUGUGGUCAUUUUUAGUGGCACCAGACUCUUUGAGAUGCAUGCAGUGCUGGAAGUCAGUACUGCAUAUAGCCCUUUAAAUCCAUAGAGAACACUGCAGGUGAAAAAUCAAGCUCAACCAAUGAUUCUUACUGGAUCUGAUGUUUUGGGGUCCCGCGGGGUAUAAGCAGAUCCUGGAGGGUCUCCCUCAAUGGCAUUUUGUUGGUUGCCCAGCACCGAUCUCAAUGCAUUGGUCGUACUAUAUUCAAUGAAAAAGAUGGGAAGCUUUCCUGCUGAAAAUCACCAGUAGAUAGCUGUAACAUGCCGCUCUGUUUUUGCUUGGAUUUCAUUCUGCUAAUAUCAGUGUGUCGGACCGCCUGGCACUCCGACCGGGUAUCUCCGUUAAUCGCUGCACUGUACUGGAACACCAUAACCACCGUAGACCCCACAAAUCGCCGCAGCUUGGUUGUGGUCUCGCCAUCCUCCACCCACCGAGGGCCCAAGACCAGAAUCCAGCUUCCAGUGGGUGAACCUCUCCUAGUCCAGAGAGCGUAGCAGGAACAGCUCUUAUAAGAGCAAGUGAUUUUACUCAGGGGAGUAUUGUGAUAUUGCAAUCCCCUGAGUGUAUGUAGUUCUCCAAUCCCCCAAACAUGAGCCAAGACUUCAUGAAGGGGUAAACGAAUCUCAGUUUAAUGGGAGCUACACUUGGCCUUAUAUGACAAUCCCCAUGCAAGGGGUAUGCCCACAAGGACCUUGUGGGGGACUGAUUUGCAAAUUCACAGCCCAAUAACAAGGUUACAAGGCACAACACUCCCACACACCGCACACAAUCCCUCCCCUCUCCCUGGGACAUAAUUGGAUCAGUAACUGUACUAAUUCUAAUCCAAUUGACUUCAAGCACGUAAAAAAAAAAAAAAUACCCUAAAAAUACAUAAUAUUCCCUGAUAGCCCUGACCUUGGUGACCAACAUAUCCAAAAAUCACCCAGAUCAGUUCAGGGGUUCAGGAAUUUCCCGGGAAGUCAUUUAUUUGACCGACCGCAGGCAUGGUACCAUAGCUGAAAAUAGUUAUAGAAUCGCGGCUAAGUGCCGCUGGGAAACCGCAAAGUUUUCAUGCCGAAAAUAGUUCCAGGGCAUUCGCAGCUAAGUCCCCGUGAAGUCUAUUCACAGUUUUGGUCCAUACAAAGAUGUCCGCCACUUGGUGGUCGUCCAUAGGAAUUGCUGCCACCCAGACGAACAAUUAGACCACUGUGGUGGAAAUUGCAACAAUGUAUCAAUUAAGCUUAACAAGCUCCAGGGUGGUCUCCGGUUCGUGCGGAUGCUCAGUUACCGAACCGUAUAAUUGUAAUAGACAAACUGAGACUUUUAUAUUACAGUUUACAGUGUCCAUAGUAUGUGGGCAGGAGGCUAGCAUGCAGGCCCCGCCAAGAACUCGUGGCAAACUCACUUGAAAAGGGGAGUUUGUCAUAAUUAGUGCCGAUAUUAUCAGAAGGAAACUUUUUUCGGAUUAUGGAUCAAGAUUAAGGGCGAAGAUUAGGUUUAGAAGAAAUAUUCGGUUUAAUGUUGUGUUUAUCAGUAGAUUUAUAUUUAAGGUUUAGAACGUGGAUUAGGAUUAGGGCCAGCAAGGCAAUUCCUCUGUUGACAUCAGUAGAGGGAAUCUUUCUAAUACUAUAGGGUUAGGAUUUAGAUUAGGAUUAAGAGUAUAUUUAGGUUUUGGUGUGAGUUAAGAUUAAGGGUUAGAUUUAGGAUUUGGUUUAGAAUUAGGUUUUUGUUAACAAUUAAAGAUUUAGACACGGGUUAAGAUUAAUACUUUGCAAAGAUUUACAAAUGGGGCAUCCUUGUUCUCAGGAGAUGUUGAUGAUUUGUAUUACACUGGGGCACAUGUAAUGUAAAAAAUAAGGUGAACAAAUACCAGGUGUACAAAAUUGAAAAAUAAAAAUGAAUACUUUGAGGGAAAAUAAAGUGAAAACAUAGCACCUAAAUAAAGCUAAAAGUAUAUCAAGUCCCAGUCCCCAUGGUGUCCACUUUUGCAAGUGGUAUGCAUGUAUUGAGUAAUGUAAAUGUGGCUCAUUAUAUUGCAUCAUAAACCCAUAUUAAAUUUGCCAUUUAAAAAAAAAAAAAAAAAAAUUGCAUUGGGCUGGUUUAUAAAUUCAGUUUAGUAUUUUCACAAAAUUAACAAGGGUAUACGAAGAGGGUCAUUCUGUAAACAGGAGAUAUAGUUGAGCAUGAUUUAGUGACAUUUAUUACAUUAGCUCAAGUUUACAAAAUAUUCUGCUAAAUUGCAGUGUGCAUGUAAACAAUGUGAAAAUAAAAUGCCAUACAAUUGGAAAGAAACUGGUGCUAAAAUAGCUGGAUGAUAGGGUUAAAUAAUUACCAUGUAACAUACCCUGUGAUGUCUACUUUCACAAAUGGUAUGCAUUUAUUGGGUAAUUUGAACUGUGAAACUGCUACAAUUCCCCCCCAAAAUAUAAACUGGGCCCAUCAAAUUCAUCUAUCAAAUUUCUAACUGUAAAAACUGAAAGUCAGAUCUGUUAUGACACUGCAAUUUUGCAAGAUGGUGCCAAAGGCAUACGUUGGCAGAAUGGUUUUAGUUAGAAGAUUUUGCUGAGCACAAUUUUGAAGUUUUGAUCAGUGGCACAUUAAAUUUGAAUAAUGCACUGUUGAAAAUGACCACAAACUUUGACAUAAACUGGUAAAACAGGACAACACGUUAUGGCACAAUAUAUACCAUAUGAGACCUCCCAGAUGUGUGUUACUUUUAAAAAUGGUAGGCUUUUGUGGGCUCAUUUGAACAAAUAAACCACUAGAAUGUCACAAAAUGAGCCAUAAGCCCAUCCAAUCCGUCUAACUGUAAACGCUAAAAUGGUCCGUUCUCUUUUAUGACACUGUAGCUUCACAGGAUAGUGAGAAAGACACAUACACACAUUAUCGCCAAAACUGUGAACCAUUUUUUUUUAUUUUUUGCAUUUUUGUGUAAUCUUUUGUUAAAUGAGAAGUUGUAUAUGCCACAAUAAAUUUUAAGACCUUUCUGUUCUGUACGGGGACACUCGAAGAAAUCCUUAAAUUACAAACCUAUAGCUCAAAUUCAAGUUGUGUGUUUUUUUUUGUUUUUUUUUGUAUUUGUUUUUUGUUUUCCCAUUGACCUCUGCACGGAAAAUACUCUUCUAAAGAUAUACGAUUUUAGAGAAUCUAUACACUAUGGUUGCAGGUUUCCAUUUCUGUUAGUUGACGCAUCACAUGCCCUCUGAAUUUAUUACUUUAAUAUUUAAUACUAAAUUAUGAAAACUUCCGCAGUUAUCCUUAAUUGCCAACCAACCAGAAAAGGGUUACGUUUAUCAAUGCUGUAGAAAGCGAAGUAUAAUGUUAUAGCUUUGGUGGGUGAUCUUACAUUUUUUAUUUCUUCUUUUAGAUUUCUACUAUGCCAGGAUCAAAUAAGUUAGAAAAUGUGACAAUGUGUUCAGUCACAACCAUGCAAUGUUUUUCUCUCCUAUUUAUGGCCCAAAUUGUGAGCACAUUAUUUAAUUUCCCUGUGGCACUGAUAUUUGCCCUGCUUGUGAAACAAUAGUUGAGAUGGAAGUAAUUCUGUAAUAAACGUCAUGGACCUAUACAGAACCAAUGUUAGUGUUUAUAGUGAAUUAGAUGACAUUGCGUAAUUUCCUUAUUAAACUGCCUAAUCCCUUUCCUAGGAUACAAGAUAAUCCCAUUUACUCUUUCAUUUAGGGUUCAGACCACAUUUGUAUGGAUAGCAUAACUGUUGUCUGAAAGUUUUCUCAAACUAGGUAUCGAUCAAGCCAUGAUGACAUUUUAACUUUUAUGCUAGGAGUUUCCUAGUGUGUUUAUUUUUAUUUUUAUUUUUAUUAACUCUGUUUGUAAUGAAAGGGUCAUGUGGAUUUGCUCAGAAUUACAAUUCCAGACAUAAAUACGUCUUUUGUUUAAACCGUGACACUGGGUUUUACAAUAUUAACAUGUUAACGCUACCAUUAGUACCUUAUGUAAACCUGAGACUCUCUAGAGGAGACUCGGAAGGGCAGAAUAAAGCAAUAUUAAAGGGGUGCUGCAACUGGUUCAUCUCAUUGAAGUGGUUAUAGUGUCUGGAUCCCCCUUGCACCGACAAUUCUGUAUUAAACCAUUUUUAAUGCUAGACUGGAGUCUCUUGAAGCCCAUCUAUGUUGCUAUGGAGGGAACAUUAAAGAGACACUAUACAGGGAGUGCAGAAUUAUUAGGCAAAUGAGUAUUUUGACCACAUCAUCCUCUUUAUGCAUGUUGUCUUACUCCAAGCUGUAUAGGCUCGAAAGCCUACUACCAAUUAAGCAUAUUAGGUGAUGUGCAUCUCUGUAAUGAGAAGGGGUGUGGUCUAAUGACAUCAACACCCUAUAUCAGGUGUGCAUAAUUAUUAGGCAACUUCCUUUCCUUUGGCAAAAUGGGUCAAAAGAAGGACUUGACAGGCUCAGAAAAGUCAAAAAUAGUGAGAUAUCUUGCAGAGGGAUGCAGCACUCUUAAAAUUGCAAAGCUUCUGAAGCGUGAUCAUCGAACAAUCAAGCGUUUCAUUCAAAAUAGUCAACAGGGUCGCAAGAAGCGUGUGGAAAAACCAAGGCGCAAAAUAACUGCCCAUGAACUGAGAAAAGUCAAGCGUGCAGCUGCCACGAUGCCACUUGCCACCAGUUUGGCCAUAUUUCAGAGCUGCAACAUCACUGGAGUGCCCAAAAGCACAAGGUGUGCAAUACUCAGAGACAUGGCCAAGGUAAGAAAGGCUGAAAGACGACCACCACUGAACAAGACACAGAAGCUGAAACGUCAAGACUGGGCCAAGAAAUAUCUCAAGACUGAUUUUUCUAAGGUUUUAUGGACUGAUGAAAUGAGAGUGAGUCUUGAUGGGCCAGAUGGAUGGGCCCGUGGCUGGAUUGGUAAAGGGCAGAGAGCUCCAGUCCGACUCAGACGCCAGCAAGGUGGAGGUGGAGUACUGGUUUGGGCUGGUAUCAUCAAAGAUGAGCUUGUGGGGCCUUUUCGGGUUGAGGAUGGAGUCAAGCUCAACUCCCAGUCCUACUGCCAGUUCCUGGAAGACACCUUCUUCAAGCAGUGGUACAGGAAGAAGUCUGCAUCCUUCAAGGAAAAACAUGAUUUUCAUGCAGGACAAUGCUCCAUCACACGCGUCCAAGUACUCCACAGCGUGGCUGGCAAGAAAGGGUAUAAAAGAAGAAAAUCUAAUGACAUGGCCUCCUUGUUCACCUGAUCUGAACCCCAUUGAGAACCUGUGGUCCAUCAUCAAAUGUGAGAUUUACAAGGAGGGAAAACAGUACACCUCUCUGAACAGUGUCUGGGAGGCUGUGGUUGCUGCUGCACGCAAUGUUGAUGGUGAACAGAUCAAAACACUGACAGAAUCCAUGGAUGGCAGGCUUUUGAGUGUCCUUGCAAAGAAAGGUGGCUAUAUUGGUCACUGAUUUGUUUUUGUUUUGUUUUUGAAUGUCAGAAAUGUAUAUUUGUGAAUGUUGAGAUGUUAUAUUGGUUUCACUGGUAAUAAUAAAUAAUUGAAAUGGGUAUAUAUUUGUUUUUUGUUAAGUUGCCUAAUAAUUAUGCACAGUAAUAGUCACCUGCACACACAGAUAUCCCCCUAACAUAGCUAUAACUAAAAACAAACUAAAAACUACUUCCAAAAAUAUUCAGCUUUGAUAUUAAUGAGUUUUUUGGGUUCAUUGAGAACAUGGUUGUUGUUCAAUAAUAAAAUUAAUCCUCAAAAAUACAACUUGCCUAAUAAUUCUGCACUCCCUGUAGUCACCCAAACAACUUUAGCUUAAUGAAGUGGUUUUGUUGUAAAUAUCAUGCCCCUGCAGUCUCACUGCUUAAUUCUCUGCCAUUUAGGAGUUAAAUUACUUUGUUUAUGCAGCCCUAGGCACACUUCCCUGCAUAUGACACUUCCUAAACACUUCUUGUAAAGACUCCUUUAAUGUUUACAUUUCCUUAUUGCAAAUUAUGAUUAAUUUAGAAUUAAUCUCCUGCAUUAUUAAUUUUUAGCUAGACUCUGCAGGAGCCUCCUGUAUGUGAUUUUUUUUUAAAGUUCAAUUUAGAGAACAAGUAAGUAAGCUACUAUCUGAUUUGAAAGUGAAACCAUUUUAUUUUUUUCAUGCAGGAUAGGCGUAGUUAAGGCUGCAUCAACAGAGACAAAAGUGAUUGAACUCCUAAAUGGCAGAGAAUUGAGCAGUGAUAAUUCAGAGGCAUGAUAUAUACAUCCAACCGUUUCAUUGAGCUAAAGUUUUUUUGGUAACUAUAGUGUCCCUUUAACUUAAGCAGCAACGGGAGAAUGUGAUUGGCUGAGAGCGUCUGCUGACUGCUUUCAGCCUUUCACAGUGCUGGUAUCAAUUGGUAUGGCUAGAAGCGUGUAUAAUUUCUGCCUUAGCCAUACCUUCAGCCAGGCAGUGAUUAGCCCUUAUUUAGUAUUACACUGCUCAAAUGGUUUCACACUAAAGAGAGGGACAGUGCCAGAGGACUCAAAGUCCAGCAAAUGUGUUGGUUUGUUUACUUGGAUAUUCUACUAUAUUGGCUGUAUCUAUUGUUCUUUUGAGCAAUCCGUUAUACUAAUUUGGGACACCUGAUGAAGGUCUAAUUUUCAGAAGUGAGAAGCAUGUGGAUGGUCUUUGUAAGCUUCUUGGUUGAAAUAAUUGUUUUAAAACAAUGGAGGGGUUAUCCAUCCUGAAGUAUGCAAUCUUGGUUUAUAUUUAUGCUGUUGAAUGUAUAUGUACUAAACGUACAUAACAUAUGAAUUAAAUGUUUUAUGUUCAAAUAAUAUCUUGAGUAUUUCAGGUCCCAAAUUACAAGCAAUACAGUUUUAACAUCCUCUUUCCACUUAGUCCAGUGAGAAUGAAGUUGGUAACACAAUGUAGAAGGUUGUCCAAGUUCCAGUUCAUAUGCAUUAUUUUCUAUCACUAUACAUAACACUUCUUUGAUAGUAGGAAUGGUAGAAGAUUUCCAGUAGCGAGGUAAACAAGAUGCUGCUUAUAUUUAGUUUAUCUACUUUGGUAAUGGAUUUUGGGAAUUUCCUAAAUAGGCCUGACUUUGAGGUGAAAACAGUGAUAGUUGGGUCUACUUAUUAUUACUUAUGUUAUGUAGGCAUGAGGAAGCAAAGUAUCAGUGGUAAAGAAUCUUAAAAUGGUUCUCCAAAUGGUUAGUACAUUAGGUAAUACCCAUCAAGGCAAGAAAAAAGUCAAACCAUUCCUCUAGUUUAUACUGUGUAACCAGCUCUCUCCCAGGACAACAAAUGAGACCUCACUUGAAGUAUUGUACGCAGUACUGGAGACCGUAGAAGGAUAUUGAUACUUUAGAGAGAGUUCAGAGAAGGGCUACUAAACUGGUUCAUGGAUUGCAGGAUAAAACUUGCCAGGAAAGGUUAAAGGAUCUUAACAUGUAUAGCUUGGAGGAAAGACGAGACAGGGGGGAUAUGAUAGAAACAUUUAAAUACAUAAAGGGAAUCAACACAAUAAAGGAGGAGACCAUAUUUAAAAGAAGAAAAACUACCACAGCAAAAGGACAUAGUCUUAAAUUAGAGGGGCAAAGGUUUAAAAAUAAUAACAGGAAGUAUUACUUUACUGAGAGGGUAGUGGAUGCAUGGAAUAGCCUUCCAGCUGAAAUGGUAGAGGUUAACACAGUAAAGGAGCUUAAGCAUGCGUGGGAUAGGCAUAAGGCCAUCUUAACUAUAAGAUAAGGCUAAUUAAAAGUAUUUUGAAAUAUUGGGCAGACUAGAUGGGCCAAAUCAACAUACAGUUACAAUGUAAAACACUCCCACAUAAACCGCAUAAUCCCCCCCCUCUCUAUCCUGCAGAUAAUUGGGUUAAGUGGCUGUAGUAAACGUAAUUAUCUCCAAGUACAGAAAAUGUUUCAAAGUUAUAAAAUUCACAAAACACUUAAAAAUACAUAAAAUCAUAUUUCGCAUAACCCAUAGUCUAUAUAUCCCCAGAUAGCUUGUAUCUGAGUGCUCAAUAUAUCCGAAAAGCACUCCGAUCCCACGAACACAAUUGAAUCGCCAUGGGGUUAAUGGCAUUAACCGACCGCACUGAAUUAGUCUGUCCAGAAAUAGUUACACGCUUUUAGCUAUAAGGGUCGGUUUAGUUUGUGCGUUUCAUCUGAACAGAAAGUAGUGAAAUCAACAAAAAGGUGACUGAAUCCCCUGGCUCCUAUUAUAGGAAUGGUAGGUAGUUUUAGUCGAACAAACCAUCGAACCAGGUUCUCUUAGCUUGCCUCAGCCAGAAGCAGGCGUUCGGGUCAUUGAGUGGCCGCCUCAGAGUUCCAGGCACUCGACAACCAAGUCCCGCUGCCUGCAUUCGUGCCACACAAAGAGAACAUGUAUUCAUGUGGUUUGUUUCAAGUUAACGAGCUAGGUGGGUGUUCAGUGAUUAGGUCGGCAAAUGAAAUAUGGAAGGAAAGAGGGUCAUCUGCUUAAACAGCAUACGAAAAGAGCACUGGUACACACAAAAGAGGGGGGUUUUGUCACAGGUCAAUUUUAGAUGUAGGCCUAGUUGAAGCCAAAGGGUUGCGGUACGUUAAAACAUUAUUUUGAUUUAUUAAUUAGCAAGUCGAAUUUCGGUUAGCGUAUCCGGUAGGCCAAAUUUUUAUUUUAUCUUUUGUUAAAUGGUAGUAGGAACACAAUUUGAAUAGGCAAUGAGUGUGCGGAAAAUUUAGGUUUACAGGGAACAAAUGUCAAUACAGUACAGAUUGUGGUAAAGCUCUAAAAAAAUUACUGGAAUACCCAUGCUACCAUUGAGUUUAAGAUGCUGCAUUGUUAAUUUAAUCCUGCUGAGUUUAUUCCAAAUCUUAUCAUUGAGGAAUGGAAUUUACUGAAAGUAUAAAGGUAUACAUUGUGCUAGCACUCUAAAAUAAUAAAUAAUCUUCGGGUGAACAGUCAUUUUGAUUGAUACUAUUCUAUCCAACCAUGAGAGCUCAAGUAGACAUCAUAUUUUAAUCUUUCUCUGGUGGUUAGGCUACAUUUUUUUUCAAAUGUAAAUGGGUUUUAGAACACCGGGCCCCACUCCCCAUCCCUAUUAUUGCUUUAGAGAGCCAGAAAUUCUCCUCACUGAGCUAACCCUGUAAUGUGCCUGCCAUAUUGGUUACAUAAAACGUUGUUAGCGGCAUGUACUCUUAAUGCACUGCUUGUGAGAUCACAUAGAGUGCAGUGUAAUUCAUGACAAUUGUAUCCUUGAUCUGUUGCAUCUGGUGUUGAUCUGGUUUGUAGCAUUUGAAGGUCAAUGGAUGUCAAUUCUGUGCAAAUUGCAAUGCACAGAUGCCCAUUAAUUGGCUGGGAAUGGUCAGCUGACAUUCUUAGCCAAUGAAUCCGUGCCUGCUUUGCCAAAGCCAAAUGUCCUAAAUCUGCCUUUAAAGAACACGAGCCCGAUAAGGCUUCGCUAAGAGGGAGAAACAUUACAAAACCAUAUGCCCCAUUUUCAUUUAUGUAGUUAUGGUUGGAGUAACCGUUUAAAGUCACUGCUAAUUCUUUGUAUAAAUUCAAUUAACUAUAUAGAUACUGAUUUGCCUGUUUUAUUGGUUAAGUGAGGUCUGGAGGUUGCAGCGGUCAGCGGGUGUCAAUGCUGGUUUAUCGCGGUCCAAUUUCACUCCAGAUUAUUGGCAUUGUGAAGAUAGGAUGUCUUUACAGUUUUAGCAUUAAACCUUGUCAUCCCAGAAACUGCUUCCUCUCUGUAUUAUAUAGGAUAAUGUCACAAAUUCCAUUUGACUUUAUUUUAGUAAAGUGGUGUUUCUUCAACUAAUCCUUGAUCAAACAUGAGAGAAGGCAGAGGCCAUCCUUAAACUCAAUUUUCUAAAUACUGCUACGCAUUUUGAUGUGUGCACAGCUACAAAUGCAACAUCUGUACUUGGAGGUUUUAAUCCCAGGCUUUAUGAGAAACCUUAAUCAUACUUCUCACUUAUUGUAAAGCUAGGAAAGGCUCACACAGUGGUAUGGAAUGUAAUCUGUGGAUUAGCAAAAAGCAAAUCAGACUACCCUUUCAACCUUGAAAAUCUGAUUAAAGAUCUGAGGGCCAUUUGCUCAAAAAGUAAUUAUAUGGUCAUCUAAUACAUUUUGUUUGCUUAUAAAGAGUGUGACAAAGUAGAAUGUGCUUUUUAAAGUGGGGGCAUCUAUAUUUAUACUAGUUUGCAAUUUGAAAUGCCUACGCAAGCAAAAAGCUUCAUUCAUUAUGCAGUGGAAUAAACAGAGAAUGCAUUCUAAGAUUGGACUGGGAGAAAUCCUUCAUGUCGCCUUACAGGUUUUAAAUGCUGUUUUUAUGUUUUAAUGUUUCACAGGGUUCUAAUAAAAAGUCACUAUUUGUAGCAAAGAUGAAUUGGCUUAUAAGUGUGGCGGAAGCAAUGCCAUUCUUUGAACAGUAGACCACAUUUGAUUAAGCAAUAUUGUUUGAAACUUGGCAAUACGGCUUCUUGUCUGGCUAUCAUUCCGAUUCUAUUUAUUUACCUUGUGUUUGCAAGGAUACAGUUCAGUUUUUAUUCUCGAAUAUCGUAAAACAUUCAUGUGUUUUUGGAUGCUUUUUAAAAAAAAAUAAUUUAUAUGUGCAUCUCACAAUCUAGAUGUAAGGUUACCUUCUCACUGCGCCUAGUGUUCCCUAUACCAGAGGCCUUAGAUUUCGCCCGCCAACACUCUGCACGCAUGCAGACAUCGUGGCAUCUUGACGUCAUACAUGAUGUGGAACACUCAGACUCUGCCUUCUUAUGUACUGUAUUUACUCAAAUCUAAUGCACACCUUUAUUGGCAAAAUGAAGUCUCCGAAACUUGAUUGCGCAUUAGAUUUAAGUACGAAUGGUGCUUUAGAGUUAAUGGGCAUACAACACAUAAUCACUGGGGAAAAAUUUGCAGAGGCAAAAUUUUCAUUCACAUCACUGCGAUAGGGUUUCUGUUUUCAGAAUUUCACCCGGGUGAGAGGACAGUCCUCUCUUAUCAACCUAUAUGUUGUAUAGUAGUAUCUUCUUGUACAAAUGCGCAUUACAUUCGCCAACAAAAAAGUAUUUAUUGGGCUUCCAGGUUUCAAAAUGUAAAUGAACAUUAGAUUCAUUGGUGCAUAAGAUUCGAGUAAAUAGGGUAUUUAAAGUGACAUGCCGCUUUUUUAAUGACUUGUUACUUUUUCGUGCCAUCACUGUACAUGCAGACAAUCACUGAACAGUAUUGGGGUAUUAAACUACCUGAUUGUUCUUCGUUCGUUGCCUGGUUUUUGUUUUUGUUUACCCGAGAGUGUUAUAUAUUACUUAUUGUUCUGUUUUCUGACCUUGGCUUGUCUGUCCAAUCAUGAUCAUUGUAACCCUGACCUUGGCAUGUUUCUCAUCUCUGUGUACCUCCUGUAAUCCCUUACCUCAGCUUGUGAACAUUUAUUCUGUGUCUGCUUGCAGACUUUGACUGAAGGACCAGUACGCAUACCUUACUUGCAUAUACCUAGGUUUCUGUGUUUGGGUCAGGCCAACCCUGGCACUAGAUAGCAAUAGAUGUCCUAUGGUUUGGCUUCUUUGAAUAUCCAAAAGAAAGUGGUCGAGGCACUACGUUUUGCAAGUUUUGAAUGCCGUUUAAUGUAGCAUAUUGCCAGCCUUCACAAGCAAACGAUUGGGGGUGUAUGCCUACCCAUGGGCAGGGAGCAUCACCUCUAUUAUUUUAUUCUCAUCUAAGGAAAUGUCCUCACAAAAGGAGUGCAGUCCCCUCCACUGGAAUUUUGGGACUUCUGUGUAUUGACAUAAAGAAUUUUUAUAAAGUGUAUAGUACAGUUAUGAGAUUGCAUAUCCUUAAAGCUCAGUCUUUCUCGCUGCAGUAAGAACCAUUUAACUGCUUCUUCUUGUUUGUGUACAUUUCAUUGCAGAAAAUAUAAGUAGAAUCUGUGUUUGAAGGCAAACUGGAAUGUAUACAUAACUGGUUCUGUUGAGCGAGAACUCUCAAUCUUUGUGAAACUAAAGAUAUGUAGAAAUAUAAAAUAUAUUAUUAUUAUUAUUAUUAUUAUUAUUAUUAUUAUAUUUUUUUUUUUUUUUUUCCUUCAUUGGCAGGGUGAUUUUUACAAGGCUGUCUGUCUUUCAUAGUAGAUUCAGUAUUGGGAGUUGAAGGAAUCGUCCCAUUAGCUAUUUAUUUUCUAUUUCAAUAAUUCUGUUAUUCGCAUAUUAGAUUUAGCAAGACUGUUGCAAAUACUGUAACUGCUGAUUUAAAAUGUGCAUUGUGUGCAUAAGAUACGUCCACUCAAUAUGAUUUUAUUUUUAACUGUUGCAAAUUGCUGAUCUGAAAUGUAGGAUGUAAUGCAGCAGACAUUCCAUCCAUUAUUAGUUUGCCCUUUAGUCAGCUUUUUUUUUUUUUUUUUGGUAAACAGAACAUGCAGUAUGAUUAGCUACAGUACAGAGUCCCUUUUAAGUGGAUUUUACAAAUCAAAAAUGAAGCAGACAUUUUGCUACGGAUGCGUUUUGUUGUACUCUAGUAGUUUAAAGACACAUUAAUGGGAACCUUGUUCCUGUGGAGCUCUGUUUUACACUCAGACACACUAACACUAUGGAGUUCCUAGAAAAUGGGGACAGAGGGACACUUGGGAGGUAUGGGGAUGAGAGAGAAUGAAUGACUGGGAUUUUGUUCUUGUAACAGCAGAGAUGCCUCCUAACCUUAAAUUCAGUUUCAUUCUCUUUGGUUAAUUUGCUGGAAUGCCCUUCUUCUUCUAUCUGGAAGUGACCCUUAUGAACCUUCAGAGCGUAAACCCUAUCGCAUCAUGCUAUCAGAGCCUUCAGCCCAGCCCCUCUGACAUUUUAUGUAAAAUUGUUUAGGCACAGUAUAACAUCAGUUUUCAGAGGGAGUGAUGCCUACAAAUUAUCUUCCCUUAUAGCCACUAUAAGGUACAUGUUUCUCAAUGAGUGUAUUCUGGUGUGUGUAAUGGUCUUUUUUAUUAUUUUUUUUUUUUUUGUGGGGACCCAUACCAAGUGCUUCCAACUGUUUUGAACAACAUUCCUGCUUGUAGAACAUUUAUUUAAUUUUAAGUCUUACUUGAGCAGUUGUUGACAUUGGUGAUUAUGUGACAAGUGUUAAGGGAUUGUCCAGUAAUGCAGUUUAACUUAUCUUUUUAUUUUUUUUUUUUUUUUUUUAGAAAUUGAAAAAGUCCAGAAAGGAGAGGAGAGCAAUGAAGACCAGUACAUAGAUGUUGUAAUCAAUAAGAAUAUGAAACUCGCCCAGAAAGUCCUAAUCCCUAUUAAACAGUUUCCCAAGGUGAGUGUCUUCUGUGAACAGAAAAAUAACAAGUGCAUGAAUAUUCAAAAUGUUUUAUUGCCACACUGUAGUUGUCUUCGCAGCAAUGUUUCUCAUUCUCUAAUCUCCAUUUAAUAUUUUUGGAUAAACCUUUAAAAUGAUUAAUCUACACAUUUCCCUAUAGAUUUUAAUUGUGAAGUCUGUAGAUAAAUAAUUAGAAGUUUUUUUUUUUUUGGGGGGGGGGGUUUAUCCAAAAAAUUAGAUCAAUGUCCAAAGAAAAACUCAACUCCCCUGUUAUAAAAGACAUGUGCCUACAUUUUGGCCUGUGAGUGGUUAAAGAAGCAAAGGUUAAAUACAAAGUGCACUUUGGAGAGAGAACAUGCAAUUGAAACAUUCAGUCUGAUGAUCUGGUCUAAUUGGUCACCGUUCCUCACUGUAAACAUGUGUGUUGGUUUGCAAUUUACCAAUAGCUCCUUGCAUUUUCUCAAGGUGGAAGCCAAUUUUGCGCUGCACGGAUGUGCUUUAGAUAUUAAAUUUUAUAUUUUAUUCUCCUCCCAUGGGAUUUGUCAAAGCUAAAGAACCAUCAGGUUUUUAUUUUGUAUGCUCACAUUUCAUGACUAUCAAACUACAUGUAAAUUCUAGAUACUAUAUUUCUAAGACGCUAAGCAUUUUAGUUUUAAAUAUUCUUCUAAGACAGAUGUUGGUAACCACAUGGUGCCACAAAUGAUGGAAAAAAAACUCUUGUAUCUGCCACAUGCAGUGUCCCUUUAUAGAAAUUAAUAAUUGUCCCCAAACCAGCAGUGGCUGGACAUAAAUGCAUACACAUGUUCCUACAAGGAAGACCCACUGGAGAUGUCAAAAAAUAUUUAAACAUUUAUACGAACCUAAAGUGUUAAAUGCUUCUCAGCAGAGAAAAUAAAAUGGUUCGUUCACAGAAUAGAAACACAAACUGCUGAUGUUUGUUAGCCAUCCAGCCCAUCAUUGUAAAGUAAAUACAUGGGUAUUGUGUGAAAGAUACCAGAAAACGUGCUAAAAUUUAAAAAAAAAUAUGUUCUCCUGAUCAACUACGUAUACCUGGUAAUCCGUGGAGCAGGGUGUAAUCUCUUACAUGUUUAAUUAAUCAAAGACCAUUUUUGGUUCUAGACCCAUAGAAUGUUUACACAGACCAAGUUUGUUCUUGGUCUGUGUAAACAUACAUAGAAAUUUAAGGUUUACUCUGUCCACUCCAAUAUUUACCAAACUCUGCAUAUACUGGUCAUAACAAAAGUGUGUUGCUGGUCUUGUCUUUAGUGCAGGAGACAUAAAGUUAUAGUUUGAAAGUGUUUUAUAUAUUUUUUUUUUUAUUAAUAUGCACAUACACUAAAACUGAUUAUUUCAAGGGUUUACUGUUAUCUUCAUUUUCCAAGAAAUUCUGGUUCCUGAUAUUGGAGAAUAGUGUGUGUGUAACAAUUGUUAAGAUUUAAGUAUACCACUUUUAUGCAUGUAAAACAAAAAUGCAGAAAAAAUUAAUAAAACUCCUUUUCACUGUUUAACUUUCCUUGUCCUAUUUUGUUGUACGCAAUAUCUGCUUGCUUUGACUACCAGAGUCUUUCAUGAAAACUGCAGGAUUUUCUCCAUAGUCCUCCCUAAUGUGGUUUAUCCAUAAAUUUGUAUUCAUGCAGAGUGCAAUUCCGCAUAGAUUUGCAUUUAAGGAAAAUGUACAGAAGCACAAACCUUAUACCAUUAAUGGAGAGAAUGACAGAACAAAUAUGGAAAGCUCUUAAACCCUAUAAAUGUUUUACCAAAACACCAGUGUAGUUUCAUUUUACAUUUAAGUGCCUGAAUUAUUUACAAAUUAUCUAGCUCAGGAUUUUUUUUUUAUACUUGCUUUUUUAUCAUGCUCUAGACCAGGGAUAGGCAACCUUUGGCACUCCAGAUGUUGUGGACUACAACCCCCAUAAUGCUGGUAAAGCAUCAUGGGAGGUGUAGUCCAAAACAUCUGGAGUGCCGAAUGUUGCCAAUGCCUGCUCUAGACAUACUGAAUCUAAUGGAACUAAUAUCAAAAUAUAAUAUUUGGAAUUCCAAAUUAGAAGACCGGUAUGUUCUUUAUUUAUCCAUAGUCAUCCAUCUGCUUCUUUGUAGUGAUAUAUAUUGUAUAUUUUUCCCUUAUAAUUAGAUUUUUUUGCUUUCAUAUAUGGCGUAUUGCAUGGUUAUUACAUUGUGCUUGGUGGUUCAAGAUGAAAUUGCCAUGCAUUUGUUGUUUAACUUGUUAUACUGACAUUCAAGUACUCUCUGGAAAUCUAAAUAAAUUGAAAAUCAUGCACAGAAUCACACACAUAUACACAUUUUUUCACUCAAUUGCUGGAAGAAUGCACACUUCUAAAUUAUUUAAUUUUGGAUUCAUUUAUUUUUAAAUGAUUAAUUUUAUGUAAAAUGGAGUCAGUUUUAAGAAAUAUCAAUAAAUGUAAAACCAUUUUCAUGGGAAGUGAGGGUGCAAAUGGAAAAAACAAAGACUCUAAUAUUGGCAGUUCAUGGUACUUGGUGGCUAUGGUAGACCAAAUAAAUGUUGUUGUGUAACUUUUCAAACAAUUGUACAAUUAAUGUUUACAAGUGUUAUUAAAAUGUUUAGAUCCAUGAGUUUCAUCAUUCUAAGCUUUCUGGGUUUCCUUGAAUUUAAUAACGUUUGACCUUUGAUUUAUUUAGAGCAGUAGUCCCCAAACCAGUCCUCAAGGCACCCUUACCAGUCCAAGAUUUAGGGAUUACCCAGAUGUGUCUCUAAGGUGGUUUUAGAAAAAAAGAAAGUGGUGGGAAACCUUGGACACAAUUGGGAUAUCCUUUAAAUCCUGGACUGGUAGGAGUGACUUUGGAAACCACUGCUUUAGAUUAUAAAUGUAGUCCAUGUAAUGUAUUUUUUCUCUAUUCUGGUGAAUUACAUUGUAGUGUAGAUACACUUCUUGAGACUGUCAAUUGCUUAUUAAGUAUCCGCCUUGCAUAAUUGUAAAGUGCUGUGGAAACUGUUGGCACAUUAUAAAUGCUGAUUAGUGAUGUCCAGAACGGUUCGCCACGGACGGCGAACAUAUGCGCUGUUCGGUCCACCCCCUAUUCGUCAUCAUUGAGUAAACUUUGACCCCGUACCUCACAGUCAGCAGACACAUUCCAGCCAAUCAGCAGCAGAUCCUCCCACCUCCUGGACAGCUCACUAAGAAUGCAGCUUCACAAUGAAUGUAAAAUGGAUGCUGUCCAGGAGGUGGUAGGGUCUGGGAGGGAGGGCCUGCUGCUGAUUGGCUGGAAUGUGUCUGCUGACUGUGAGGUACAGGGUCAAAGUUUACUCAAUGAUGACAUAGGGGGCGGACCGAACAGCGCAUAUGUUCGCCGUCCACGGCGAACCGUUCGGGACAUCACUAAUGCUGGUAUUACAGGAAAACUAAAACUAGGUUAAUUAAAAAAAAAUGAUUGUUUUGGGAAGUCCAAUCCACUCACAUAUUAAGAGUGUUUUGUCCCCUACAGGUUUCUCCUCUGUUAUUGAGAAUUGCAAUAACAGACAUAUCCACGCAAUAAAACAAAUGCAUAACAUGCAAUCCUGGCUGUUUUUGAUUCAUGGGCUUAUUUUGUUUUCUAUAGUUUAACUUUGUUGGGAAGCUUUUGGGUCCACGUGGAAAUUCUCUGAAGCGGUUACAAGAAGACACUCUAACAAAAAUGUCUAUUCUCGGGAAGGGUUCCAUGAGAGACAAGGCAAAGGUAGGUCUACAUUUACACUUAAUGCAUUUCUUAUUGCUACUUUCUCUUUUUAUUGUGUGGUAAUCUAUUCUAUAUAGAGAGCAUUAUUUUAUUAAUUAUAAAAGGCCAAUAAAAAUGUCUUAAAAUAAAUGUAAAGGGAAAACUGGAGGUUAAACAAAUAAAACCCAGAGAAGCGAGGAAUCAGGUGUAUUAUCACCCACACACUUAACUCCUAGCCAAAAAGAGCCUCAAUAUGCACAUUGAUAAACGAUCCUAUACAACACAAAGAUAAAGGAAAAACAUCAUAGUGUAGUAUAUAAAGUGCAUAAUUGAGGCAACUAAAGUGAUCAGAGAAACUAGCUUUCCAGGGCCUGUUAGUAGUCCUCUUUAAACUAUGCAGGCACAACAAUAUAUAUCCAGUAGUCCAGGACAGCCGAAAUUGACAGCAGGAACCCAGGAUCCACUGAGAAGCAAGUAUAAUUGUUCUAUUUUACAUGAACUAGGAACCAGAGUAGCAAAAUAAGGAUGUGAAACAAUCUUUAUUAUAUCGUCAAAGUAGAAAGAUAAGCACAAACAUUUCAACCCUAAUAGGGUCUUCCUCAGGAACAAUCUGAAAAUGUGAUUCUGAAUUUGGAAAGUCACAUGGGAUACUUAUCAUCGUUAUAUCAGAUACCAUCUUUUUCAAUAUAAUUGGGUAGUUUAUUUGAAAUAGGAAAGAAAACCCUUUCUCGUGUGUGUGUGUGUAAAAUAUAGUGAUUCAAUGCUGUAAUUAGCUGUAGGUUAAUUGCCAGUAAACUGGAUUGUAAACCCCAACGUCUAAACUAAUCAUUAUGAUAACGAGAGCUUCCAGAAUGUUGAGUUUGCCCCCUCAGAAAAAAAUGUUUUGUCCUAUUGCCACUAUCCAGAACAGAUAUAUAUAUAUAUAUAUAUAUAUAUAUAUAUAUAUAUAUAUAUAUAUAUAUAUAUAUAUAUAUAUAUAUAUAUAUAUAUAUAUAUAUAUAUAAAUUUUUUUUUUUUUUUUGUUAAAUCAUUAGAGAGAGAAAUUUGAAACAAUGUUGUCAGUUUCUAAUAUAAAUUUCUUGUAUAGUCUUGGUGUUUAAUAGGAAAAGAUAUUACCCAAUACAUUACCAUGUUCUCCCACACAUAUAAAAAAAAAAAAAAAAUGUGCUGUUGGAAUGUAAAAAAUUAAGGCAUACUGAGGCCUUAAUAAUUUUAACUAAACCAUCUUGAUUUAAGCUGCUCUUUAGCUAUUGUAUUGGAUUAAUUGUUGGAAUAACUGUUAUAAGACUUUAACUAUGAUCUGAUAACUUGGACAAUGCUUCAAUGGAAAGUAAUAUCAGUGGUCUGAGUGAUCUGCCAGUUUGGAGUAACCUUUUAAACCUUGUCCAAUGUCUAUAACCACUUCUGCUUUUAGAAGUGGUCAUGUAGGAAGGAAUCUAUUUGCAGUGUUUGUAUUGGAAAUGUUGUACAUACAGAAAUGUGCUCUCUUGUGCUGAGGAACAUGGUGGCAGGGUUAAAGUCUCUCGUAGACAUCGAUACAUUGUGCUAUUAAAAUCAGUGGGGGGAAACGACCCGCAAACCAUGCCUAAUGUGCAUUUGUAAAUUUUAUAGUAGGUACACUAAUCUUUUAAAAAAAAAAUUAAAAUGGUUAAAUGCCAUUCUGGUUGGGUUUCAAACCUUUUAACAGGGAAAAUAAGGUUUAUAGAGAAAUUAGGAUGCUGUUAAACGAGGUCUGUGAAUGUUUGUUUAUUAUGCUGAUGUUUGAAUGCAGGGGUAUGUUUGUAUGGGUGAGUUACCCUGCAUCCUUCUAUUUCAUAGUGGGUACUACUGGUGGUUCCAACAUGGCUAGGAAGUGUGAUGGACAUUGGUGGAACUCAUGACCUGCUCGUGCCACAGUGGGUUUGCACCAACUGUGUUGCUGGUAGUAAUGCACCUGGUCUUUCACUACUACUUGUCUUGCUAUAUCUCAGAGUGUGAAUUGAAAUACAUAUUAUAACUGGGUAUUGCCCCAAACAUUCUUUGUUAUAAGUGACCAUUCUUGAUCAUAGAAUGAUAUACAGGGAGAAAGAUAAUUGGACAUACUAAAACACAAACGUAUAAUAUAAAAAAUGGUCAAAAGGGUAAUCCAGAUGUGGACCCUGUGCUCACUGUGCCUAGUGUGCGAGGGGUGUACUGACUACACCUUGCUGACGAGGCCUGAAGAAGGCUGAAACUAUCAUCCAGGUUUUCUGUAUCUCUCAUGCAGAGAGAAAUCGCCAGCAUUUUGGUUGUGGAAUACCCUUAUUGGUGGGAUCUGUCUGAUAUUCCAUGGCACUGGUUCUCUCUGUAAUGGCACAAGUGAGCAAAAAACUAUUUUGAAACCAGAGCAAGGAUUUACCAAAUGGCAAUCUAUUGAGUUUCUCUAACGUUUUGUUUGAAAUUGAGUUUUGACUCCAAAGUAUGCACAGGCCAUCCCACACAGGGGAGGAUAAGUCAAGAUAGUAGUAAUUACAUGCAGUUUAUAAGAAAACGGUAAAGACACUUUCUCGGUGUAUACACCGCCUAGUUCCAGCUUUUAGUGAUCUUUUAAAAGAUUUGCGUUUAGUUCAAUUUUCUUCUGGGGUUUAGUUGGCAAUAGGGAAGUGGGUGAGAUUAGGGAAAGAGUUUCUCGAAGCUUUUGUGUGUUCUUAGUUCUCUUAUUGUUUGUUUUUGUUGUAAUUUACCAUAUGUAGAAGGUUUUUUAUAGACUUUUGAGCUAACAAUCUAAAGGGAGAAAAUAGGGUUACAAGUAAGAAUAUUAGGAAAGGUUAUUAUAAAUGUUUUCAUGACUUAUACUAGGUAGCAUGUAAUUAGUUGUGAUUUCACACCGUAGGAGAAUCCUAGUCUACAAGUUAGACACCGGGGGGAGGUGGAGGUGGGAGGAGAGAGAGGAGAUAUAAUGGAGCAAAAUGGUCUUUUGGAGGAAAAAUGACUGGAAUUUUAAUCAUAAAAAUAGUGAUACAGUGUCCUUUUUUUAUCAGUCGGUAUGUUCUGAAAGUAAUACUUUUCUUGUGAGGGUUACACACAAGGGAAUUUAAAGGAGUUGGUAAACACCAUAGCUAGAUAGUUUAGCAAAAGUGUUUGGACAUGUGCAGAAAUGCAUGUCAAGUUAUCAGUUAAUACAAAAAACAUAAUUUUUUUGCAGUUGUUAGUCUACUGGAAACCCCUCCCCCCCACCCCACAAACUUCAUAGUAGAGGUGUAAAUUUUAAAAUCUAAAACUUUGAGGGUCAUUAGAGCACAGACUUGGGAACAUAUAAACACAGGUGUGCAACUUCCAACAAUGUCAUGAUAUAACCUUCAUUGUAUCUUUCUGACCUAUUGAACCUUUAAGAUGAUUGGCAUCUGUCUAUUUCUGGAAUCUGUAUGUCUGAAAAAUGUUUGUUAUGCAUGCAUAGAUAAAGGAUUAAUUUUCUGUCAUUUAACAAAACUGUGUAGAGAAAAGAUCAAUGUUCAUUAAGUAUUUUUAUUUGAGUGAGGAUAGUUUUCCAGAACCCCAUAUGUUAGGAGUCAUAUUGCAGAUUUUGAAUUGAAUUGGAAAAAUCUUUCUUCUGCAGGAAGAGGAACUGAGGAAAAGUGAAGAAGCGAAAUAUUUCCAUCUUAACGAUGACCUACACGUCCUUAUUGAGGUUUUCGCUCCUCCAGCAGAAGCAUAUGCCAGAAUGGGGCAUGCACUGGAAGAAAUAAAGAAAUUUCUUAUUCCUGUAAGUAUCUUUAGAGCUUUUUAUAAUUGCUUUUUUUUUCUCUAUUUUUUUCAUAUUAAUGUUUCUCAUUACUGUAAAGAUGAGCUAUGAAAUGGCAUUUGGUAACUGCAUACCUCUUUUUAAGCUUAGCAAUGAUAUUAACUCACAAGUAAAGCAUUAUUUAAUCGUUUUCGGUUGUCACGGAGAAAGUAUGCCAACAUAAUUCUUCCCUUAUAGCCACCAGAUUCACAUUGUAUUCUCCAUGAACAUUCUUGUCCAAAAGCUUUUUUUUUUUUUUUUUUUCACUCGUGUUUGGUUGCAUUGCCACAUACAUGACAUUCUGGUGUGUCAAAUUGCAUCCCACAAACUUGCUCCCACAACUUUUUGCCUACAGUUUAAAAUGAUUUUUGUUACCCAUUCACUGCUGCUCAGCUAGAGGCUAGCUUUCUAUUAAAAAUUACAUUAGAAUUUUUGAAGAUUCAAAUCGGCUACUUAGUGUGACUGAAAUGGCUGUGAAGAUCGAGUGUGACAUCAAUCACAGCCUCUAAACAUCGAUAUUUGAACAGCUAAUGAUUUAUCCACUCAUGAUACCAAUGAAAAUGUACAGUCAACACCUAGAGCCUCGGAGCACUAGAAGUAAUACAGUAGGGUAAUAUGGUUAUGGUGCUUGGAAAGUCCCCUUAGUUUUAACAGAUUGGGCAUGGCCUGACAAUGUUGCACUAUGUAGUUAUUAGAAGACCACGUCAAAGACUUUCUAGGACUGCUAUGUUUAUUAGGGAGAAAAUUAAGUGGUUUCCGUUAUUUAAAAAAAAAUUGUUUAAUUGCUAAGCUGCUAUAUAAAUAAUGUAUUUAUCAAAUGAGUACUGAACAUUUAUUCUUUUUGUAGAUUCCAUGAUUUGCAGUAAAUUAACAAACAAAAUAGAAUACAUUUUGUUAGGAUUUUUUUAAAUAAAUUCCUUGCAUGUUUUUAGUUUUUUCAAUUUUUUUUUUUUUUUUUUUUAGUGUCUAGCUUGCCACUUAAAUACUUUUUCCUGUUUUUAUAUUCUUUUUCAUCCCAUAUUAAGCUUUGUAUUUCACCUGUCUGGUUAGGCUGUAUUGAGAUGAACAACUAUAAUGCUAAAUCUUCAUGGAGUCCUUAUUAAAUGUUUUUUAAAGAAUUGUUGUAAAGAAAAGUAGUAAUAUAUAUAUAUUUUUAAAUUGUAGAUAUGAUGUGGUUUUAAUUAAGAAAUGUAUAUGGAAAAUCCACCUACUUUAAGGAAGAAUUGUUGCGUUCUCAAUAUAUACCUUAGGGGAGUUAUCUGGAGAAAUCAUCAGUUGGCUUACACCAAUAGUACAUUCUAUUCUAUGUGCAAUCAUCUUAUGUGCAUCAAUAUUUAAUUGUGUAGAAUGCUUUUGAAUAGAUACUCCAUAAGUUUUGAUUUGGGUAAAAAGGUGGCUCUCAACAGUUUUUGCACAAAGAUACACUUUAAUAAGAGCUACAUUUCCGAAGCACAGCUGUCUUUCUGUUUAAUGUCGUCAGCCGAUUAUAAAGAUCACAUUUGCUUAAAUCCUCACUAGAGAGAGAUACCCAUACUUGUAGUCAAACUGACUGGUUUUAAUUAAUAGCCAGAUGGGAAUCUCAAUCUUGAUGCUGAUACUUGCUUACUAGAAACACAUUUUAAGGAUGCAUUCAACAUAUUACAGCUCUGAAUUUAAUUUGUUCAUUGCACCUUUUUGAGGAAGCUUAAAGGGACACUAUAGUCACCUGAACAACUUUAGCUUAAUGAAGCAGUUUUGGUGUAUAGAAAAUGCCCCUGCAGCCUCACUGCUCAGUCCUCUGCCAUUUAGGAGUUAAAUCCCUUUGUUUAUGAACCCUAGUCACACCUCCCUGCAUGUGACUUGCACAGCCUUCCAUAAAUACUUCCUGUAAAGAGAGCCCUAUUUAGGCUUUCUUUAUUGCAAGUUCUGUUGAAUUAACAUUUUCUUAUCCCCUGCUAUGUCAAUAGCUUGCUAGACCCUGCAAGAUCCUCCGGUAUGUGAUUAAAGUUCAAUUUAGAGAUUGAGAUACAAUUAUUUAAGGUAAAUUAUAUCUGUUUGAAAGUGAAACCAGUUUUUUUUUUUUCAUGCAGGCUCUGUCAAUCAUAGCCAGGGGAGGUGUGGCUAGGGCUGCAUAAACAGAAACAAAGUGAUUUAACUCCUAAAUGACAGUGAAUUGAGCAGUGAAAUUGCAGGGGAAUGAUCUAUACACUAAAACUGCUUUAUUUAGCUAAACUAAUUUAGGUGACUAUAGUGUUCCUUUAAGGCACACCAGUGAUCCGGUACACUGGUUUAAAACCAAUGGGGCAGGAGGUCCUCUGUAAAGAAUAUUUGAUCUUGUUGAAGGACAACAUUUGGUGCACUGAUUUUCUGAAAACAUCCGAUACAUGCAAGGAGAAUGAAGAGUAUUCUGUGUGCUGGUUAUUUGCACUACAUCUCAAUAUUUCUACUAGCAUCUGGAUGCCCUUAAUAUUUCCCAGUGUGAUAUUUUAUGUAACAUGAUCUUACUUGCUGAUGUCAAUGACACAAACCAAAGCCAAUCUAAUGUAAUGUUUUGAACAUUUAUGUAACAGUGUUACUAGUUUUUCUUUUAUAAAGGUUUAUUUGGUCUUGUAACAGUAUUUUUAUAUAAGAAGGUUAAAUCCAGUGGUCAAUAUAUUGAAUGCUACUUUUUACUACGGUCAGAGGCAUAAUCUGGUUGGCAUGACAUAAUCAGCCUUAUUAGGUUACUAGUUUGGGGGAAUGUGGACAAACAAAACAUAAAGUGUAUAUAAAAUAAUACAUAUAAAUGACUAUUGCAUAUGUAUAUAAUCAGUACAAUCUCCAAAAUUCUCACAUCUUGAAAUGUAGGUAAUUGAGAACAAUAAUACAACGUAGCAAUCUUCAUUAACUCUGACUCUGUUGAAACUUCCCAUUCUUUGUAUAACUCUCAAACAAAAUUUGGAAUGCAAUAUUAAAUGGUACCCCAGGAUUUUUAAUGUAAUAUUUACUUAUCCUCUUAAUAAAUAUGUAUUUAUGUGGGGAAAAACAAACUAAGAGGGACAUUAUAGUCACCAGAACAACUACAGCUAAUUGUAGCCGUUCUGGUGAAGAUCGUCAGUCCCUGCAGCUUUUUUUUUCAGUGAAAAGACCAUGUUCACAAUACAGCCUAGGAACACCUACAGUGGCGAAAGUGUACAGAGAAGACAAAAAUUUAAACAAUGGUAUUGUCGUAUUUUCAAUGGCAAUUUUUUCUCUAGUAAAAAUGAAAAUCCAGUGCACUCACUUAUCUAAUAAACCAUUAUUUUAGUGCUGAAAAUUUUGUUUUAUUAAAAACACCCAAUCUAGGCAAUAAAUAAUGGGGGUUUAGUUACAGUAUAUAAUCAUACAUUGCAUAAGCCUGCCACAACGUCAAUGUACCCCAUCUUUGGCAGAUCCUACUCUGUCUGCUAAAUGAGCUACUUACUUGGGGAAAUCCUUCCAUCUCGAGUUCUCUGCAGUACAAUGCUUAAAUAGGGUCCUGAGAUGAGUCACCUGUAACAGGGAGGGGUGCAAAACCAAGGAGAUGGCUAGACUCCUAAAUAUAUACAUAAAGGAGAAAACAAGGGUUUGGCUGCACUCACCUAAACAUACUUAAAUGGGCUGCUGCUCUGGCAUAAAAAGGCUAAUACAAGUUAUGUGACUUCCAAUGUUUUUAUUCAAAGGUGUAAAUUGAUCGUCCCCCUUCAAGCCUAUAAACUAGCUGUCGGUUAAUAAAUUACUUACUACUGACGUACUCUAUAUCACUCUCUAUUCCUCUUAAAGUACUCAAAAUAAAAUAUAAAAAUGUUACAGGGUUUAAAGUAGCAGAAGUCAAUCUCAAUGCUCAAGACAUUUACAUUUAAAAAAAAAAAAAAAGAUUAAUCAUUGGACAAUGUUUAUGCACAUCAGUAGAUUUGUCAUGACGAUAUUCAGGUUUUCCGAUCUCAAUGUACUUAUUACUUUUGAAAUUUGAUGAGAUCAAAUUUAAGUAAAUCCGUAAUCCAUGUUCUAAUUUUGUUUUUGUCUUCAUUUGUAGGAUUAUAAUGAUGAAAUCAGGCAGGCACAGCUGCAAGAACUCACAUAUCUAAACGGUGGUUCAGAAAAUGCAGAGGUCCCAGUGGUUAGGGGAAAACCACCACUCCGUGCUCGUGGAGCUCCUGUCCCUGCAUUGGCCAGGUAAUACUAAAUUUCUGAAUUUGUGUAAUAUAUAUUUUUUUUUAAUAUUAUAAUUUUUUAAAUUAAAAUACCUUUAUAUUUUUUUUAUAGCUUUUAAAUGAUGAAAUUAUAUUUUGGCUGGGUGGGUUUAGAAAAACCAAAGAUUGUAGGUGCUCAAACAGAAAUCUGAAAAGUGUGCAUCUUACUGCUUUUGGUAUUUACAAUGGUGUGUUUUUUGUUUGUUUUUUUUUUAAACUUGAAGUGUCCUUUCAAUAAUUCAAUUUAAAAUAAGAAAAACAUAAUACAGCUCUGUCCAGCCCUGCUUUUGUUAAAGAAGUAACAUUUUGAUACAAGAUAUAAGCUUACUUCCUAUGACCUAUUUAGAUCAUGGGUCCUUAGGGGUUAAUAACAAAGCUUGUUAGAUGUUUAAUUGGAAUUGGCUUUCUUUAAACUUGGGUGGCCAUCUAGUAGUAGCCUCACAAUGUGUAAACCCUUAUUGUGAGAGAAUGUCAUGUAGUGGUUUUGGUACAUUGGCCAUAUGCCCUCCUCUGACAAUGUAAAACAUUGCUGUAUCAGAGAAAAUGUUCUUUGCAUUGGAUUUCAUGCUUUCCUGUGAGAAGCAUUGGAUUGGAGGAGCACAGCACAUUGCGGCUGAUGUCCUCCGCAUUGGAUAGGAUCAAGAUUAUCAGUCAUGGUGAUCUCAUCAUACUUGCUUGGUUUCUUUCAAAUAUUAAUUAAAGACAAUUUAAGCAAUAGAAAUAUAUAUAUAUUCUAUUUUUUAUUUUUUUAACAUUAUGUAUAUUUAUCAAAGUCCUUAAGUUAAGGGUAGAGCACUUGCCUCAUGAUGUCAUAAGUCAGAUGAAACUUGAGAUUAGGAAAUUGUAUGGUGUGUGUGUGUGUGUGUGUGUGUGUGUGUGUGUGUGUAUAUGUAUAUAUAUAUAUAUAUAUAUAUAUAUAUAUAUAUAUAUAUAUAUAUAUAUAUAUAUAUAUAUAUAUAUAUAUAUAUAUAUAUAUAUAUAUAGUGAGGGCUUUUAUCUAUGUACAACCCCUCUAGACCAGUGACACAUGCAGCUUUAAGAUUUUUUUUUUGUUACCUCAAUAUUUUAUAUCGGGGAGGUUAAAACUAUUUUUAAACACAUCCAUUUCAACUUGAAGGGUCUAAUUGGUUUUAAUUUGGAUCUAAAAUAAAUGUUUGGGUGCAUAUUCUCUACAUAUAAUGGUAAUGGUUACAUUUGUGAUCACUUGUAGUGUUAAGAUUUUUUUCAUGAGAGUGACAUAUUUUUUGGGAGCACAUUUAGUGCACUUUUUUUAAUUUUUUUUUACUGCAAUGACAAAGUAAUUAUAUUCCUAAAUGUUUACAAAUCUUGUUGAUCAAUGGAUAUAUUUUUUGUUCCCAUGCAAUCUAGACCGUAACGUUAAAAUUAGCAGUCUCUUUAGAGAAUAGAAUUUCACCAGUAGAUAAUGUAAACAUAUUUUUUUUAGUAAAGAGAAAAAAAAUCUGUUCAUAUAUACCAUCUAUUUUAAACCAAUACAAUUGUUUUAAAUGUAAUAUACUAUAUAAAAAAACAUGUUUCAGUGUCUUUUAUGGAGAAGUAAAUGUUUAAAAUGGUUGUGAAAAGUAUAAAGCCUACAACCCCCCCUCAAAAAACUGAAUGAUGUAAUUCCUUUAAUAAUUCAUUAAUUAUCUUUACUUGGUUUCAGGGGCCGGAGAGGCGUACCACCCCCAGCUGCUGGUGUACCUAGAGGUGCACCUGCUCCUAGAGGAGUUACCCCAGCGAGGGUAUCCUCUUCACGUGCACGUGGACUCAUGUCUACAAGAGCAAGAGGAAUACCUCCACCCGCUGGAUACCGGCCCCCACCUCCUGCACAGGAUACAUACGGAGAAUAUGUAAGUAUUUUUGUUUUGUUUUUCUCGUGUUACACAGAUGGUGGCAUUCUAUCCCAGAUGCUUGUUGCCUUAUCUUGUGCUGCAGUUCUCUGUUUUGCAUUCAGAACCUCUAAAACCUCUCCCGCUCAAAAUAUAUUGUCCUCUUUCCAGCACAGAGAUAUGGCUUUAUAUACUUUACGUGGUUUUCUUACAAAUGUAAAAAUGAGUAAGAUUCAGUAUUGCAUACUUGUUGUAGAUUUAUUUCCUUUUUUUUUUUUUUAAACAUAUUCUUGUUUUUUUGUCAUUUAAAAAGCAAGCAGAUUAUCUUUACAAGUGGGGGUUUAAUUUAUAGAAUAUAAAUUUGUAAAUAAAUAAAAAAAAGAUGUCUGGGUGUAAUUAUAUUUAUAAAUAGAAGAGUUGAUUAAAGGGAAUCUAUAGUGUUAAGAAUACAAGGUUUAUUCUGAACCAUAGUGCCCUGUGGUCACCUCCCUCCCCUCAUGGACCACCAACUAACAGUAAAAUUGAGGGGAGAAAAACCCAAAACACAAAUACCUUUCUUUUUAUUCACCAAAUUACAACGCUGAUCUCCCUCAGUGCUAGGUCACACUCAGAAGUCCUCUGAGGGACCUAAUGUGCAUGUGCUGUGAGCUCAUUAGGCCUUCCCUAUAUGAAAGUAUUGAAUUAAUGAUUUCCUAUGGGGUUUUCACUGUCGUCAUGCACAGGGUGAGGACAUCCAGUGUCAUUUAAUGAAGUCAAACUCCAAAUUCCAAGUUGUAAAAUGUGGAAAGUCCAUGGGACACAUCCAGCAUUUUUAGGUGUACAGCAUUUCAUGCUUUAAGAGGACAGUGGAUUAAACUGUUAAAUCACCAAGAAAUAUGUGUCUGUAUGUAUGUGUGUUUGAGUAGUUUUAUUGGUGUGAAUAAUUAUGUAGGUUUAUAUAAGGUUGAUUAAUUAGUAAUGUGUGAUAGGUUUGGGUAUCUACAGGGACACUUAGCAUUGCAUCUGGGUGGGGGCAGGAUUUUGUUCUUGGGUCACCUUUAGAAGAAUUCUCUUGCAAAUGACUUGCCAUUCUGGAAGAUAGUUUAUAACAGAUGGGCUACUGCUUAAAUCUGUGUUUGUGUCUGUAUAAUAUAACAAAUCAUUUUAAAAGUGUGUUUGAGUCUGUCAGACUGGUUGUAGAAAAGUGUUAAAAAUAUAAAAAUAAGCUCUUUGGAAAGCCUGUCUUAAAAAUAUAAACUACUAUGACGAAGGUAAUGGUAAUCUGAAUCAAAUAUUUCUUCCAUCAACCCAGGUUGCAUUUUAAUUAACAAAGUUAACAUUUGUAUUGAAAACCUUAUCAAUUAAAACCUUUUUCACACUGGAUUAAUGCCUUGGCCCAGUUAUGCACACGUUUGUGCAACUAUUUAUGUUGAAUCAAUCACUGCCAUACAAUUGCAUGUAUUCAUAGCAAGUUGCUUUGAACCAGUAACAUGUUUUUUUGUUUUUUUUUCCUCUCUAAUGUAUGAUUAGCAGCUGCCAAAAAGUAGACUCAAAUUUGGAAUGAAUGAAACCUUUUUCAAAUUUUGCAUCAACUAUAAUUCAAACAAAAUUACAGAUGAAAAUUGAAAAGAAUGCCUACAAUUUUUCUUUAUUUUAUUCAAAGCAAAUGUGUCGAUUGACUUCCAGUCAAAUGCACUCUACACAUUCACACAGUGACCUUUCACACACACUCAUUCCUGCAUUCACACAGUGCUCUUUUUAUGCCUAAUCAUUUCUGCAUUCACUUGCUGUCUCUGCUACCUACAAAGCAUAACUUGAAUAAAACAUGCUUUUUGAGCAUCUCUGCUGGAGAAUAACUUGUAGGCCUCGUUAGUAGUUUUGACAUAAACACUGUUAUUUACCAAAGUAAAUUUAAGGCCAAAAUAGGCAAAUUGUAAAAAUUAUCUGCCAUUAAUGUUUUAAGCUUGGAAAAUUGGAAUACAACAUUUUAAAUUCACUUUCAAUUCUCACUUGAAUGAAUACAUCAUACACACGCACACACCCAAUUGAGAAACUAGGGCAUAACUGUUUGAACAUAUUGUUGGCAUAAAGCCUUGGCCAUUAAUGACUAAGUCUGCACCUCUGAUGAAUGGUUAAUAAAUCUGCACAUCUACUGAAUGGUUUGCCAGGAUAUUAGAGGAACACCAUAUUGAGAAGUUGCACUGUGCAUUAGAGCAAAUACAUUUACAACACAAAGUGGGAAAAAAACACAGCCAAAUAAACUAAAACCUGAUAUAAAACUGAGCAUUAAAACCAAGGAAUACUCCCAGAGUAAGAUUGGGGUUAGAAUUAAUGGGGUGGCUACGUACUGUAAGCACAAAAUCAUUGCAUGCAUCACUAUUGCUAAAGAAGACCAUUAAUACAAAUGGAUAGAAGGACAGUGAAGAAAAAAAUCCACAAAUAAAAAUAAUUUGAAACAAACUGCAAAAAGUAAAUUUAUGGUGAUCGUCCAUAAAAUACUGCUAAUCAUCUCAUAAUCUAGCAAGGCAGGUUAGAAAUAUGCAGAAGGGGUUUAUACAUUGAACAGCACAUGUUAGUGAAUUGAAAACUAAAUUACUAAAUUGUAGGCUGAAAUAUCUGAUAUGGAAAAAUUCACCAUCUCUGUUAUAGUCACAGCUUAGUAAUUCUAGCUAGGGAUUUAGUUUGGUACCUUCAGUGUUUAAUGAACACAACUCAUUGUGUACAUGGCAUCCAAAGUGUCUUAUGGAAUUAAAGUAUUGUACCUGUGUGAUGACUUUCUAAUGUCUUUACACUUCCAAUGCCUCAUUUACCUUGUGAUGGAACCUAAGGCUGCAAUCUAUUUUCAUGUUUUUCAUAAGACACGGUGAGCAGAUGUGGCUAUCACAGCCCUCUGUCAGUGAUAAAAGCCAGCAUGCUUCUGUAAUCUUUACCACUGCAAAAAAAUGCUAAACGUUUAUUGUGGAAGAUAUCCUAGUCAAAAUGUUUUUAAUGGUUUUAUUUUUUUGUUUUUGUUUGGUUUUUCCCUCUUUUGUGUAUUUUAGAUUAAAAACAGUUUGGUCAUAAAGCAUAAGUUCCGACAGUUUGGGAGAAACAAAUACAUUUUUGGUUUGGGGAUCGGCUGUAUAAUUUUUUUAUUUUUUUUUUUGGGGGGGGGGCAGGUUAAGGGGAGUGUGUGAAGGAGACUGGGCAUAGGAAGGGAUGCUGUGGAGAAUACUUGUCAUUAUGGUGAGGGGGAAAACAAAGCAUAUGAGAAUGGACAAAAGCUUAGAGGAUCUCAGUAGCUUGCCCUUCCCAACUCAGGUCUCAAAAUGGUUUUUGCUUACUUGUGACAUUGUAACGAGAACCUGUUCCAAGGCAAAUCAGAGUUAAUUCACCCAUAAGAGCAGUCUAGAACUGAAAUGUCAGCAAUUUCUCUCUGCAUGAGAGAUACAGGAAUCCCUGACCAUCAUUUCUUUGGGCCAUGUUAAUGAGGUGUUAUUGGUACCUCUCUGUGGAAGGUACCCAGGACAAGGAGAAGGCUGUGGAGGAUAUCUAGCACAGGAAAAGGUGUACAGUAGCUUAACAGUGGAGAGUAUUUUGUAUGUUAAAAAGGGUUAUUUGGAGGAUAUUUGUGAAAUAGUGGAGGAUAUCGAACAUGUAGAACAAGUGCAGAGGAGAAAAUGUGACAUAGUAAUGCUGCUCUGUGCUCCACCUAUGUUAACAUGCCCACACAAAUGCACCUUCACCAACAGUGAUAUUUCACACUGACAUCAUAACCUGCUGACAUUGGCAACUGUCUAGCUAUUCCUGUCAAAGCUGGGACAUCUCAGGCUGUAUUCUCUUGGUAUAUAUCUAUAUAUAAUAUAAACUACAGCAUUGUUACAUCACUAUUUCAUCAGCCAUCAAAAUACAUCCUUGUCUCACCAGACAGAAUAAUAUGUUAUCCGUUCAAAAGUAAUUUCUAUUAAUACUUGCUUUUGAGUAAAGGCAACAAACCAUAGUUCCUGAGAGAGAAAUGGUGUUUAUGAACAAACCUUUACAUUUCAAAUAGUGUUGAGAAGAUAGAUUCACCUGUUAGAUUUACCAACAUUUUUGACACCGAUAAUGGAGACCCCCCUUACGUGUGUAAUGAGAGGUUUGCACUGCAUUCCUGUAUUUUAAAUUUAGGUAAUCACCAUGCAGAUCAGUGGUAUCAAAUAUAAAAUCCAUUCAAUAGAUUAUAUACAAAAAAACAUGUCAACAAAUUGUACAUUGAGCAGUGCACAUAGUGUAAUUCUAGUGUAAUGUGGCAGUGCAACAAACCCACCUGUUGUUUUUGGUUUUUCCCCCCAGUGAUGAAAGAUUGCCGUAGGUGACUUAUGAAGAAUCUAUCUACUUUUAGUUAAGAUGGGAAUAUUCUAAAAAUACAAGUUAUUGAAUAUGUGUACUCUUUAUAGUAUCGAAAAUGAUCAAACCAUUCAUUUAAAAAAAGUUUAUAUUUUAAUGUUUAUAUAAAAUUUACCAUUUAAUAAAAAAUAAAAUCCAUUUUCUUCCCACCAAGGAUUAUGAUGAUGGAUAUGGAACGGCCUAUGAUGAACAGAGCUAUGAAUCUUACGAAAAUAACUACAACUCACAAGGGCAGGAGUAAGUUGGUUUAAUUUUGUAUUAUUAUUUGAGUACACAAACUGGUUCUUUUAAUUCCAGGGAUCCUCUAAAGAUCACUCAGAUUAGACUUGAGCAAUCAUUGAUGCAAAAAAAAAAAGAGCGCCAGUUCAGGUUUACAUGAUUGAAAGGUGCAUCCCUUGAUCCAUUUUAAUAUGCAAGGUUGUUGGAAAAUGCAUCUUCUGUUUUGAGCAAUUGUCAAAGGUUAGCUAUACCCAUAAGCUUUAAUACAGAAUGGAAUAUCCACAGUAUUAUUAGCAGUCAAAUUGAAUUGCUAGGUUUUAUCAAAAUAAUCUUUUCAUCCAUGGAAAUCAACUCAACCUAUAAAACUGGCAGUAGACGCGAUUAAACACUUUAUUACAAACUUGUGUAACUCGAGAUUGGCAUAUUUAUUUAAACACAUUGGAAUUCUUGUCAUGCUUCAUACUUUGUGCAGGUAUUGCUCUUUUUGUAAUCUAUCCUAUUUUGUAAGCAGUUACUAUUACUGCAUGACAUAUACUGUAUAAUAAUGUCAAAGUGUGUGUGUAUGUAUAUGUGUGUGUGUAUAUAUGUGUAUAUAUAUAUAUUCUGCCUACUCGAUGUUUGAGUACAAAAGAAGUCCUGUUGCAAAGUAUGUUUUGGGGUUUUUUUUGUAAUGUUUUUUUCACAUUUUUAUUUCUGAGGAUAAAAAUUUAUAUUUCUAGACUAUAUGUACACAAAAUUGAUCGAACACCCUAGCAAAAUUAUGAAAAGUGUUGAGAGCUAUAAUUAAGGCUAUCAACACAUUGCAAUCAUUGGCUUUACUGCCACCUCAUAUGACGUUUCCACUAGCAUGUUACAAGCAAAGUUUGAUACCUCCCCGCAGUCCAUAGAUCGAACAUUUUAAAUAGGGGAGUUCAGUUACUCUAGAGCAGGGGGUUCUCAACGUUAGUCCUCAGGACCCCCUACCAGUCCAGGGUUUAGGGAUUAACUGGGUGUGUCUAAGGUGUUUAGAAAAAGAAAAAAAAAACACCUUAGAGUCUAAGGUGUUUUUUUCCCCCUUUUUCUAAACACCUUAGACACACCCAGGUAAUCCCCAAAUCCUGGACUGGUAGGGGGUCCCGAGGACUGGGUUGAGAACCCCUGCUCUAGAGGAUCAUGUAAGCAUGACCAUAAAUACCAUUUCGGGUAAUGUUAAGAAUACUCAAGUUGCUUGAUUUUAUGGAUUUAGAUUUCUGGUAUUAAGCUAAAACUAUGUUGCUUUGUAAGAAAGAUGUAUUCAGUUACAUUCCUGCGUUUGCUACCAAGUAUUGGAUACAAAAUGGCUGCCUGACUGGAACUAUCCCAGCCUUCCAAUUAUUCUCAAAUCACCAUGGAUGGACAAUACUUUUUUCUAUUAUUUUCAAAUUACUUUAAGAAUAAGGAAAAUGCAAUUUUAUUAUUAUUAUUAUUAUUAUUUAUAUAGUGCCAACAAAUUCCGUAGCGCUGUACAAUGGGUGGACUAACACGCAUAAUUGAGAUCAGACCACUGACGUACAGGAACACAGGGGGUUGAGGACCCUGCUCGAUGAGCUUGCAUGCUAGAGGGAGUGGGGUAUAGUGACACAAAGGGUUAAAGUAGGGGAAUUAAAUAGUUUGUUACAGAAGGGUUUAUUGAGUGCUUGGUAGGUCAUUUUUGACAGUUGCAGGAACGGAGUCAUGGGCUGGGGGAUGAGAAACCUGCUGACAUUUAAUUCAUACGCUUUAAUGAAGAAGUGAGUUUUCAAAGAUUUUUUUGAAGGAGUGGAGGCUGGGUGACAGUCUGAUUGAGGAGGGCAGGGAGUUCCACCAAAUAGGUGCAGCCCUGGAGAAGUCUUGAAGGCGAGUAUCAGAGGUGGGGAUCCGGGCAGAGGAUAGGCGUAGGUCUUGGGCUGAGCGCAGGGGUCUCGACGGAACAUACUUGUGUAUGAGGGAGGAUAGGUGUGUUGGAGCAGCAUUAUGUAGGGAUUUGUAAGCAAGCGCCAGAAUUUUGAAAUAGGCCCUAUAUCUAACUGGAAGUCAAUGCAGGGACUGACAGAGCGUGGAGGCGUGGGAGGUGCGACCGGACAGGAAAAUAAGCUUCGCAGCCCCAUUCAUUAUACAUUGCAGCAGUGCAAGCUGGGAACAUGUAACACCGGUGAGAAGGGGAUUGCAAUAGUCAAGGCGAGAGAGAACAGCAUGAACCAGUACCUUAGAUAGAUAUGGGUGGAUGCACACGAUGUUCUUGAGUUGGAAGCGACAGGAUUUGGCUAUAGAUUGGACAUGGGGAGUAAAAGAGAGAUCAGAAUCAAAAAGAACCCCUAGGCCGCAAGCCUGGGAGGUAGAGGUGAUAGUAGCGCCGUUGACUUGGAUGGAGACACACAGGAGUAGCAGCACUUGAGGGAGGAAAAACUAGAAGUUUUGUUUUGAACAGGUUGAGUUUAAGGAAGUGAGCAGUCAUCCAGUUGGAAAUAGCAGAGAGGCAGUCAGAGACACGAGUCAAGGUGGGCGGAGAGAGAUCAGGGGAGGACAGGUAGAUUUGCGUGUCAUCUGCAUAUAAAUGGUAUUGGAAGCCAAAGGAGCUGAUGAGUUUACCAAGGGAGGCAGUAUAGAUAGAGAACAGUAGGGGGCCGAGGACCGAACCUUGGGGGACGCCGACAGAGAGGGGUUGGGGAGAAGAGGCAGAGCCAGAGAAAGAAACACUGAAAGAGCGCUGGGAGAGGUAGGAGGAGCACCAGGAGAGAGCAGUAUCCCGUAGACCAAAGUUACGGAGAAUGUGAAGAAGCUGUUGAUGGUCAACAGUGUCAAAGGCAGCAGAAAGAUCAAGGAGGGUUAGGAUAGAGUAUUGGCUGCGAGAUUUAGCAGCAAUUAAAUUGUUGGAUACUUUGGUCACAGCAGUUUCGACAGAGUGACCAGCGCAGAAUCCAGACUGAAGGGGGUCAAGCAGAGAGUUGGAUUCGAGAAAGUCUGUCAAUCUGGCGUAGACAAUUCUCUUGAGGAUCUUGGAGGCAAAUGGCAGUAGCGAGAUAGGGCAGUCAUUGGAUGGGGAAUUGGGAUCAAGGUUGGGCUUUUUCAGAAUUGGGGUUACGGUUGCAUGUUUGAACGCAGAGGGAAAUGUGCUAUGCACUAGUUCAAGAACCGUUUGACGCUUCUAAAUGUGCUAUCUCUUAUUGUUACUGCUCCAAAAGCCCAGACUUGUUAAAAGGGACAUUUUAAUGAUUAUUCUUUUGAGUCUUGAUGCUUUUCCCUGUUGAUCUGUACCAUGAAUAAAUCCUAUCUCAAAUCUAAAAUGCAUGAAGACUGGUUUAUUUUCAGAUGAAUGAAUCAAUUCAUAUAAAUCCAUUUAAGGUAAUAUAUAUGCAUGGGGUACCACAUGGUGAUUAGGUCCAAAUUGUGUGUCCCCACAUGAUGGAAAAGAAAACCUAAGUAAAACUUCUAUAAUCUAGCAUAGAAAGGGUAGUGGUUGCUAUGUCUAUAAGGAAAGCUAUUACUUUAGUUGGAUGGCUAUAUAUUGUGCUGCCUUAGAUGAAGCCUAUACCAAGUCAUGUUCGGUCUUUAUAUAUUUUUAUCUCUGAGCCAAUUUUUCUUUGUUGAUUAUAUAGGUGGCCAGUGGGCUACAACAUGCCUUUUAAAACACAAUAUAAUAAAGUGUAGGAUAGAACACAAUACGUCCAAAUAGAAUAAACACUUGGGCCAUUCCUGGUUCCACUUAGUGUCUCCUAGUUAAAGUCACCUAUUUAUUUAUUUAUUGUUUAACAAAAUAAUUAAGAUGUAAGAAAUAGGACAUCUGUUAUUUUAAUUAUUUUACAUUUUCUUGUAAGGUCUUAUUUACUUUGCAUUGGUAAACUUUUCUUAAGCUAGCUCUGAGUGUUUUGUGAUAUUUGGGGUAAAAAUAUGAAAAUGUUAAAGAUCUACCUGCUGAAAUGAUCAGUAGAUACAAAUUUCCCAUCAAGAAAAAAUUUAUAAGAACAUGUAAUUUUAGAAAGCUUGCUAUUCAGAUAUAUAUAUAUAAAAAAAAAAAUUCCCAAAGCAAAUUUAAACUAUUUUUGGGGUUGCUUUGCAAUAUUUUUGUUUCCCAGAUUUGGUGAUAAUUAAGGUAAAGUGGUUUCUUGAUAGAAGCACGUACUUGCAGUUUACCUGAAUGUGCUGACUUUCUGUGCUAAUAAAAACUGUAUGAGCUAAAGCUAUGAGCCUGAGCUACAGAAUAGUUAUUUACAAGUGUAUGAGCGUCUGCCUUCUAUCCUCCAGGAAUUAAACCCUAUGUCCUGCUACGUUUAACUCUGUACUUGUCCAAUGACAAUUAACCAUACACCUUCUAUGGUGGGAAUUUAAGAGUAUGACCAAACCAUUUUUUUUAUUUUUUUAUUUUUUUUUCACUGGAUACUUUUGUAAAGUGUUUAUUUAGUUUAUUGUAUUUUUAAUUGUUUUCUGCUUUUAUUAUGGUAUUGCUGUCUUUAGUAUAUUAACUUCAUUAGUCUCUUUUCCCCCCAAGCCUAUUAUAAUGGACUACAGUAAAACAUUACUUUUAUAAGAAUAAAGACCUACAAUUGUGCAAACAUUCUGUAUUUAUUUUUUUACCGUAAAUUGGAUCUGAUUGCAUUUUAUUGUCCCACAAGUAUAUAUAGUUCUGCACUAUAAAAAUGGGGGUUUAUACUAUAACACAUUGAUUUUCAAUAGAAAGAGCUUUGAAUCACAGUGAGAAAAGACAUUCUAAAGACUUCUACGCUAGUCCAGGCCACGUUAUUGGACCCCUUUGGAAUAUGCUAACACAUAUACAAUAACAGUAUAUUUUCCAGUAUACAAAUAAAGGGGGAAGGGACUGAAACACUGAUCAUUAAGGAAAAAGUGAGAAAUUUAUAAGCGGUGUUAAAUCUGCAGAUCUUGUAAUAAAUUGCAAGGUGAUGUUUUAAAGACCUUUCCCUACACAUCAACACAAUGAGUGUUGCAUCUUAAGAGUACAUGUGGGGCAAAGGUCUAACGUUGAGCUAUUGCCAUGGAAACAAAUGGAAUCUUCCUGCUGAUUAACAUUUAGAACUUUGACCCAGUAUCUCCUUUUUAUAAAGACAAGUCUUAAGUGCUCUGCAAACGGUAUUAUAUUCUCAUCUUAAACUUCAUAUUACUAACUACAUUGCCUCUGAAUUAUGAUUUAUGGAUAACCCCUUGGUGCCAAAGAUCUAAAAGUGACAUAGUCAGCAGGAGCAGUCUAAUGGUUUCCAUGGUAAGAGAUGAGAGUUGUUACAAUGUAAAAAGAUCAAUAUGAGGGUGCAGUUCUAAUAGUGACAUAUAUGAAGCAGAAAAAAUCUUUUUAAUUUUCCUACAAUACAAUUUCUUUCUAUAUUUUUUCAGUUUAAAAAUUCCAAAAAAAAGAACAAACUUUUUUAUCUGUUUUUGAAUUAAGAUAGCAUUAAUAACUCUCUCAAUAUCCCAGUGGCUUUAUUUAAGUAUAUUUAAGUUCAAAAAAGUACAAGUAAAAAAUAAUCUGAUAAAGAAUGUCAAUGUAUCUGAUGUGCAUGUAAUCAUCCAAUAAAGGUAUAAUUGUCUAAAAAGAGCAUCAUUGAACCUUACAAUUAAACCAUUUUAACCUAUGGGAACCAGAAAAUCUGCCAAUUCUUUUUUUUUUUUUUUCAGAGAAUAAUAAUUCAUCUUUCUAUUUUACGUUUUUUUCUAGAGCUUUUGGAGAGUGGAUGUAGUUUGUUGAACUGAUAGAGAAUAUUCCUACCAAUUGCCCCAUACUGUAUUUUUUCCUACAAUCAUUCUAUGGCUGACUAGAGCCACAUAUGGAAAAUGUCUAGAAACUGGUUUGCUGAGAAGGAAUUCUUAUUGCAAAGAUCUAUAUUCUGAUCGAAUAACUUGUAAUUAACAUUUCUAUUUAAUUGUGUAUUAUGAUACAAAAGAUCCGUAGCAACAAAUCCCCAAAUGCAGUUAAACAGAAUUUGCCGAUCUGAUAUAAUUUUUAACUGUAUCCACAGAAGGAAUCCUGAAGUAGGACAUUAAUAUUCUGUGUUAUGUAAAUUAACUAGGCAUAAGUUGUAAAGCAUCUGGUUAAUUUGUGAUACAAUUUUGCCUCAGUGUGUCUUAAUAAUUUAAAGAACAAUAAAAUAAGAUAUAAAGCUAAAAUAUUUAGAAAAAGUUGAAAUAUUAGCACUUGAAUAUGUAGAAAUCUGAAAAGUUUUAGAAUAUUCAUGUUUCAUGAUUGUGUCUGGCUCUGAAUAAGAUAACAAAAAACAAUCCUAGCCUUUCUUUAAAUUGGCAAAAUAUUUAUUGUGGUGCUUGAGGUUUCAGGACUAUGUGCAAGGAAAACUGUAUGGAUAUAUGUAAUAAAACCAGAAUUUUGUGAGUUUGCCAUUUGAUGUUCAGUAUACCCAAGAUUUAUAAGGGGUUAUAAAAACAAAAAAAACAAACAAAAAAACUAUACAGAAACGAGGCUGGCCAGUUUGGAUUUAUAUGCACCAUCUGCUUAAUAGCAGUGAGAUGUACAGAGAUACUUCUGAUCAGCCAUUCCAAUCAGACAGUGCAGGAUUGACAUUUCAAUUGAUUCCUGCAAAAAAUAACUUGAGUUAUUAUGGUGUAAAGUUGUUGAAUACAAAAUAAGGAACAACUGACCCCUUUUUAUUGCUUCGCAUUUUGUGUGUUUGUGCGUGCAUAUCUGUGUGUGUGCUUUCCCCCCCCCAUAUCUUUUUCAGUCUUACAUUUUAGAACAUUGAUUUGUUAUGAUAAAAUACAGUACCUUUGAAAUAUUUAGUCCAAGCAUAAUAAAAUUCUUAUGUUUUAGUAGGAUUACCCUUUCUUCUGGUCAAGAUAAAUAUCUGUGGACUAAGAUUCUUAAGACAUGUGGGCUCUUCCUGACUUGUUUUGUCUUAAGCCAAUGGGAAGAUUUCCAUUUUUAAAAAUAACUCAAAGACUGAACAUCCUGGUAUUGGCAAGGGCUUGAUUGAAAAAUCAGAUUACGUUAUGAAGAAAAUUGCCUAAUUUUUAUAAACGUUGGUUUCCUCUCUCCAACAUGGAAAUGUAAAAGUGCUUUGUUUAUAUCUCUCACACACUAGAUGCUUAUGUCUCUAUGUUUUAGGACUAUAACCCAACUAUCAUCUAGUGUCAAAAUUAUAGAUGUGAAGCCAGGGAAACCAAUUAAAUAUGUUCUAACUGCUCCACCUUUAGAACUUGAACCCACAUUUUUAUACAUUCCCUCUAAAGAGUGUCUUAUUCUUGCAUGGUAACACCUCUUUUUAACGAGUUUACUCUUGCCUCCUUUGGGUAGGCAUCUUAGCCUCAAUUGGUCUGUUAUCUUUAUUAGAGGCUGUCAUGACUUGGGAUCGUGCACUAGCUCUUGCCUGCUUGGUCUUUGUUCAGAUAAGUGUCCCUCUCCCACAAAGCAAUGGCAAGCACGAUAUGCAUUGGAAAGUAGUAUUUACUUAUGUUUCCUUUGCAAAAUAGAGUGAAUAAUGCACAUAAUCAUUUUCUUGAUUAAUACAUUACUGUCUUGCUUUAAAUGUUUUACCUAAAAGGCUUUCCUCUUGAAGCACAUACAAUUUAACUUUUUUAGCAGGGAAGUGGGGGAGAUAUAGAAUAUUUUUUUUACUCCCCCAAACCUACAUGGGCAGUUGGUUAAAGGUUUUUCCCAUGUCUGCUGUUUUGGAUUAAAUUUUGCAUCUGUUACAAGGACUGGAUGCUUAAUUUGAGUGAAUGUGUCAAUCGGCUGUCAUUCAUAAUAUAGCCUUAACAUGAUUUGGUUAAAGGGCAUUCUGUUUUAUAGUAAUAACACAAACACAUGUAUGACCCAUUUUCAAAAUAUUUUCUUCUCUGAGCAGUCACUGUGAAGGAAAUAUGAUAAAAUGAUCAUAUAAAAAAAAUAUAUUGUCAUUUGAUAAAAUAUUUUUAUGUAUGUGAGACUGAGUUAGCUCUCACCAGGGCCGGAUUAACAUAGGGGAUGAUGGAGCUGCAGCUCCAGGCCCAUGGAAUAGGCCCAUUUAAAAAAAAAUAAUAAAUAAAUAAAACUCACUACUCUUAGAUUUUCCACCUGACUGGUAUGUUAAGGCACAGCCGGUAUUUGAGGCUGCCUGGCCGUGAUGGUAUUGCAGUAAUAUUGGCUAUACAAAUAGAAAUAUUUGUCUCAGUAUAAAUGGAGAUUACUCUGCAAUGCCAGCACCAGCCAUUAGGGGUCGCUGUGUAUGGAGGGAGGCAGGGAUAGGAAGUUAUAGCAUAUCCCUGCCACUCUCUAAUCACUGAUCCACAGGGGAGCAGCUACACAGCACAGAGUGUCCAGACAGCAGCUCCCAGCCUGCAGAGACAGACUACAGCUCAGGUAAGUGAAGGAUGGAGGGAAAGGCAGCAGGGACACAUGGGGACACAGACACUAGGGGACACAUGGGGCAUAGACACUAGGGGACACAUGGGGCAUAGACACUAGGGGACACAUGGGGCAUAGACACUAGGGGACACUGGGGAUGCUGUGAGACACUAGGGACACAGUGUCCCCAUGGCUCCCAGUGUCCACAUGUCUGUGCCCCCAAAUGUCUCCCUAUGUCCACAAGUGCCAACAUGUCUCCCAGUGUCCCCAUAUUUGUCACCCCAUGCCUCCGAGCCAGUGUAUCAGUGCUCCCUAGUCUUCCAGUGUCUGUGUUCCCAUGUCUCUGUGUUCCUAGUGUCUUAGUUUCCCCAAAUAUGUGUCCCCAUGUCUGUGACCCCAUGUCUCCCGGUGUCCCCAAAUGUCUGUGCCCCCAUGUCUCUCAGUGCCCCAUGUCUGUAUCCACAAAUGCCCCCAUGUCUCUCAGUGCCCCAUGUCUGUAUCCACAAGUGCCCCAUGUGUCCCAUGUCUGUGUCCCCUAGUAUCCUAGUGGCACGGGACACACUGAGACAUGGGGACACUGGGAGAAAUGGGGACACAGACACUGGGAGACUAGGGGACUGGGCGACAUGGGGACACUGACACUGUGAUACAUAGGGACAUGUAUGCCAGGCUGGCCUUCCAAUUCUUUGGACAGACAUGCCCCUUUUUGGGCAUGUUCGCCCUUUUGGUAGUUCUGGUCACGUAAUUUGCAAAUGUAGGUCAUUUUUCAUGUCCAUAACAAAUAGAUUUGCACAACGUUUACUCUUCGUUUAACCCCUUAAGGACACAUGACAUGUGACAUGUCAUGAUUCCCUUUUAUUCCAGAAGUUUGGUCCUUAAGGGGUUAAAGUGUUUCUCAUUCUCUCCAAAAUGAUGCUUUCUCAAAUCGGUCCCAGCAUUGAUAGUUCUCCUUUGUUCCUCAGAGUAGAGUAGUAGAAGCUGUCUUAAACUGUAGUUUUGUGAAAACAUUCCCCUUAACCCAGUCCCAACAAAGGGGCAGUUCCAUACAGUUUGUUAUCCCUAAGAUCUACUGGAUGCAUGCAUUAAAUGUAGUAAUUACUCGGCAAUAGUGAUGUCCCGAACGGUUCGCUGCGGACUCAUCAUUGAGUAAACUUUGACCCUGUACCUCACAGUCAGCAGACACAUUCCAGCCAAUCAGCAGCAGACCCUCCCUCCCAGACCCUCCCACCUCCUAGACAGCUCACUAAGAAUGCAGCUUCACAAUGAAUGUAAAAUGGAUGCUGUCCUCACGUACAGGGUCAAAGCUUACUCAAUGAUGAGUCCGUGGCGAACCGUUUGGGACAUCACUACUCAGCAAUGCUCACUUUUGCAACACACUAGAUGCUAUAAUCUUGGAAAGGUCUACAUACUUUUGUCUUUAGACAAUAAAUAAAAAAAAAAGUCAUGGAAGAUAUACUGUUUGAGUGCCAAUUUCAUUACAAGCAGUAAUUGACUAGAUUAAAAAAAAAAAAAAAAAAUGUGCAGUUGACUAAACCGUAAAGAUUAAAUUAUUUCUCUGAUUUUAUUUAUUUUUUGUAAAUAAACUAGUAUAGAACAGCCUUAUUUGCUCUUUGAAAGUAAACUACCCCAUAUUAAAACCCGCCUACACUUUUAUUUAUUUUUUUAUAUUACUUUUUAUUAAGAAAUUUUGUUUUUGGGUUACAAGACAAUUAAAAAAAUACAUACAUACAGUCAUACAAAAUGCAUCCGAUUGAUGUAAAUAAAUCAUUUUAUGUAGAGAGAAUACAUUCAUUAAGAUAUAUCAAUCGGCCAGAAAAAAAAAAAAAUACAUAACAGAAAACAGGAAGUCAUUAAUAUGGGAUAAACAAGAGUCUAUAGAAAAAUAGUCAGAAGUAUAUCAAUGGAAGUAAACGCAAAUUUAGAUACAUGUUAUCCAUAAGAUAAAUUCCACUAACCAAAUAGAAUUACAUCUUCCAUAACCACGUCACCUGAGAGAUUUAUGAGUUACCAUAGAGUAGAGAACAUUUUUUUAGCCAAAUUGAAUACAAGUCUCUUUUUUUGGAGACCACUGACCAGUUUUUAACCAUAUCAUUUUCCAUUGUCAGUUGGAAUUUAAUUUGAUUAAUUAAGGAAAUUUUCUGAAAGGGAUCAGAGGAUUUCCACUGUCUCGCUAUGAUAAUUUUAGCUGCAAUAAAGCAGUGAAUAGCUAAACAAAUAUGUUUACUUGAUUUAAAAGGCCAGUUCAAGUGGAGGAGAGCCGAAGCUGGAUUUUUAUUUAUAUCUUUAAAUGAUACCUCAUUCAAAGAUAUUUCGGAGAAGAUAUUAUAAGCCCAGGCCCAUAAUGGUUUUAGUACUGGGCAAGACCACCAUGUAUGGAUAUAUGUACCCGAAUAGGUACCACAUCUCCAGCAAGUAGGAUCUUGAGAAGUAUACAUUUUAGCCAGUUUUGUCGGAGUGUAAUACCAUCUGUGGAGUAACUUAAAGUGGCACUCAGUCAAAUUUAGGCCAUGGACAGAUUUUUUUACAAGAAUUAUAGAGGAAAACCAGUCCUUUGGGGAAAUCACUAAAUUAAGUUUGUUUUCCCAUAUUUUAACCAGUUUAUAGGGAAAGGUAUCUAAGCCUUUAAAAAGCAAGUUAGCUACCGAAAUAACCUUGGGUACAGUUUGAAAUGAAAAUAAAGUUUGCAACUCUUUAGCCCGAGGAAAAGAAGAUUGGAUAACUUGUUUCUGAAUAUAGUGUUUGAUACGGAAGUAUGUACACUUUUAAUGUAAUAUUAUUAUUUUUUUCAACAUGUAAUCUUAAGUUAUUUGUUGUUUGUGGUUAUAUACAUAUGUAUAAUUUUUUUUUUUUUCUGUAUUCUAUUCAUACACACAUGUGGGUAUCUUUAGAUCUCAUUAUCUAUAUCAGAGGUAGGAAACCUUUGACAUUGCAGAUAUUGUGGACUAGCUUUGCCUGUAGUAGAUGUACUAGUAGCCCACAGCACCUAGAGCGUCAAUGAUUGCCUACCCCAAUCUAUAUUGUAUUUGUAUAACGCAAAGUACAUAAAACAGAAUAUAUUUCAUAUAACUGAACUAAUCACUUUUUUCUAGUAACACUGAAUCGCUCAAUAAUAAUUAGAUCUGACUGAGUUCUUUAUUCUGUUUAAUUAGCACAGGAGAUUAUUAUGACUACGGACAUGGGCUCGGAGAGGAAUCUUAUGACUCCUAUGGUGAGUAUGUAUUAAACACAUUUUAACUCCUUCUGUAACAACAUCCUCUAUGCAUUCACUUUGUGCAUUUUCAACCUGUAUACAGUUAAACAAAAAUAAAAAAAGCAGUCCACAAUAUGCUUAUAUCAUAACCAAAUUUUUAAAGUAGUUCUCACACCCUCGAAUACUUGUUUUAUUUAUAAUUCCAAAUUACCAGUCAUAUUGUUUUGUGAUCAUAAUAUAUUUAAAUGGACACCCAAAGCAUCAUAAUCACUAUAGCUUAUUGCAGUGGGUAUGGUGCGAUUUAGUCCUUGGGUACUGUUCUAAGUUGCUUGAACAUAUACAAAUCAAGUCUCCAUGCAAUUAAUUGACACCUUUGCUGCCAGUCCGAGAAUGUAACUUUAACUUAGAAAUUAUCCAUUCAAAGCCAUUUGACCUUAGAGGACCGUGGUUUUAAUUUGUGAGCUGGAAGUAACUGUUCAGUUAAGAUCAAACAAAAAAAGAACAAUAAGCUAUUGUGUCCUUCAAAUGCUUAAACUUUGUAAAGUAUGGAAAUAACAAUUACGCAUUAACUAUAGUCCAAGAUUCUGUGUGGCAGCAGUAGAUCUAGGCUUUGGGUGGUCCUUUUAAUGUGACAAAGUACUCAUAAAUGUCAUAUUUGGAAACAGGGUAAGAAUGGAGGGAUGGAAACAAGGACUCCUUGUACCAAAACCACUUCAAUAAACUGCAGAGGUAUUGGUGUCUAGAGUGCCCCUUUAUUAACAUGUAUAUGGUGUAGUGUUAGUAACUUUUUAUUUGAUAUUUAAUUAUUUUUUUUUAUUUCAUUCAUGUUUGAUACCAAUAUAGGCAUACUAUGUUUCUUAGCUUUCAGACCAUAAUGUGCAAUAGGAUAUGAUUUUUUUUUUUUUAUACAUUUCUAUAGAAAAGACACACUACUCCAAAAAUAUAAUUCUUCCCAAUAUUUAAAAAAUGAUUAGUCUAGUACCACUGUAGAGAAAAAUCUUGCCAUCCAUGUCUCAAAGUCACAACUUAUCUUGUCUCUCUUUACUUAUCCCUUGCUCAUGGAAAUGUCCUUCAUCCCCCCUCCCCCAACAGAGACUACUUAAUAAAACAUUUUGGUAUAUCAUUAUCACUGUUGGCAUUUAUAUAGUGCCAACUUAUUCUGCAGAGCUUUGCAAUAUUAUAAAGGGGGUGGAAUUUAGCAAUAAAUCAGAUCAUUACAAAAUGUUACAGGAACAACAGGUUACGGAGGACCUUGUUCAAACAAGCUGACAAUCUAGUCCUUUAAUAUUUUAAAGACAACCAUGUUUAUAUUUUCAUACAGGGCAAGAAGACUGGGCAAACUCAAGACACAAGGCUGCAUCGGCAAGAGUCACAAAAGGAAGCUACAGAGACCAGCCAUAUGCAAGAUACUGAUUGUACAGUCUGACGUUGUGAAUUAUCCAUUCUUCUCCAGCCCUGUAUACUGUUCAAAGUAAUUUUUUUCUAUGAACACUCCCUUUAUAAAAAAAAAGUUCUAAUUCUGUGAAUGGAUGGACUCAACCUAAACUUUUUUUUUUUCUUUUUUGAAAUACCAAAUGAAAAGAUACAAAACAAGCUGUAAAAAAAAAAAUGUUAUUUCUAGUCUGUAUUUGAAAAUAGGUGGGGAUCAAAAGAAUGAAUUUAACUUUUGAUUAACUAGUGUUAAACAAGUUAGGUUUACUAAAUAUGUUAAUCUAUUCUUUUAACAUAAGCGUAACCUUUUUAUUUUAAAGGUUUUGAACAAACUUUAUUUUAUUUUAUUUUUUUAGUUAUCAGCUUUACUUUAACAAUUUGCUACCUUUUCUCUUGUAAAACUGCAUAAAGGAGAAAACUACAAAUGCAAAUGUGGUAUCUUUUUGUAACGAGUCUUGAACAUGUACUGUAGUGUUGAGCAAAUUUUACUGUUGCUUAAUACUAAAUAAACUUUUGAAGGAAAAUCCACUGUGUGUGAAAUAGUAAUUUUAUGCAUUAUUUUUUAAAAACCAAAUAUAAAUAGUGGUAAAUUACAAAUUUACAAUGAUAAACAGGGUAAAUUACUUAUAUUUCUAAAAGGUUUACAAUAAACAUUGUUCAGUCUGGUUUUAAAAUUGGUAUAAACAUAUAAAGAUACUGGCUCACAGUAGAUUAAAUGCUGUAUAAAGUAUUCAAAGGGUUUGAAUAACCUUAAAAAAAAAUGCAAAAAAAAAAUAAUGCAUUUAAAAAUGGUUUUAAAAUAGAGAAUGAAUUUUCUGGAAAUAAAUGUGACUAGUUUCAUUCUGUUGAGCAUUUUUUCACUAGUGCAACUUUGGAAUUUAAAAGAAUUUUGGUUCCUUAAUGAGCACUUCGUACCGUGGUGGGAGCAAUUAGCACAAAGCUUUUAAAGACUUUCUGACUUGACUAAUUGAGAUCGCUUUCAUCAGUGGCAGAGGAUGUGUAACCCUUAAAACGAUCUUCAUUUGCAAAGGUAAAUAAAUGAAAUAAAAUUUUAAUAUUCCUUAAUUUCUCUUAAUAUAACCAAUAAAAGCAGGUGGAAUACAAAUCUAGAAGUUUGUUUUUUUGAAUUGAAAAGCCCCUAAAUUACCAUUUUAAACAUUUAUUUUUAAUAGCAUUAAAAACCUAUAGUUUUCUAUUUAAAACAAUGUAAAAUUUCAUAACUAGCUUUUUGACAAUGAUGCUGUCUAUAAAUCUAAGUACUCAAUAAUUUAAAAAAAAAUUACACUAACAUUUUUAUUUUUUAAUCUCUAUGCCAUACUUUUUUCCUUUUUUUUUUUUUUUAUUUAUUUAUUUUUUAAUUGCUGCUCAGUUUUUGUUUCUUAUAUUUAAAUUUUAAUUUCAAAUAAUUUUCCUGUUUGUUUUUUCUUCUGCCAGGAAGCAGGUAACAAGAACUGGGAAGACGGAUAUUUACGAUUUUAAAACUUGGGUAAGUGUAAAUUUAAUGUAUACUGUGUGUGUGUGUAUGUAUGUUUGUAUAUGUGUGUGUGUGUGUGUGUGUAUGUAUACAUAUAUAUUAAUAUAUAUAGGGUAAAUCUAUAAAACUAUACAUCAUGUAAUUUUGUAUCUAAAACUUUUAAAAACGUCAGUGCAGUACGUUAGUUGAUGGAAGAUCAUUUGUGAAGAAUAGGAAAAGAAACUAAAACAUUCUAGGUCAAAAUUGCCAAGCUAGAAGAAUAGUUGAGUUGCACAAUUUUCCAGUUUAAUUAGGUUUGCCUACAAUUUACAUUUUUGCCAGUGUAUAGUUUCUAUUUUCUUUGUACAAGGAAAUAGACUUUUUGAGGAUGGAGAAGUAAAAAUGUAAGGUAGGCAAUGCCAAUCUUUUUCUGUGAUAUAUUUGAGAUGUGAUAAAUGUGUGGCACUGAAAUGGUUGCAAAUGAAGUAUUAUCAUUAUGCCGGAAACUCUAUUUAGUUCCUACUAUUCUUCCACAAAAAUGAAGAUAUUGAGGAUACAGGACAAGACAGUAGUAUUCUUAUUUUACUGGAAAUGUGUGAUAGCCUUGAAGCCUGCUUCAACAGCCACACAUAUUGAUGGGAUUGGUGGAAGUAAUGCCCGCUUAGACGACACACAGUGCUGCAAUUGUAGGAACGAUUUUCAACAGACAUACAUUACUGUGGUUGGAGAAGACCUUUUAUUGAGACAAAUCCACAAAGAAAAUGUCUAUACUGAAUCGGCUUAGGUUUUGAGAUGGAGUUCUGAAAUUAAGCUUCUUAUUUUAGUCUAGUGCAGGGGUAGACUAUAUCUUCCCUGAUGCUUUACCAGCAUUAUGGCUGUAAGAGCAAUAGUACUAUCUGGAUAUAUCUGAAGAUGUACACAAAAUCUGUAGUGCCGAAGAUUGCCGCCCAUAGUCUAGUAGCUUAGAUUUUAGUUUUUACACUGGCUGCAAGGGCUCACUUCCUGUAUGGGCAUAAACAUGUUUGAGAUGUCACAUAUAAUGAAUACAUUAUUUUUGCUUCAACCAGCAUAUAAGUGAACCUAAUCACUCAUUGAAACUUUGAUAAAUUACAUUCAUUUUAUUUUUUGAUUUUCGGUAGUGUUAAGCAAAGGACAGAAAAAAACUAUAUACAGGUAUGAAAUAUACCUUUCUAUUACAAGUCAGAUUCUCUACCUCUAGGGCAGUACUCCUCAACCCUCUCCUCAAGGCACAACUAACAGGCCAGGAUUUAGGGAUUACCCGAGUGUGUCUAAAGUGUUUAAAAAAAAAAAAAACAACAAAAAAACACUUUUGCUUGUUUUUUUUUUCUUUUUCUAAACAACCUAGACACCUGGGUAAUCCCUAAAUCCUGGACUGUUGGUUUGCCGUGUUUUUAUUUAUUUUAUUUUUAACAUCACUGUUCCUUUCAUUAAGAGUACAUGCCCAUUUUACUAUGUAACAUAUACAAUAAUUCAGUUGUGUCUGUUGGUUAGUUCCAUGAAUAUAUGUUUAUCUAAAGGAAGACAUUACUCUAUAAAAACUAUAUCUAAUUGAAGUUGUUAUACUGCCUACAGUAGAUCUCACAUUGUGAGUGCCUCUAAAACAUUUGUUUAAAUAUUAGAAGUUUGGCUUCAACCACACCUCAAAGCCCUCUGGAUUGAGAGCUCUCAUACCCAGACAUAACGUGAAUUCACACGUACCAUGCCAUUGUGGCUUGUCGUAGAGAAUCAUUGGUGGAUUGUGGUGAGCACCGUGCAUGCAUCUUCUAUCCGAAUGCUCCUCUACAAGGAGCAUUACAUUGGACAAUCAUCCUGGAGACAUGUGAGGAGGAAUGGGGGAGACUUGGAGCUGGAGAAAAGGUACAUUAAAAGAAAAUAGUUGAAUACUGAGGGUACUGAAAACAAUGUACCCAGGAACAUGAAGACUAUAAUAUUGUGAAUGCAGAUUUCUGAACACUGUAGUCUACCUUUAAGAUUAGUUCUCUCGUGUUACAGAUUUUUUUCAUAUAGCCUAGCUUAUGAGUAUAAAAAAUAUACAACAAGGCACAUGUUUCUAUCUAUUCUGAAAACCAUGGACAUUUCUACCAUCUAGGAAUGUUCACAGCUUGCUUGCAGAACAUAAAAUGAUGCACCACUGCCUCUUCCCUGACUUACAGGGUUAUCUGCAAAACUGUGAACUGUUUGGAAUAAACUAGGGAAAUGCAAAUGUUAGGUCUAAAAUAUGCAAAUUUAAAAAAAUCUCCAACUUGACUAUUCUUCCAUGUCUUCCAUGUUCCAAAUUUUGAAAAUCCCUUUUGUGUUGCUGAUGGUGAAGAGCUCUGCCCCUGCAAUCGCACAUGUAGACAAGCAAUACAGCCCUAUAUCUGUGUGCUUAUCUGUGUUAGUGUGUGUACGAACACUUCUACAAGCACAAUACACAUAGAAACACACAUACAUUUGGAACAAGUGCACAAAUCCAUUCAGAAACAUACAAUAGCAGUGAGGGUACACUCUGUCUGCAGUGCUAUUACAACCACUGCACUGUGUGUUGGGGGAAACCAGUCAAUCCACGUUAUUAUUCGCUCUACUGCUUAAGUUCUCUCCUGUUUGUCUUAUUUAAGAAAACAUUUUUUAUUUUUUUUAAAGCGCUCUCUAGAGGUGUGUGUGUGUGUGUGUGUGUGCCUGCCCUCGUAAAUGGAAUGUCUUUCUUUAGAGCGAUGCAUGUGUUUCACUGUCAUUAAAAAUAUGCAGACCAGGAGACCUUCUCUUUCUCGUUAUAACAAAAAACUAAGCCCCAGAUCAGCCCAUCUGAAACCUAAAGAGUUGUUUGCGAGUCUAUCACUACUAGAUUCCCAGAUGUUGGUGUUCUAUAGUUAUUUGUUUGUCAGUGUACAUUGUUUCAGCUGGUUUUAAUGAGCGGAACGGAAAAAGCAUAAUUGCUGUAUGUGGUAGAAAUGUCUUUGCCACGUGUUCCUGGAGAGGCCAGCUGGCUAGCCUCCUGCCCAAAGACUAUGGGCCAUGCAAAAACCCUGUUAAAAGACUUUGUUUGUGCCAUUUCCCUAUAUUGUUUGGGAACCGAACAACCGCACGAACCAGAGGCCACCCAUAUGCUUGUUAAGCACAAUUGACACCUUUUAGCGAGGUUACACUGCAGUGUUCGAAUUGUUCAUCUGGUUGGCCGCAAUUCGUAUGAAUGACCACAAGCUGGCGGCCAUCUUGUUAGCAUGAACGCAGGCAGCGGUGUUUGAUCUCGAGUUCAUGGAACUGAAAUCGGACACUGAAACUCCCAAACACCGCUGGACUGUUCAGUGGAAUUCUUCCCACGAACAAGGUGAACAAGCUACACAUGUUAGCUAUGGAUUCCAUUCAGUAUUUUAUGCACUCUUAUACUCCCAAACGAGACCGACCGUUCACUGAUUUCAUGGAACUGUUUUGGGCAUAAGACCAUAUGUGUGGUCGGUCAAUCAAUUGACUUCGAGGGAAAAACUGAACCACUGAACCAAUCUGGGUGAUAUUUGGAUAUGUUGGUCAUCAUAGGAUGUAACUUUUUGGGGGGUUUCUAUAGAUUUGGGGGUACUUUGGGAUGUUUAUAAAUUGUAUGUUUUUUGUACCUGAGAGAAUUUAUUUUUUUGCUUCUCAGGCACAAAGGAUCAUGGGAGGGAUUUUGCAUUAAAGGCAGUGUGUGGCCUCCAAUAAACCAGAUGACUCCCAGCAUUAAGCCUUGGCUCAUGUGUGGGGCAACAGCUAUACUGCUAUAUCACUUGCUCUGUUACAGCUAUACUCUCUUGGAGGAGCGGUCUUACCACUGGGAGCUGGAUCCAGGUGUUUGGUCCAGGGUGGGAAAAGACUGGGAGACCCCAGCCAAGCUGCGGUGUCUAAGGGGCUACAGUAAUUAUGGUAUCCGGUGUGGUGCUUAUGGUACUCGGUGAGCACUAGGAAGUGUGAUUGGCAGAGGUGUACCUAGUCGGGGUGCCAGGCAGUCCGCAACACUGUACAAUUGCUCAUACAGUGUAUGUAUGUAUAUAUGUAUCCCAUCUAUCAAAGGGAAUAAUAAUUUUGAUAACUCAACCCAAAUAUUCUAAUCUGCACGUGCAUCUUUACUACCAACAUCAAAACAUCAACCCUAUUGAAUAAAGCAUUUUCUCAAAAAAAUGAAUUUCUCAAUUUACUAUAUGAAAUUAAACUAUUUCUUGACAAACCCGAACUCCCAAAGCUGCAAUAUCAGAGACUCAAAGAAAAAUCUUAAAUUUAAAAAGUGCUUCCUCAAAUAGAAAAUACAUUAUCUAUAAAAGUAAAACUACUUUUUUAUAUUUUUUUAUUUCAUGUCUUCUAGUCGGAUUUUGUUUUUAUAAUGGUUUAAAAAUGCACCGCCGGGGUUCAGAAUCCUACAUAUGUUUAUUUGUGUGCUUUAGUGAUUCAUAAAGGCUUUCAGACAGACUGUUCUUUUCAGCUAGUUCCUAGCAAAUAAAUAAUUCCAGUGGGAAAACUAUUAGAUGAACAGGAACAGAAAAUAACCUUUGUAAAAAAACAAAAUGAAAAUGUUGGUCAGAAAUAAAUGAAUCAGAUGUACAAUCAAUAGUCUUCUGCAAUCUGCUUCAAACAAAUUGCGAUAUUUGGGUGAUUUUUUGUCAUCCAAAUUCUUUAACUCCAAAUCAGCCUAUGAUCAAAUCCCGAAAUGAUGAAUGAACAAGCAGUUUCAUUGGUUUUGUGAUUCAGUUCUACGCUCUAGACCUUAUUUUUUAUUUAUUUAUUUUUUAAUACCAUUCUCAAUAUAGUAACACUUCGUAGUGCAGGUAUUUUGUGAAUGUCCUACUUGAAUGAACAAACAAAGUGCCUUUUAUUGGAAUUUUCUUUAUUGUCUUAUUUUUUUUUAUUACUUUUAAAUAAUUUCGUACAUACAAUAAAUUAAAAUGACAUAACAAAUGUACAAAAACAUAGACACAAAGACAAUAACAAACAUACAAAUUUGUGUUUGAAUAGCAUCACAAUGUAUUUUACAAUUCAAAAGCCCUUAAAGAGAUAGAAAACCUUAAUUUAAUUAUAACUUAUGUCUACCAAGACUGCAUAUUGAUAUUGUUUACUUAACAAAUGGAUGGAGGAGACCGGAAGAUCUUUUUCCAUCCGAAGUUGGAAUAACAAUUGGUCGGUAAGAUUCCUCUUCUCAAAGGGAUGGUAUGACUUCCAUUUCCUCGCUAUUACAUUCUUGGUUGACAAAUAAAAAUGAAUUAUAAUACAUUUGGAUGUAGAAGAUAAGUUCCAAUUUAGGUGUAGUAAGGCAGUAUCAGGGCCCGGAUGAAUUGAGAUGUGGAAUAAAGAUUUAAGCAGUUCGAAAGACCACCUCUUGAGAGGUUUAACUAAUUUUCAAUACCACCAUAUAUGGACAAGAGAUCCAUCAAGACAACCACUACGCCAACAAUGAGGGUUCUAGUCCAGAUACAUCUUGUUUAGCCUAUAUGGGGUUAGGUACCAUUUAUACAUGAUUUUAGAUUGACACUCUAUUAAGUUCAAACUAUGAACAUUUUUACGGAUGUCUCUGAGGGUGGCGCACCAUUCAACAUCGGUGAUAUCUAUAUUUAGUUCCGUUUUCCAUUUAUCUAUAAUAUUUAAGUAUUGUUGGUCAGAUAAAAGUAUCAAAUUGGAAGCUUUAGAAAGGAUUUUUUUUUUAACUUAAUUAAAUAUCUCCUGAAUAAAAGAGCUCAUUUUUGAAGUGGGUUUCAAUAAUGCUGUAUUCUGGAAAUUUUUACUCCUUAAAUAAGAAAAGUUAUUUGUUAGGGAGAUGUAAUUUAGUUUUAAUAUCGGCAAAAGGUAGUAUGUGAUCGUCAUGGAGGAUAUCUUUAAUGGUGCAAUGGAAUUUAGACCAAUGUUGUAAAGAGAUAUCUUGCAUAUUGUCUUCCAGUCUGGCCAAGUUGGCCGUCUUAAUGAUUUUAUUAGAUAUUUUUAAUCGACUUUUUAUUAUAUCCCAUGCCCUGAUAAUUUGUGAGAAGAUUAGUGAUUGUUGACUUAAUUCAUCUGUCACCUUUUUGUUACUAUUAAACCAUAAAUAUAUUUCCAAUCUGUCAAAGCCAACAGCCUCCGAUUCUAUUCUAUGCCAUAUCUCGUUUUUAGAUGAUUCGAUCUGGAGUUUAUAACCAUGCCCAAUAAUAUUCGCAGAAUAGCAAUUUCUAAUAUCUGGGAAGUUCAAGCCCCCUUGUUGGUAUUUCCUAGAUAAAACAUUAGCGCUAAUUCUAGGUUUUUUAGAUUUCCAUAUAAAGGACUGGAAGCUAGAUUGUAUCAUUACUAGCCAACUAUCCGAGAUCUGAAGAGGAAUCAUCCUGAAUAGAUAUGACCACUUAGGGAGAAUGUAAGCAUUAAUUAUAUUAAUCCUGCCAGACCUGGAGGAUUCUAGUGAACGCCAUUCUUUUAGCUUUAUAUUUGUGUAUUUUAUAAGGUUGAGGACAUUUAUUUCCAUUGUGUUUUUAACUGAAAUACCCAAGUAGUUAAGCGCAGUCUUAGACCAUACAAAAUCAUGAUUAUUAGUAAGUCGGCUAAGUUAUAAUCGUCAACCUUAACUUACAGCAUUUGGUUAUAUUUAAUUUAUAAUUAGAUACUUUCGAAUAGUGAGUAAUCACUAUUAAAGCUUGAGUUAACGACAUUUCUGGAGAAGUCAGCGUAGAGAGAUAUUUUUGAUUCAGAUUUAUUGGUUAACAAUCCCUUAAUCUUAUGGUUUGCUCUAAUAUUGAUGGCUAAAGGUUCGAGAGUUAAAAUAUAAAGAAGAGGGGAUAAAGGGCAUCCCUGCCGUGUAACAUUUUGUAAAUUAAACCAAGUUGAUAAAAUGUUUACUCCACUAGUUCUUGCUGUCGGCUUGGAAUAAAGAGCCAUAAUGGCAUUGUGAAUCCAACCUCUAAAACCAAACGCAAUCAAUACAGCAUCUAAGAAACCCCAGCUGACCCUGUCAAAGGCUUUUUUGGCAUCUAACGACAGGGCCAGCAAGGGGAUACGCGGUGCUCUGCACUGUCAAAUAUAUCCAAUAUUCUUCUGGUACAAGACUCUGAUGAUCUACCCGUACAAAGCCAACCUGGUCCGGAUGGACAACUGUCUCCACAAAUGGUUUUAAUCUGUUUGCUAAGAUUGAUGCAUAUAUUUUCAUAUCAGUGUUAAUCAAUGAUAUCGGUCUGUAGUUUUUAACAUCAGUUGGGUCUUUAUUAGGUUUCAGUAUUGGGAGAAUACUAGCUUGCAACAGCACUUUCGGCGUUUUUGCUUUUUUAGCCAUCUCGUUAAAAAGAGCAGUUAAAGGUACCAUUAUUUCUUUUUUCAUGAUUUUUUUUUUUUUUUUUUUAAAGUUGCUAAAUCCAUCCGGACCAGGGGUCUUAUUUAAUUCCAAUCUAUCAAUCUCUCUCUCCACCUUGUCUAGCUUAAACUCAUAGUUAAGUUGGGCUAAAUCAGGACCAGUGAUUCUUGGUAUUUCUGUAUCUAUUAAAUACUUAUUAACUUAUUUGUUGUCUGAGGAUGUCUCAAGAUUGUACAAGUUGUUAUAAAAUGUAUUGAAAAUUUGACCGAUAUCUUCUGGAGAGGAGUAUGUAAUUUGGUUGUCGAUCAAUUUAUCAACCCUGUUAAGAGUAUUUUGUUUCUUUAUUCUCUUCAUUAAAUUCUUAUUAACUCUAUUCCCUUGAUGAUAGGUAUUUACUCUAAGUUUAUUAAUUAUUUUUUUAUCUUUUCUUCUGUUUUCAUAUUGAUCUGUUAAUGGAGUUCAAAUAACUUUAACUUAAGUUGAUCUGUCGGUUUAUCUUUAUUUAAUUUAGUCACGUUAAAAUAAUGUAUAUUUAAUUCAAUCAAAUCUUUAUCUAUUGUAUUUUUUGUUUGUUUUUCUAUCUUAAUGAGAUAACCUCUUAUAACUGCUUUAUACGUCGCCCACAAGGUGGAAUCUUGGAUAUCCGGACUGGUAUUUUCAAGCCAGAAAAAUCUUGACAACUCAAUUAUGUGGUCCUGAUUUGCUUCAAGUUUAAACAGAGAAUAAUUUAUUCUCCAGGUAUUAAAAGGUCUGAAGUAGGGUAUUUGGAGUAUUAUAAAACUGUGAUCAGACCAAGUAUUGUCCUUAAUUUGAAUUGUCAAUUUCUCUGUGUGUUAGCAUUAACUAAACAUAGAUCUAUUUGUGAAUACGAAUUAUGGACUUUAGACAAGUGAGUGUAGUCGCGUAAAUCUGGAUGAAACACAUGCCAGGCAUCAUAUAAAUCAUACAUGGCGCAAAUAUUAAAUAGUUUCUUAGCUUGUUUAAAAAUGUGAUUAUUCGGUUUCCACCAGAGAUGGAUAUUUUUAUCGAUCUUAGGGUCAAAAACACGGUUAAAAUCUCCUUCUAUUAAUAAGGUACCUAUAGAUAUGUUUUCUAGUCUAUGCAUUAUUUUAGAAAACCGAGAAGUUGGAUUUAUAUUUGGCAAGUAGACAUUAACCAAAGUGUAUAGCUUGGUUUCGAUUGUACAUAUAAUUAUGAGAAAUCUACCUGAAGGGUCACUGUCUAUAAGUUUUAUAUCAUGUUUUAUAUUUGUAUCAAAAAUAAUUGCUACACCUCGUUUUUUAUUAUCAUUGAGAGAUGCAUGAUAUAGGUUUAUAUUUUUCUCCGCCCCAUUUUUGUGGUUCAGAUCUUAACCAAUUGGUUUCUUGAGCAAAAGCUAUUUGUAUUCCGUUGGUUGCUAAAGUAUUAUAAAACAUUAGUUUUUUCCGUCUUGUAUUCGGGCCUUGUACAUUUAUAGAAAUAAAUCUCAACAUCUGUCUUACAGGGACCAUAUAUAGUAACAUUAUUAUAUCUCUUAAUUAAGGGAGCUCGAUUAGAACAUUUUAUAGUGAUUUUUGCUAAGUUAGACAAAUUACAGCCACACAUGAUAAGAAAGAGACAAAACAAAAGAUGGAAUACCAAGUUUCCAUCAACAUUAAAUGAAAUUUGACCCCAAGGAAAAAAAAAAAUGUAAUAUUUAUAUAAUUACUUAUACAAUUUACAGUGAAUUUGAACUUGUGUCUUAACAUCUCGUCUUAAAUUUGGUGAAUUUUAGUGACAGAAGGAUUAAUACCAUUUAAAUAGAAUGUUGACUUUGUGAGCUGGUUAUGGUUGACUAUAGACAAACAAAAUAUAUACGAAGAAAAAAAAAACAACCUUGUUCCCUCUUUCAUGAUUACAUACAAUUACUUCCCCAUCACCUUCCACAAGUUAUGCUAUGCCAGAGUAUGUCAAACUGAAAGGAAUGGAGACUAAUUUAACAAUUUGUUUUGUCGCCAAGCCAUAAGCUUGUCUGGGUGAUCAAAAUUCUCUGUUUUACCAUCUAUUUGAAUCACCAUCUUCGUCGGAAAGCCCCACCUAAAUCUAAUAUGUCUUUUUAGAAUAGAAAUUUCCAACAUAAACAGUCUUUUGUUUCUGGUGUUAUACGAUAGGUCAGGAAGAGCGAUGAUAUUUGAAUAUGGAUCCUCUUUGAUGUUUUUUCCUCUGUUCGCUUUUAGGACUUUCUCUUUAAAUUCGUUUGACUGGAAGCACACAAUUAUGUCUCUGGGGCUUUCGCAGGCUAUUCCUGCAGGUUUAUUUAUCCUGUGACAUCUGUCGAUUUUCUCACUAUAUCCAUCUAGGUUUAGGCCUAGUGCUUUAAAGUAGUCGCACAAAAUAUUUUGCAGAUUUUCAUGCUUGUUUGUGCCACUGAAAUUUUGAAAUCUGAGAUUAUUCCUACAGGACCUAUCUUCAAGGUCUUCAACUUUAUUUUCAAGAUUUUGGAUUUUGACAGACAUACUGUUUACUUCUUCAUUCAGAGAUAUGACUCAGAAAUCCAUUUUUUCUUAAGCACUCUUCCAUUACCUGGAAUUUUUCUGAUAAUUUAGAUAUUUCGUGUCUCAUUUCUGUAGAGUUAGUCAUAAUUUCAUUCUUUAUCUAUUCUAGUAUGGAUUGUAAGCUUGCAUUGAGGACUUUAACAGUGACUUCCUCAUUAUCCUUAAUCUCCAUUGUGGAUUGGUCAGAGCUUGAUAAAGAUAGUCUGGAUGUAUUUUCUUUACCAUCUUUAGAAUUGGGAGAGUACAAAGUGGUAAUGGUCUUAUCUUGUUUUACCUCUCUUUUAUCCCGUUUCGUCAGAGUUUUAGACUCCAGGUGUGUUUUUCUGGAGGCCAUUUUACUUCAAGGGGAAAGUGAGAGAACUGUAGUUUAGGGGUUAAGAUGCUUUUCAAAACAAGAUUAGGCAGGGACCGCUCUUUGCUCCUUUCUUUUCUCUAUUUUUUUCCCCUUUUUUUCUCUUUCCAUUUUUCCCUUUUAUUUUUUCUUUUCUUUCCUUUUCCUCUUUUCCCUUUUUUUCUUUUCCUCCCUUUUUUCUUUCCUUUUUCUCUUAUUUCCUUCCCCUUUUUUUUUGUUUCUGUAUAAUGAAGGGAAGGCUGUAUAAUAAAGGAGGGGAUUUCCUUCCCUUUCUUCUUCCUCCUUUUUCUUACUUUCUUUCCCCCUUUUUUUCUUCUCUUUUCCUUCCCCUUUUCAACUUCUUGCUCUCUCCUUUACCUUCCUCAUUUCUUUCUUCUUCCCUUAUUCUUUCUCUCUCCCCUUUUCGUCUCUUUAUUUCCUUUAUCUCUGAAUCUUUAUCCUUUGUUCCUUUUCCUUUUCUUUUCACCUUAGUUUUUUAACUUAAUUUUCUUCACUAUCUCCCAACUCCUGAAUGGAUGUAGUGCUUUAUAUAGCAACCAAGCCCUCAAUGAGUAAAACAUAUAAUGUAAAGUAGAAAAAAAAAAUCUGAUCUGUUUAACAGUGCAGCGGUCUUUGGCGUCCUUGUGUGAUUCCCUUGCAAGCGAGCACACACGUCCUUAUUGAGUGCCACAGUUUACGAUAAAGUGAGGUACAGUCUGGAACGUGGCAGGAUUGUGGAGGUAAAUGUUAGGAGAGCUGCGUCUAUUAAUACCGGACGCGUCUGUUUCACAACACUGUGCGCUUGUUCUCAAAGGCUACCAGAAGAUCAAAUGCUGUUACCAGGUAGGACUGCUCAUCGGGAAAAAAGACACUGUACUCCUACUGGGAUUUCAGCGUUGGCUUUGGGGUUCAGAAAGGCUUGUGCGACAGGUUAUACAGCAUAGCCAGUCGUGUGUGUCGAGUACUCAAGACGCCAAGACGCUUCUCCUCCUCAUGAUGCGCGCGGCGUCUCACGUCAUCACGUCCCCGGAAGAUUUUAUUGCAAUUUUCUAUAACACUCUAAAGCAUUACGGGGACUUUUUGGUACAUACUCUAGUACCUACUCUAGACUUUUUGGUACAUACUCUAGUUCCAGCUUGGGCCUAUGUUUCACCUUGCUCUUACCAAAUUUAUUACCAUUUACCCAUGUUCAGGGCAAAAACUACUAUUUAACUUGGGACUAUAUGUUACUCCUCACGUACCCCAACAUUUCCUAGUGCUCAGGGUGAAAGAGCUUAACUGAGAAACCCCAAGCAUGUAACGGUUUUGUAUUUUAUGAUUUUAAAAUAUUUACCCCCUUUUUUUUUUAUUUUCUUCAUCAUUUUGUUUGUAGUAAAAGUAAUAAUUCUGCAGUUGUAUUCAAUAUAUGUUUUUUAAUGUCCUGUUGAUGACUUUCAUACAAUUGCAGGAAAAAGGACAGUGUCUUAAAUUUCCCAAGAGAGGCUGCUGGUUACAUUAACUCAUAUUAAACUAAAGCGAUUUCUAUUCUGUUUUCCAUUAGCACUGCAGUUAUUCUAGGAAAUAUAUAAUGGCCAUUACUUAAAAGCAUAACAGGCAGGAAUUCUCACUGGUUUACUGAAAAGUGGCAACAUAUAUAUAUAUAUAUAUAUAUAUAUAUAUAUAUAUAUAUAUAUAUAUAUAUAUAUAUAUAUAUAUAUAUAUAUAUAUUAAUAUAUAUAUAUAUAUAUUCCAUUGAUGAUUACUAGAGAAUAUGAGAUUUUCUAUCAUUCUUUAAAUCUUUUUUUUUCUUUUUCUUUUCCUCUCUCAUCCAAAGGGAGUCCAUUUUCCACUUCAGUCUCACCUUCUAGUUUUAAUAAUCUACCACCCUCUCUCUUUUUGUCAUUGCCUUUGACCUUGUGUUUUUACACAACAUCUCUUCUAGCUUGUACGUUCAUUUUAGCAAGGUCAUCAUUAGCCUAUUGUUCCUGUCAACACUUGUAACUGUUUUCUAUUAAAUCCCCUGUUAAAAACUGUAAAACACGAUAUAAAUGCCAAGAAUAUGUGAUUCUGUGCCGUUUGAUACCUCUGGUGAUAUACAAAAUGCAGGUCUGCUUCAGAGCAGUUGGCCACUCCGCUUUCUUAUCUCGUUUUGUCAAAAAUUGUCGUGUGCUCUUAUUUAUUCCUUUUUUUUGUUAUAAAUUAAAACUACUAAGAAAAAAGUCAAUUUUUUUUUUCCUGCAGAAAGGUUUGCAGCUCUGCUGUGAUAUCACCAUAUAUGCAAGGGAUGUAACUGUAAAGUCACCCGUAACCUUUUUACAUAAGCACUUGUGCGAUCGCUUCACCGUUCACCUCACUGGACAUGCACACGUAUCUCUAAAGCUGAAAAACUACAGGGAUCAGUACUGUCUCUUUUGGCAGCAGAAACUCUAAGAAAUUCUAUGUCUAAGCUAGAAUGAGAACUGGCGGUCAGAGAAGACUGCUGCUCCGCUGUAGAUUCACAUGCUAUACAAAACAGACAUGUUUACAAGACAGCUGACAUUAGUUUGUUUUCGCAUGCAUUCAGUACAUUGUGUCAAUUCCACCUUUCCAUUUAUUACAUUUUGUUAGUGGUGGUCUUCAUAGAGACAAGUGCCUAGUUUUGUCAUACAAGGAACAAUUAGAUUUUUUUUUUUUUUUUUUUUUUAUCAUUGAAGUUAUGUUGUAUAGUUUAUUUUGAGGACUCCUUGAAUGCUUUGCGUUCUAUAAACCAUGGUUCACUGUGUAUAUGUAUAACAUGUAGUGUGUGUGUGUGUGUGUAUGGAGAAAAUUUUUAAUCCAUUUAGAAUAUCUCCACAUACAGUUAAUUUAAUGAAGUGAAAUCCUUAAAGAUGAUGGAUAGCUCUUAUGACGCUAUCUUUAAUGGUAUCCCCAUUAUUGUACCCCCCGUAUAGCCUUUGGUUUAUAUCUUAUAAAGAUUAAAAUAAGAAUGCAUAUUUUCUUCAAAGUUUGAAGAUUAUAGAAAUAUUUCUAGAUGUCUGUUUUGUUAAUUGAACCUUCUUUGCUGUGAUGCUGUUUAAUGAGACUACUCGCAAACACACUUUGCUGAACAAGGGCUGAUUUCUGGUAUUCUUUUGAUGUUUCAUAAAAGUAACUUUUUUGCUAGAUAUCGUUAAUAAGUUUCAUGAAAACCAUGCAUAUAUUUGUGCAGAGACAAAAUAAAUGACCCAUGUACGUGCUGUGCUUUUUAACAUGUUGUCUUGGUAUCUAUUUAUUGUGUUUUGUUUUAGUCCAAAUUGGGACUUCACAAUUCAAACUUUGACAUUGGGUUUGGCAAAAUGCUUUCUCCUGACAAUAUAAUAAAAUCACAAACUGCGGUUGAAAAAUGAUUAAGAGACAUUGAUUUGAUUUAAUCUGAUUAACCAGUGGUUUUCGAAUUUAUUUGUGAAAAUAACCAAUUUGAGUGGUGAGUUUUUCCUAUACUAAGAUAGUUCUCAUGCUUUUAUAUAUUUUAUUUUAAGAGGUUUCCCUUUUAAUGUUGUAUGAUGUAGUUGGCACUGGGUUGAGAAGAAUAGUUAUCAGUACUACAAAUUAAGAGACACUUUCUAGGCUGUGUUGGUUAUAAUUAUAAAUAUAAAUUUUGUGCAAAUUUAGCAUCUGAUGCCAGCACGAAGAGCAUACAGACAUCAAAUGACCGCAUGCCUACCCCCUUGCCACCCAUGUCCUCACCUACUGUCUCCCCUACCUCUCUGGUUAGUGAAAGUGAUGUCUGCUUUGGAGGAUGAAUCUGCAGGGGGAACUUGUAUUUUUUUUUUUUUGAGGUUAGGAAGAGUUACUUUUACCAAAAAAUAGUGUUUUCUUAAAAUACUUUUUUUUUUUUUUUUUUGGAUUGCCUAUUUAAAGGGGCACCCUACUGCCCAAAUACAAAAUAAAUUUUAAAAAAAAAAAACACAGUUUAAUAAAUGCAAACAUAAAAAAAAAAAAAAAAAAUCAUACUGAAGGGGAAAACUGCUGGUCACAUGAUAUCAAAUUAAUCUAUGACAUGAGGGCCCAUUUAUGUUUGUAACAUUUCAAUAUUUAUUGUAAUAUAUUGCAAGGUGGAGCUAUAACUCUAAUGGUCCCGGGAUCUCUGCAGCUUGUUAUUACAUCAGAUGGAGAGCAAUAGACUGGCUUUUGUGUUGUGAGUACAUGAAGAUUGAUUAUAUAGGAAGCACUAGAGGCCAGAACAUUAGAGAGCAGAUUUGGAAAGGAAGCCAUCAUGCAGAUCAAUUGAUCAAAGUGAUGUCUCUUUAGACACUUAUUAGUAUUGCGGAAUUUAGACUUAUCUACAUUCUCAAGAAUAGCUUUGCAACUUGUCUUGGUUUUGCAGAUAUUCUGAAAGCAAAUGUGUUUUCUGCACCACUUAUACGAUCACUUAUUUAUUCUCGGAUUAUGUAGCCUACAAGACAGUGGUGAAAGUACUUUGAAGCAGUUUCUCUUGUGAAAGGCAUGUUAAAUCCUUCAGAGAUGAAAGAUUGCAAGCUGCGUCAAAUGGCGUUCCUUCUCUGCAUGUGUUAAGUCACAGUUAAAGCCCUAAUUCCAUAUUUACAUUCCAGUUUAAUAACUUAUCUUGCUAUACUGUGCCAGAAUUUGCAAGGUGAUGCUUUUUUUUGUUUUGUUUUGUUUUAAUUGUGGCAUCAAACCUCAUUCACUUUUUAUCCAUUAAUUGCUGUAUACCAGUUCUAAUUUUCAAUGUUAGGAGAAACUCAAACCUUUCACGUCGAUAAUAUAUAAAAAAAAAAAUAUUUACAAAUCUUCUGCAAGGUAAAACUGUUAUAGAAUGACUGACUGAGCCAUAACCAAAAAUCAAUCUGCAUUUUAAAAUAUUGCAAUUAAAAUCUGAUUAUUUUGAUGUAUCUUCUGGACUUGCCAAAAACACGUCUUUAUGUGUAAUGUCGGUGUUAACUGUCAUAAACCCAGUUGGGUAACAAUACUAUUUCUCUACCGUAAACUGAUAAUAAUAAAUAAUUAUUCUAUUUUGGAGUUUUUUUUUUGCUCUCUUCUCUCAUCAAGUUACCUGGUCUACCUUCCAAUCGUCUGUGGGCUUUUUUUUUUUUUUCUUCUUCAUUUAGUCAUUAUCCUCUCUGCCUCCAGAAUUUUACCCUAAAAUAGCUUUAUUUAAAUUAUGUACCUUAAGCUUUUCACCCUCUCUCCAUUGCAGCAUUCUUAGAACUCUCCCUAUUUGGUGACAUGCUUUUUCACUUAAAAGAAUAUAAAGGUAUCACAUUCUUGUUGCCAGUUGAGUGAUCACUAUUUCUGUGCAAAGACUGCAAACCUCUUCAAACCAUUGUUCCUUCAAGUUGUCAAGGAGUUUUAAUAUGGUAAACCAUUGGAUGGAUGGAGUGAUCUCUUGCCCUGUGAAGAAGAAAAAAAUCAGUGGAGGUUUUGUGAAACUAAAAUUCUUAUGGGCAAUGUUAUGUCCUGUGCCUUGUUCUGACUGUAUACUUAUCAUGUGUCUUGCCAUGUAAAAGGGACACUUCAAGUUGUUAUGGAGGUUGUACCACUGGGCACCUGUGCACACUGCCUCUUGUCUCAUCCUCUUGCUAUUUUAAUGAUCACGUUUAUACAGUGGGUGGCCAGUGAAAGGCUGAAUGUGUCAGCAUACCUAAUAUUUGCUUUUUUCACAAGCAAAACCCUAAUAAUCAGUCUGGCUGUUUGGGUUGGACAUAGAAGACUUGUGGUUAAACGGUUUAAUUCCAGAAGGUAAGAAGACUAUGUAUCUUGGAUAUCUCUGUGGAAAUCAGAGAAAAAUUGUUGCAGUGUCGCUAGCAGCUAAGUGGACAUGGAUUGUAACAGGCUUUGGGUAAGUGGAGUAUCAGGCGAAGAAGGCCAUUGGGCCAGAUCUGAAUAAUCUUUGCCCUGUUUUCUGUUUUUGUGCCAAAGAAGUUAAUCUUGUCAGACUUCUCAGCCUGCCUUCAAGAGAUCAAACUCAACACAGAGCUAGCAGCACAUGAGACUGCUCUCAAUCAAAUCUAGGACAUGCCCCCCACUUUUAAGCUCAAUGACUAAAUACUAUGUAUGUUAAACAUAUAUAAAAGGCUCUCUGGCCUUUCUCCAGUCCACAAAGUCACCUCAAUGAAGUCAUUAAGAGGGCUGGAGUCCCUUUCGACUCCGUACCUCUGCACUGGAAAAUAAAAUGUUGGAACACACAGAGGCCCACAACGACCUUACUUCUAAUGUUGAGGACCUCAUGACUUAUUUUGGCCAAAUAGGCUGAUAUGUAGUACUGGACAUGCCGCAGUAAUCUCUGAAUAAGAGGAGUGCUGGAGACUGAAUCCGCAAGAUCAAAGAGCCUAUGUAAAUGGUCUGUUUCCCAUACUUGCCCCUGAUCUUACCCAAGACCUAAUGGAUCGCAUACACUGGUUUGUGAAACUAUUAUACCUACUGAAGAAACUACCAUGGGGCGUUAUUAUAAAAAUGUAUGAUUACCACACUAAGGAAGUAUUAUCCGUUCCAGACGGUUGAAGGGCUUGCCGAUGACUUACCACAAGCUACUGAUUUUUGCAGACCUCUCAGCGGCCACUGUAAGGAAGAGGAAAUCCUUCACCACCAUCAGAGUUGCUGCAGGAAAACAGAUUGGCAUAUAAAUGGGGCUACCUGAUCAAAUUGUUCAUUCAUUGAAAUGGAACUGUUGAUAUUCUUAAUUCUUCUGAAGAAGACAUUCAAAUACUCUGAACCUGGGGAAUCGCACAACCUGAAGGCUCAACACACUCCCCACUGUACCCACCAGAAUGGAAGAUGGCUCACCAAUGAGACUCCUGUGAUACCAGCCUGUCUUCUUGCCACCUUACAAAUUCCUCCUGGCACAAGUACCUUUACUGCUUGGUAUUCAUUUUUUUUUUUUUCCAUUAUUGCAUGUUACGUUUGUUUCCCCGCUGUCACUGGGAAUUGGAAGUUAUGUCUUACUGGAUAUAUGUAACUUUCAAACUACUUACCCUUCAUGUUGUGAGUGUGUGACUGCUGGUGAUAUGUACUAUACAAAUGAGACCCCAUUACUGAUUGAUACCAUCACCACAGCCCCAAAGAUUACACUUUUAUUACUGUUUGUUGAUCUAUCAAACACACUAAUUAUGUGGCUACCCCAAAAAAAAAAAAUGUAGUUGAUGUGCAUAGUUAUCCCUAUCUUACAUUCACUGGGGGGUUUUCUAGUACUUGAAUGCUAAAAUUAUGCUACAACUAACAAACUUGCCUCUACCCAAAAAAAGUUAUAAAUAUAUAUUACCACUACAACACUACAAUGAAAUAUAUAUAUAUAUAUAUAUAUAUAUAUAUAUAUAUAUAUAUAUAUAUAUAUAUAUAUAUAUAUAUAUAUAUAUAUAUAUAUAUAUAUAUAUAGAUAGAUAGAUAGAUAGAUAGAUAGAUAGAUAGAUAGAGAGAUCGAUCCUCCAAACUUUAAUAGUGAGGACAGAUGAUGUUGCACUAUUACCUGGUAGAUGUUGUUAUUAUUAUUAUGAUAUUUAUAUAGCACCAUCAAAUUCCACAGCGUUUUACAAUGGGUGGACAAACAGACAUGUAAUUGUAACCAGACAAGUUGGACACACAGGAACAGAGGGGUUGAGGGCCCUGCUCAAUGAGCUUACAUGCUAGAGGGAGUGGGGUAAAAUGACACAAAAAGGUAAGGAUAGAAUUAGAGUAGUGACAGUAGAUGUGACUUUUUACCUAUAGAUACAGCGUACACCCUAGUGCAAUAUAUUAUCUUUACCAUAGCUAUAAUUAGUGCUAUAAUUAGUUGACCAAGCAGAAAACCCAUAAUUUCCACUCUAAAUUUCUAUUAUGCGCAAAAUGAAAAAGGAGGAGGAAUGUACUCCAUUCAAUCUUUAUAAGACAAUCUAAUGUCCCAACAUGAAUGCACAGCCUAUUUUGAGGACUGAUGAAGCAGAAGUGCAUCCAGGUUUGAAACUAUUAGUUUCUACCCCCACGGCACUGCAUUUGGUGCCUAGCCAUUAUCAAAGCCUUUUACCUUUUAUGUUACGGUUUUCUCUCUUUUAGUCAUUUCUGCUCAUUUGCUUACACGCUACCUUUACUGUUUUUCACAUUCCUGGGCCGGAGGGAUGAUGGCAAUUAUUAGAGGAGUGAGUUUACGUAGAAGUACAACUAGCCAUAAAAUCCCUCCCAACUGGUAAGUCGACAGAUCCUGAUGGUUUUGCCAAUUCAUAUAAGAAGAAAUUUUAAGAUGCCCUAGCUCUUCAACAAACACAGCUCUUGAAUGAAGCCAACACUGCCACCUCUUGGCACAUGUUAAAUGUUCCGGAAACCAAGUGAACUUCCUACUAGCCACCAACAUUUUGACCCAUAUACCUUGUAAAUUCUGACACAAAACUCUUUGCAAAGAUAUUUGCUCUGAGGUUGGGCCCCAUCCUGCCACACAUUAUCCAUGAUAACCAUGUGACAUUUAUAAUGGCAAGACAGAGAUCAGAAAAAAAGGGAAAGUACUGAGCAUCUGAAACCAUCUUAAACACCUUAACCAAAGCAGGCUUUUUCUCUGUAUUACAGAUUCUCUGAAGUCCUCCUUCUCUGACUGGAGAAACAAUUACAUCACACUUUGAGGCAUACGAGUCACCAAAACAAACAUAAAUUAUUCAAACAGAACUGUGAAAGACUAAUCCAGGAAUUUGAGCAGACCUUUCACAUAGUAGACGAAGAAUAUUUGUCCUGGUACAGCAGACUAGCUGCUUUUAAAAUGUCCCUAUUACCCAAAUUCCUCUAUUUGCUGUACAUUUUUUUUUUUUUUAUAAACCUACAAGAGUCUAUCACUGAGUUUAUAUGGGUGGGGAAGAGUUGGGGUGGCUACCAUAAUUCUCCAAAAAGCAACCCACCAUGAUGGCCUAAACCUGCCCAACAAGAAAUUGUAUUAUAAAGCAGCCCUGCUAUGCUUGUUUGUAGCCAUUCAUACCACUGAAGCGACCCCUCAAUGGGUGGCCGUAGAAUCUUUGAUUAUGCUAAGCCAGACUGUGUUACUUAUUUUGAAUCCCUAAACACUUUCAACCACAAACUCCAGCAAUGCUCAACACUAUUACAUUAAUACAACUUAAUGGGACUCAAGCUGCAAACUUUUUAUGUAAGGGUGAACUGCACUCUCUAGCCUCGCUGAUAUGGCAGAUUGUUUUGACAAUUAGGAAACCUACUUCAGCUAACACUCAAUACUAUGCCAUAUGACAAAAGCAGACAACUCAUCAAACAAACCUCCACUCUGCCCCACUCAACUUGGGUAUCUCCCAUCUCACCUAGUAUGUUUUCCAAUCAGUUGUGUCUUGGAAAGUUACAGGGUUAAAUAUAGUGCUAGCAAAUUCAAUUCUCUGGACUUUUGGCCUGGGUUGUCAGACAGGUCCCCCAAAUUGCAAUCAAUAAAAUCACUUAAUUAUGUAAAAAUAUUACAUAAAUAUGCACUUAGAAUAUAAAUAUAUACAUAUUUAUAUAUUUGAAAUCUACAUGUAGAUUUAUGAAAUUAUGUAUGUAAUUAUGUAUUUGGACAUGUAUAUAAAUCAAAAUACAGUUAGAAUAAAAUUACAUUUAUAAUUUCUUUAAAAAAAAAAAAAAUAAUUUUACAUUGUAUUUAUUUUUAAUUGUUUAUUUUUAGAAUAUUUAUAUUUUUGUUUGGAAAUGCCUAAAUCAGACUAUUGGUUUGCCUGAGAACUGAGUUGGGAACCACUGGACUAUAGUACGUCCAUGAGUUGGCUGCUGUACAAUCAUCUCAGUGAAGGCCAUUCCAUUGUCAAACUUCUGAUUGGUGCAAAUCUUCUGUUUGUGUUUUUCUCCCUUAAAACAUUGUAGUGUACAAUUAAAUUAAAAUGCCCUUGGAAAGGGUCUUUAGAAAUAACCUUUUACAGUUUACUAAUUUUGAAUAUUGCUUCCGUUAAACAAUACGUGUUUUUCCAUUAUUAAGUACUAUCCUAAUCUGAUUAUGUGUAAAACCCACUAACAGAUGAUGAUGAUGAUAAAAACUCAAGGAUAAGGGAGGGAAAAGCAGGAAAUGUGUGUAGUAAAAAAAAGAAAACAAAACUGGUUCAUUUAUUUCAAACUUCCCUAGGAAGACAAACAUUAUUUUACUCUCUAAGCCUUUUCCCCUCUGCCACGGAUCACACUCCUACCUCCUCCAUUUCUCCUCUCCAAGUCCUAUGGGCACACUCUGAUAUACUCCUAUUCGCACACUCACAGAUAAAUACUUAUAGAAACACUCAGACACACUCAUAUAGACAAACUCAAAAAUACACACUUAUAGGCUCACUCACAAAUACACUCCUAUGGACACACUCACAGAUAUACACAGAUGCAUAAAAUUAUACUCCGAUACAGACUUACAAUCAUGCAUGCACACUCAGUCACACAUUUACACUCUGACACACAGCAGACAUCCCAAGUCUCCCAGUAGUUCCGGGAGACUCCCUCAUUUUGCAUGUGGCUCCCUGAUACCUGCAGAACAUGUAUAAUAUCCCGGAAAUCACACACACAAUCUGACCUACAACUUAUAUCUGAUUGUUUGUUGGUUUUCCAGGAUAUUAUACAUGAUUUGAGCCCCCUUUCCUUAUUACUAAACAGGGACCGGUGGGGUGCCGGCACUUUUAAGAGCCGACCACAGAAUCAGUGGAUGGGGAGGAAGUGAUGACCGCCUGUCAUUUCCUCCCUUCUUCAGAGAGCCACACGGGAUGACUGGAGGGAGGAGACAGCAUGGAGUCAGCAGCUCCAGCAGUGACCCACCCUUCAGUAGCUCCUCAGUGCACAGUGUACAUUAUUCUACUGUUUCUUAGUACUACUAAUUCCCAUUCCUGGCAGCCCUACACCAUCCCUCACUUCCUGUAUUACCAAGAAUUCUGCAUGCUGUGGCUAUUCCUACCUAUAGGGAGCUGCAGCCUUUUGCCUUUAUAGUGGGAAUUUAUUUUCCACUCCCUUGCAGUCCGAUGAUUGAGGCUUAUGGGGUGGGGGCUUUGCAGACGGCAGCCAAUGAACUGCUUCAGUGUGGUACAAACCCUCAGGGAGGUCCUGCAGCUUCGUGUUGGACUUCAGCAGAGUGCCAUAGCACCAGCAUGGCUUUCUAGAACCACAAUAUAGGGCUUCUAAGGGGCUGGCUUACAGUAGCUGCUGUUUUGUUCUGGCAGAAAUAUUUAAAAAUCCAAGUCUCUAGGGCGCACCCCUGCUAUUGCACUCGAAGGCAGUCACCUUCUGUAUAGAAGUCUAGUAUAUUUAAUCUAUUAAAAAAAACAUUUAUACAGUCAUUGAUAUGUCCUACUAGAAUAUCCAGUGGUGUAACUCUCACAAAUGUAGUAAAUAGAUCCAAUAUAGAGUUGUGGGAAAUAAAAGGCUUAAAAUAUGAUUUGUAACUGUAUUUGGUGUUUUUUUAUGUUUGUUUACAUGUCCACUUAAAGAUAUCUCUCAUUUCAGGACUGCUCACACUACAUACAAUCUGCUUGGAGCUACACUGUGUUCACCAAUGUGCCUAGGAGUCAGUCAUUGCUCGGACAUGUGAAGCAUAUAUUUUUAUUUUUGCAAAUAUCUGAUUGCAUUGUAUAUAGACAUUAAACAGAUGAUCUCUACAUUUUACUUAAUAAAAAAAAAUGUUUUCCAUUGUUUCACUGUACUUUUUUUUAAGGGUUAAUGUGAUGCAGAACUAUUUGAUUUUCACUUACUUUGAACAAAAAAAUCUUGUCACAAUACAACUAUUGUUGGGUUUUGUUGUAAAUGUUAUUUAUCACUAGAACCAAGCCAUUAAUGUACACCUAAUGUAGUCAUGCAGAGCAACAUGAUUCCAUAAUCUGUCAAUCUGAAUUAAAAUUAGGUGUAGAUUGAUUGAUUGAUACAAAAUGGAUCAAACUUCAAUAUCAAACAGCAAGAACAGGCACCGAGAUCUCUUGCUUGACUUGUAAAAUGCAGCAGAUAAGAUAGCAGCACUUUAUAUACAUAUCUUAUAAUAUGACUAAAGCAAUGCAUUACAAAACCUCUUUAAAUAGAAUAUUGUACUUAUUGUUGCCUUAAUAGUCAUAUUUACCAUGUUCGAUCUUUCAUGAUAUUUUGAUGCCUUUUACC
This is a messenger RNA of Pelobates cultripes (western spadefoot toad), 93137 nucleotides long. Lineage: Eukaryota; Metazoa; Chordata; Amphibia; Anura; Pelobatidae. The record is from the annotation of a GenBank genome assembly.